CAGGAUUUAUGGUUGCCCGGAAACCCUCCUGCCCAAUGGGAGGCCGCCUUAUUUGCAGCCUGUGCACGGAGCGCCCUGAGAGGCUGUUGCGAGUGGGCGUGCCGCGCCUUGCUCUCGCCCCUCCUCCUCCCUCUAAACUUCCUGUCAUGCUUUCCUUCAGGUUGCAUCAUUUCUAGCCGGUUGGCUGCUGGGCCUACAGCCGGGUGAGUCCGUUGAGCUGGAAGGGCAGGUGCGUUUCGGGGGUGGGGGGGGGGAAGCGGGGUGCGAGGUGGGGGUAGUAGGGAAGAAGUGGGCUCGUCCCUCGCGCUUCCCGCCCUACCUGCCGCUGUUAGUGAGCCUGGCUCAGUGGCUCCCCGCCGCUCCCGGGGCUGACAGCUGUGGGCGUGAUUCUGCCGAGGGCGGGGAGCGAGUGAGAGUUUCUAAAAAAGACCCCGAUAUUUCCUGCCUCAGGAGACUUUAAGGAUGGACUGAGCCCAAUCUUGGGUGGUCACUAUUUAAUCUCAUGUUUUAAGGGAGCAGCAAAAGAGGCUGAUUCCCCAUGUUAAAAGUACUGUAGUAUCUCAUCGCCAGCAAUUUUGCCGAAUAAACGCUGGUGUACUUUUAAAAAGCUUUCGUCUUCUUGCGUUCCUCACGUGGCUUAAUUUUGCUUGCUCCUUGAAGAAAUUUUAUGUUUUUAAAGUUCUUGAUAUUAAGGUUCAAAAUGGAGCUCUUGGCCUAAGCAUUCAUUCAUUUUGUGUGUGUGGGGGGGGGGCUCCUCCCUUUUCCAGGUUUAUGAAGUUUAAAAUGAACUUAAGGAUGACUAGAAAUGCUUUGCUCUCAUUUCCCCUCUCCCCACAGUAGCUUUCCCUUAAGGGUUGCUCUGCAUAGUCUCCUAACAAGAAGAUACACAUUAGGAGGAAAGAGAUGGGUUCAUAUGUACAGGUUCAUUUGUAUGUGUCUAUGAGAGUGAAGUGUACGUGUAACAAUUCACCUUUAUGUAGUUCUUCAGAGUCUUCAAAGCCCAUUGUAUACACUAUCUUAGUAAUAAUUACAGCAGUGCUGUAAGAGAGAGUAAUACAAAUUUCAUAGUUCAGGUGGAAAGAGAAUGGGGCAGAGGGAGUGGUUUUCCAGAUGCUUUUUAAUGAACUCAUACCAUCUGUAUGUGUAGAGUCUAGACUUAAACCUGCUCUUUUAGCAAUUACUUCCAGUCAAUGAAAGGCUUAUCACCUCUGUUAAUUGAAUCUUAAAGGUAUAGCUAUCUAGUAAAAGUAGAAAAUAUAAACAUAAUCAAAUGGUACUAGCAGCAUGAAAUACUUGGAAGCCUUACAUUUGUACCAAAGCAAAAAUCUAUUUUUGAGUAUAGCCACAAGCCUGACUUUAUAGUAAAUGAGCAAAACUACAGAGAUUCACUAUCCAGAUGAGAACAGGGAGGCAACAGAAUUAAUAAGUAGUUCAUGUCUUUGUUUUUGUUGCCAUUUUGUGAGACAAUGGAGUGUGCCUCCAGAGGUGAAAUCAAACCAUUGGAGAAUCACAGCAGCUGCUGUGAAUGCAGAGACCAAUAACUUGUAACUGCUGCCUCCUGUGUUAUUUCACAAGCCUGGGCAGUGUGUAUGGCGGUCCCAAGCUGCCCAGACGACAAGACACUCCCACUCGGCCUCACUGAUGUGGUCCAAAGGAAAGCAGAACAAUACAUUUGGUACCUGCUUGGCUGCAGGAGUUGCCAGAAGGAGGUGUACAAGACAGUAUUCAAUCAUCUUAGGGACUCCACUCUGAAUCUGUGUAGUGUUUACUCCUUAGUGUUUUUUUCUCCCCAAGAUAUCCCACAAGGCAGUGGAGAUUUAGGACCAGCGUUUUCCUUCUCCUAGAUGGGCUACCUUACCAGGUUGAUGAGCCCCAUCUGCCUCUCACUUCACUCUACAGCAUGUGCCAAAACCACUUUAUUGGCUGUUGGACCCAUUAUUUGCCUCAUCCACUCAAUCCACCAGAGCCUGUCUUCACAUGCAGGGGAAGUUCAUAACUCACUGAGGGUUUGAGACCCAUCAGCUACCCUCACCUGGUUUAGCCAGCCAGUCAACGCUAUUUCCUGGGAUGUGGCUGCUGUUGCAUGCUGACAGCUUCUGGGAGCCACAGGUGAGAGCUGAGUGCAGGGUGGGACUAAUGGUUGACAAACUACCCCAGAAAGAGCAUGCACAAUGUGUUCCUCACCAGAGGUACUUCCCUCCCCUAACACCCCAUACAGCCCAGUUGAUGUCUACUACUUAGCUUAAGGCCUUGAAAAGUUGUCCACACAACUGCCUACUUCUGACUGAUAAUCUGUUCGUAACUUGUGUGAUAAUUGCAUCAUGAGGGCAGAGCUUCAGCCAGGGAGACAAUAUUUGCAUCUUGUUGGAUAUCUGUCUUCUUUGUCUCCUGCAUAUGCUUUCAGGUAUUUAUUCCCUGGCAGUGUGGGUAUAACUUACUGUGGUACCUCGCAAGACGAAUGCCUCGCAAGACGAAAAACUCGCAAGACGAAAGAGUUUUUCGUUUUUUGAGUUGCUUCGCAAGACGAAUUUCCCUAUGGGCUUGCUUCGCAAGACGAAAAACGAAAACGUCUUGCAAGUUUGUUUUGAUUGCAAUGAUUUUCAAUGCAUUCCUAUGGGAAACCGUGCUUCGCAAGACGAAAAAUUCGCAAGACGAAAAAACUCGCAGAACGAAUUAAUUUCGUCUUGCGAGGCACCACUGUAGUAGAAAAUUUGUCAAUAUUGAAUUACAGUUGCAUCACAUUAAUAGCCAGCCAGUAUUUGUGUUAAUCACCAACUCAUCUCCUCCCCUUUCCUCCUCUGAAUCCACUGCCUUGUACAGAGAAUUUGAUGGAGGGGUGGAGUCAGUCUUUUAUUUUAUGCUGAGAUGGGGAACAUGCAGAAUCUGUGUCAGUGCCUUGCUGCAUCUGCCUGUUCUAAAGUCCAGCAGAAAUUGGGUGACCCCUUUCCCCAGGUUUCCAAGGACUUGGAAGAGUAGUAUGGUUGGUCUCUUGUGUCUAUCAUGGUGAAAGUCUUAUUCCUCUGAGUUCUUUGCUAUAUGCAGAGAAAUCUGAGAGGGGGGUCUUUUUGCCUCAUCUUGAAGUGAGCAGCGUGGGCUUACAGGUGAUUGAGAUUUGUGGAGUCAUGUUAGUGUGGAUGGAAUUAUGUCCAGGACCACCAUGGCUGUACCUUGGUAUUUAUUCAUAGACACUUCAGCUUAUUAAAUUCCUUCUGUUUCCACAUCAGCAUGAAAGUGGGUGGUGGUACCAAUGCUGUAUGAUGGAAUUACAUCAUGCUGCUAUUUGAGUAGAUAAAACAGCUAAGUUCCUCACUGAUUUGGCUUCUGCUGCACCCCCACCUGCGAGCAUCUCCACAUCUAUAACCAGGCUCUAUUCCCAAUUGCAAAACACUUCAAACUUCAUCUUCAUUCAUCUGUUGCUUACUUUACAGCUAUGUUGGCAGUACAGUGAUCACAUUUAUCAAUGCAAUCUUGCUGGCAGUUGAAAAACUUCCACAAGAUCCUUCAUUAAAACAAAUAUGAUUUUGUGGAAAUAUGAGACAUCCAAGAAGCUGUGCAUUGUUUGCGCUGUUUCAUAUUUCACAUUUUAGUGAAAAACCUAACAAGUUGUAUUUUGUUACUUUUUGGUGAUGGAUAAAUGCCAGGUAAAGGUAAAGGGACCCCUGACCAUUAGGUCCAGUCGUGACCGACUCUGGGGUUGUGGUGCUCAUUUCGCUUUAUUGGCCAAGGGAGCCGGCAUACAGCUUCCGGGUCAUGUGGCCAGCAUGACUAAGCCGCUUCUGGCAAACCAGAGCAGUGCACAGAAACACCGUUUACUUUCCUGCCGGAGCGGUACCUAUUUAUCUACUUGCACUUUUGACAUGCUUUUGAACUGCUAGGUUGGCAGGAGCAGGGACCGAGGAACGGGAGCUCACCCCGUCACGGGGAUUCGAACCACCGACCUUCUGAUCAGCAAGUCCUAGGCUCUGUGGUUUAGACCACAGCGCCACCCGCGUCCCACCAGGAGGUGUUCCUAAAUGUGUGUGCUUGGAAUAGCUGUGGCUGCAGUGGAUAUCCUGUGAUGCAGUUCUGAGGCAUAGUUUAGUAUGCCCCCCAUUCAUGAACAUGUAUGAAAGUUUGGGCAGGUGGAUUUAAAGAACAUAGUGUACAAAUAUAAUUUUUCAGUUUUCAGAGGUUAGCUGUUUUUGAUGCUCAUCUCAUGGGUUUUUGUCAUCCAUCCAUGUAGUAUAUAGAGUGGUACCUCGGGUUAAGGACUUAAUUCGUUCCGGAGGUCCGUUCUUAACCUGAAACUGUUCUUAACCUGAAGCACCACUUUAGCUAAUGGGGCCUCCUGCUGCUGCUGCGCCGCCAGAGCAUGAUUUCUGUUCUCAUCCUGAAGCAAAGUUCUUAACCUGAAGCACUAUUUCUGGGUUAGCGGAGUAUGUAACCUGAAGCGUAUGUAACCUGAAGCGUAUGUAACCCGAGGUACCACUGUAUCUAGUAUUUCUGACUAGGACUUUUGUCUCUACCUGCAGAAGUGUCCAUAGGAAUAGUUCCAGCUUUUGACAGAUUCGUUGGGUGAAUCCUGCCUACAACUUAGAAAUUAUACUCAUUAAUAACUUCUUUGUUUCCUGUAGGUUUGGAGGCCACUGUCCUAUUGAUAGGAACUCUCAUACCACGUCCUUUCCCACUGGAUGUUCUUCUCUUUAAAAGUAGUGAGUAACAUAGCAUUUUCAAAAAAAAUGUUGAAUUGCUUUAUUAUAUGCACAGAUACAUUAUUGGAAAGUUCUGAGAUGUGUAUGUAUAUGCAGAGAGACUAAAAGAAAUCUGACCUGAAGGAACCUUCCCACUGACAAAGAAGUUUAUAAGGUUGUUAAAAAGGAGCCAUUUGGAAUGAUCAUGCUUUACUGCUAAAAGAUUGCUUGAAGAUUAAAAAGUCCUUUUACAUCAAAUGAAACACUUUGUGGCAUCAGUUAUCUGUCAAAGAUGUGAAAGUGGUUUAAAGUGAUGUGAAUCUGUGCCUUGGCUUUAGUUCUUCAUCCUCCCCCCACCCCCGAAUCCUGCCCUGCCCAUCGAAGAGUGAAUCUUUUCUAUGCACACAUAUCUGGGAAUCAAUUUAUUUUUAUUUGGUUGAUAAAUCAUUUGCUUCUUUUCAAUCUGAAGGCUUUCAGAAUAACUUACAAUUCUGAAAAAAGAGACAAUGCACACACUUUUGUAAAUCAAGAAAAUCUUUAAUAAAUGUUAUUUUUUUAAAAAUGAAAAACAAAGAAUAGAUUACAAUUAAAACAUAACACUAGUAAUAACAUUAUGAUAGCUGGAUCAUUUUAAAAAAACAAAGCUCCAAUGAAAUUCAUCUAAACAGAUCUAAAACAAUUGCGAUUGUUGAAAGGCCCAGGCAAAUAAAAGAAUUAUUUACUGGGCAAUGGAAUUACAUUAUGGUUGGUGUCAGGCCAAGCCUACUUGGGGAGCAGUCUGCAGCUGGGUUGCUACAAUAACCACCAACCAUCUUCACUCAUGACAUCUGAGGAACUCUGAGAAGGGCCACUGUGGAGGUUGUUAGAACAUGCUCAGAUUCAUGCAGGAGCCAGUGGGAUUUCCUUUUGAGGAAUUCUGCACAGGGCUAUGCUUUAAAAGGUAGCAUGCUGUGGUAUACUUAAAUAUGUGCCCUGUGGUUGCUGGACACUGUUAUCUCCAUACAGUGCUUCAGUUAGUAGAAGAGGGCAAAAAAUAAUACUCUGACUUACGCAUGGAGUCUGAUACUUUAGUAGCCUCCAUAGCCCUGUCAUUGUUACAUUGUAUAGGUAUUGUAAGCAGAAUCCUUUCUAGCUUUAUGAAUGUUGGAUACUGUAUAUAGAAAUGCCUACUGGCAGGGUGGAUAAAAAUAAAUGAUUAAAAAAAAUCGGAUUUUUUAAAUUUAAAAUUGAAUUUUUUUUAAUUUAAAUUGGAUUUUUAAAAUAAAAUGCUUUUGGAGGAAAAGUCUUUCUAAAGAUAGCUUUCUAUUUAAGUUACAUUAUAGUCCAAAGGCUAUUCAUCAGGAAAUAAGGAUUUGUUUUAAGUUUUUCAUGUGUGCUGAAACUCAGUCUAAGUUGUUUCUUUUUAAAUGACCUUUUAACCACAUUGGUUAACAAACAUGGAUACAUAUGCUAUAAUGUUACUGUUUUAGUUAAAUAAAUUGUUUAAAUUGUUAUUAAGGAAAUGAUUAUUUUUCUCCUUCCAAUAAAGUUCAGCAGAAAAGUUGUCCACAUAUAAACAGUUAACUUAUUAAACCUCUCAAUAAUUUCAUAAUUAUCUGCUAUGUAUUUCUAAUAGUAUAACCAAAUCAGUAAUUUUUUUUAUAUACAGUAACAGUAAAAACUACUCUGAAAAUUUAUUUUCACAAAAAUGAAACUUUCAUCUGGUUGUAAAUAUUAAGAUUAUACCAGCCAGAAUGAGUCUGUAAAAAAAUGAUUUAAAUCAAGUCUUACUGACUAGUGAUUUAAAUCCACCCUGCCUACUGGAAUAUUUAUUUUAAAAGGACAAAUUCUAACCUGAUCCAGUAAGCAGCAUAGGGACAUUGAGGGACAAAUCAAACAACUGCAACAGAUGGGCAGUAGAUGGGGGCAUAUAGAGAGUUGCAUUUAAUUCUAUGCCUUGAUUGUUCACUAUCCACAUCAUGUGUGCACCUGCAAAGCUAGGAUGACCUCUACUUUUUAUUCUUUCAAGCCUGGUAAAUUCCUUUGCUCAUUAGACUUUUGUCAGAUGCUGUUACAUCCUUCACCCCUUAUGAGGUUGUAAUCUAAGUUUCCUUACUAAGGAAUAAGUGAGUACAGUGAAUACUGAUUGAGUGAACAUUGAACACAGUGUUUGUGUUUGUGUUAACCGUUCUGUUAGUGCAAACAUUUCUGCUUGCCAGAUGGAACAGUCUCUCAUCUCUUUCCCCCAUGCGCUGUUCUGCAGGUUAUUCUGACCGUUCACUGUGGAUCUGCUGGAAAUUUAAGAGUUGCUGGGGGGAGCCCCAUUGUGCUAGUGGGAGUCCUUGUGCUACCUUUCAGUAGUACACUGGAUUAGUUGAAUCUGGCUCAGUUGCUGCAUUCAUUGCUGCGGUUUCGUGCUAUGUGCACAAGCAGGAAGAAGCCCAUGUUUCUUCUCCCUGCUCCUCCUGGGAGGGACCAAGGAAGACUUCAGUAGAGUUUAGUUUCACUUUCCAUGAAACUUGGCUAACUUUUGUACAAACCAGAUUUUGUGGUUUAUAAAGCUGGCUGGUUUAACCAGAGUUUGCUUGAUCUCUGGCUCAUAUAUCACAAGAAACCAGGUUUCUUCAGGGGAAACUCAGCUGCAGCUUUAGUCUUGGCCCUGUAGGAGAAGCAGAUGUUUAAGCCCAAGCAAGACUCAUGGCUUCUUGUUGUUCAUGUACAUAGAGCAUGUAGCAUUAUGUGCCCACUGAAUCAGUGGGACUUAUUUCUGCUUCAACACUCAUAGGAUUGCCCUGCAAAUAGCUCUUGGAAUCCGAUAAAUGUGGUACAAGUAGAGAAAACUACUUUUAAAUGGCCUUUUGAAUUCUUAUCAAGGUACAGGCAACUCCCCGUUUGUGUAGAGCUUGCUUUCUGGAUCAAUGUGUGUGUUAGUGGUCGCACAUAAACCUAUUCCGCUCCUGCCCUGUUAAGCCCCCUUGUGGGACCAAAAGCAGCAGGUGCGUCAGUGGUCACACGGGCCUUAGUCAUGCACAAAAUGGUCAUCCCCUGGAUGUGCUGGAAUGUAGCAUUCCAGUCCUGACUUCUCAACAAAGUUGCUAUAUGAAAUGAUACAUAGGCAUUGCUGUGUAACAUGGUCUCUGGGGGAAAAUUGGUCUUAGCUUUGUGUAUUACCUUGUUUCAUGUAGGAAAACCAUGGUUCAGCAAGUUGCAGAGAACAUAAACUUUCCACAGGAGGAAGAGAAAAUAUUGCAGCUUUGGGGCAAGCUUAAUUGCUUUCAAGAAUGCCUAAAACAGUCCAAAAAUAGACCAAGGUAAGAUAUAUUUUCCAAGUUUGCUCUUCAAUGUUCCUGCAAAUGGGCAACAACUGGUUUUUGUUUCGUUUUGAAGUCUGAGAUGAAUCAAACUUUGGAGAAAGAUCUAUGUUAGUGCGGGGCAAUGGCUGACUGAUCAUUUGACCCAUGUAAUCCUAAGAGUAAAAAUAUGCAUAUUUGCAUAAAACAUGGCAUUUUGAAACGUCUAUAAAUGAUCUAGUUCACUGCUCACUUGACUUAUAAAGUGUUAUAACUUAAGAACUAUAGAAGAUAAAGCUGUUUAUUCUUUUUACUGUGUAAGAGAGAUUUUUGUUUCUUAAUGUGUCUGGUUUAUUUUCUUAAUCUGUGUUUUUAACUUUUUAAAAAAUAUAGGUUUACAUUUUAUGAUGGGCCUCCAUUUGCCACAGGACUUCCUCAUUAUGGACACAUACUUGCAGGAACCAUCAAAGACAUAGUAACUAGAUUUGCUCAUCAGAGUGGAUUUCAUGUGGACAGAAGAUUUGGUUGGGAUUGCCAUGGUUUGCCAGUGGUAUGUUGAAUGUUUUCUUUUGUGUCUUCCCUAGGUAUAGUUGUUAGUACUUCAUUCCUAACCUUUUGCUGUCCUGAUGGAGAACUCCAUAUGAGGUUUUGUUUUUUUACAUUCACAAAGGCUCAUUUUUUACUUUGAUAUUGCUUCAGUCACAGACAGAAUUCAAAGAAAUGAUUUUGAUCAUUGUUUUAUUUGUUGGAAGAAAAAAAAUUCUCAUUUUCUUUUUUUAUGAGCUUAUUUUUUGAAUUCCUUCAUGAAUAGUCUUCCUAACUUCUUAAAUAUGUCCUGUUCAUCGAUCAGGAUUUCAGAGUUAUCCUGGGAUCAUGUGUAUACCAUGGAGUUAAUUUUAAAGUAGUAAUUUUAAAAUAUCAGGUUCAUGUUUAGUAAAUUUGAGUACUGGUAAGCGACUUAUACUUAAGAUGUAAAAAGUAAAUUACAAUGCCAUGGCACAGCUGACACCUGGUUUUUAUUGCAACUUGCAAUUCAGCAUCAUGGUCUUUUGGGUUGUGAAAUCAAAUAUUGCUGACUUUGCGAAGCGGGGACCCUUUUGAAAAUCACAGGCGGAUGAAGCCUGUGGCCAUGGGACUCGGCGGGCACCCUUAGCGCCCCCCCAACCCGCAAAGGAACCCACUAACGGGCUCCGAAGCGAAGAGGGGGAAGCGGCGCGGUGCUGUGAGUCAACUGCUAUUUUCGUGGAGCGAAGCCGCAUAGCCGUUGCCGGAGAGCGCUGCCUUUUUCCUGGGACAAUUUGGCUUCUAAAAUAAGCACCCAUGAGUACUUAAACUUUGAACAAAUUGGACUUUAAAUAAGGAUUUGCGAGCAGAAAGGAAUUGGAUUUAAAAAUUUACUUCAAUUUGGUACUGAAACGGGAAGGUCUAAACAGGAAGUCAGCCUUCCGUUUAUUUGUAGACAGAAUAAAGCAAAGACAACGUAAACUAGAGCUCAGAAAAUCGCCUCUAAAGGAUUGGAUUUCAUCAUUUAAAAUUGUGGAACCCCCCUUCGACAGCAGGAGAAGAAGGGGGAUCUUUUUGGACUGUUUAAACCUGCAGAAGUGAGUUUAAAGUAAAGUAACUUUCCACCGUCCUGAUCCUGGAGCGGGGUGUCAGAACUGACGUUUGAAGCUCAUUGACCAGAGACAAACGUUUUUGACAGAUAGCUAAAAGAAGAGAAACAUAGUAAUUCCACUGUUUCCUUUCGCAUUUUAAAGGAACAAAUAUUGACAAAAUAUCUUUAAAAAGAAACUUUGUUGCAAGAACAAUUAGAAGUUUCCCCCCUAGAGGGAGACUGGGAAACUGUAACUAAUUCCAGGGAGCUUGCAGCUGUCACAGAUUACAAUCGUGGGAAAAGGCUUGUGACCUUGUAGGACAAUGUAUUCAGAAGCUCUGUUGUGUGCUCUCUGCAAAAUAAAUGCUCUACUGGAACAGUUAACUGAGAAGACGGAUUUGAUGACUAAUGCGGUCAGAAUUUUUGAACAGGCAGUGGGAAACUAUAUAGAGCCCACCCAGGAAUUAAAUCAGAAGUGUGCCCUGACAGAACAGAUGAGAGAAGAGGAUGUUGCGGAAUCUUGGGCGCCAGAGAUGGAGGGAGCUGCGGCCCAGCAGGAACAUGAGCUUUUGGAUUUGACAAAUGAACUUGGAAAAAGCCAGAUUAGGAAAGAUAAAGUUCGGACUGAUUUGGAAAUGGGGGGUUGGAUAGACCCCCCUAUGCAGGGAUGUUUGGACUUUCCGAGUCUGGCAAUGGGCCGUGAGAUGUUUGGAGCUGUGGGGGCUCUCAAUUUUGGAGGGAUUCUGAAACAUGUCUUUAAAUACUACAUGGAGUUUAGUCUGGACUAUGGAAAAGGGGCUGAUUGGUUGAAAAGGGUCAAAAACAUUACCAAGCUGGAGUUCCCACGAGUGAAAGGUGAAUAUGAAGAAGAGCUGCGGAAGGGACAUGGAAGGGACUUAAGGGCCUCGGAUAUAAGGUUACCAGGUUAAUGCGCUAGAUCGAUGGGAUAAAAAGGACUGACGAAACCCGGGACCAGGAGGAAGGGACGCUGGAUGAAGAUUGGAUUGUUUCUAUUUCUUUUUUUUUAUUACUAGGAUUGUUUUAUAAGAUUGAUGACUGUUAGAAAAAUGUUGGAACGAAAUUACUUGGCUCUAGCAAAAAUGUUUAAAGAAUUAGGCAAGAAUAUUAUUGUUAUGAGAAGUGGGUAAAAUAAGAUUUAAGUUUUAAAAUAGAUUAAGGUAAUGUAAUGACAGAAUAUUAUGAAAGAUGGAAAGGAUUUGCUGCGAUAAUUAAUAACUGGGAUACAAAAAAAGGGAGGAGGAGGAGGUCAAAGAAAGAAGGUAAUGAAAGUUGAAGAUUUGAGAAUGUUGGUUUUAUUUUUAUAUGUUUGUGGUGUAUUUUUGUUUUUUGAAUUUGUAUUGUUGGAUGUGGUUUGUUUUCUUUUUCUCUUUUUUGUUUCUUUUUUCUUUCUCUGCUUUGUCUAUUUCUGUAAUUUAAAAAAUUUUCAAUAAAUAUUAUUAAAAAACAACAACAAACAAAUAUUGCUGACUUUGAAGCUAUUCCUGCUGCGUGAGACUUAUGCACUCAGAGGAGUUUUGCCUUAUCGUUUGGCACAAAGCUAUAGGCCAAGUACCACAGAUCCUCUUGGUUGACGGGGUUCAAAAAGUUCUCUGUUAUAGUUAACAAAGCUACCAUAAUACCAAUGCAACCUAUUCUGAGCACCAUAAUUCAUUUCAGGAGUAUGAAAUUGAUAAAACACUGGGCAUCAAAGGACCAGAAGAUGUUGCAAAAAUGGGAAUUGCAGAAUACAACAAGAGUUGCAGAGGAAUUGUGAUGAGGUACUCCCAAGAAUGGAAAGUAAGUUCAAUAUAGAUAUAUAUAUUUACCCUCUUCCCCCAGAGCAAUGGUUCCAAAGCAUCAAACAUGUUGGUAUGCAGGUCCCCUUUCUUCCCCUUCAUUCUGUAUGCAUGUACUUAUUGACUGGGAUUUGAAAAACUAGGUAUGGCUAAGAGUUGAACUGUAAUCUCUCAAUAUUAUAUCACAAAUUGCGUUUAAAAUUCUGUUUUGCUUCCAAAGUGGGCCAUGUGAUUUGGUGGGAUGCUGUUCAGAAAACACAAAUGUGAAGCCCUAUUGGGCACGCAGAACCUAAUUGCAUGAUUUAAAUCCUAGCUGUUAAAAAGAGAUCUGCCAAUCUUUCUUGAUGGACAUUCUUGUUUAAAAUCUGUUUCUUGAGGAAGGUGUAUAUCUUUUAGCAAUCAAAGAAGUAAAGGGUAGCUUUCAUGAACUAUAACCAUGAAUAAUUACAGGGUUCACUAAGCUGUUACAGAGUCACAAUUUAAUGCAUUUGCAGAUCAGUGUUACAAGACUUGGACGGUGGAUUGACUUUGACAAUGACUAUAAAACUUUGUAUCCAGAGUUCAUGGAGACUGUGUGGUAAGUUUACUUUGGUUUUCUCGCUGUUCACCAUAAGCCCUGCCUCCCCUUCCACAGACUAUCUUUCCUGACAGGCUUUUUGCCAGUUGAUUCAAUUAUUUGAGGCUCCUGGCACCAUGGAACUGAGUUUAUUACAAUUAAUGGCAGUCUGUAGUAUUUUUUUAAUGGCUUGUGUUUUUUUUUACUGUUAUGGAAGUCUUUUUAAAGAACUUGUAAGCUGGCUUGGGCACUUCUUAAAUAGAAAGGCAGAAAGUAUGUGUAGGUUUCACGUUGUAUGGUUACUGAAAUCUUUAUUUUUUUUGAGAUUAUCCUGGGCACUAGGAAACCAAUUAUGCUGCAGGUCAGGUGCUGUGAUUUUGCUGAUCCUAUGAAAAGACAGUGCCCUGCUGUACUGCACCAGGUGAAUGAAGCACUGUCAUUUGAUAUUGUGUAGCCUUUUGGAGGUGCUGAGAAAUAUAAUGCUACAUGAGAUUCUGCUUAUUAGAGGCUGAACAAUAGAGCAGUGUAAAAACAGUCCUGAUGUAGCAAAACAUCUUUAUGUGGUCUCUGUCACUGCUGGAUAAUGAGAACAGUGUGAAAGUGAAGUAGAAAGAUGUCUGAAUUUGAGUGUCAGCUUUCAAUAUCUGAACUUUUUAUGUGUUUCAGGCAGUGUGUUAAAUUCCUUUAUGACUUGUACUAGGAUACUGUUGCAAUUGACCUUGAAUUUUUCCUCUGUGAGCCCAGCAGUGUGUAAACAUUAUCUCUUUCCAAAGUCUCAAUCUAGUUCAGAGUUUUGCUUCCAAUUAUGACCAGUGGGUUGAUGCUGGGAGGCUUAGAAACAAGCAGAGCUUGAAGGCGGAAACUUUUACCUGUUUGUGGUCUGCAGCAUCAGAUCUUUGCAACCACACUGCCUCUGAACUUGGAGGUUGCAUUUUACUGUGACGGCUAAUAGUUCUGAACUUGUGCUUUGGUGGAAGAACUUCCUCCUCUGCCCUUCCUCUGCAUCUUCACCCUCCAUGCACCUCUGUUUUGCACACUUUAUUUUCAUAUUAAAUAUGUUCAUCUAUCCCUGUUCACCACACACAUCCCACAUGUCGUUAGAUGCUUGAGUACCAUCAGGCAAGAAGGUGGCAUAAAUAUAUAAUAAUAAUUGUAUUCUCAGUUGGAAGUUCCCCUUUAAGCUACCCCACACAGCUACUUUGCAAUUUCAUCUUGUAAUGAAAGGUGGUAUAGGUUCUUUUUAAUAAUACUAAAUAAUCUGAUCCAUAUUUGCUCCCUACGCUUGUCGGGGACUGGCAGGGCUCCAUAGAGUGUGUAGUGGAAGCAGGGGACCAAGGGACUGAGCCAGGAGAGGGGACUAGCAGUUUAUGGGGUUUGAUUCUCCUUCAAGGCAGAAGCCAGGGCAGGGGGAGGAGGGAGAGUCAGGGCAGUCUGAGAUGGAGGAAGGCAUGCAUGAUGUAGCAGAAGAAGCAGGUGGCUGUUCAGCUGACAUAUGGUCAGUAGACUCCCCACCUUCCCCCUCCCCACUUUCUCCUAGAACCAGGAGGGGCUUGAAGCAGGAAGGGCAGCAACGAUUUCCAUGCAGGAGAAGUCUCAGUUUGCAGGUGUGCAACCUGGCAGGGGAGGGUAUAUAAAGCUGGAGGAGGGGAGGGGUCUAACUUUUGAUGCAACUGCUCCUCAGAGCUCAGAUCUGUGGGGGACAGUUGCUUAGUGGCUAGAGGCUUGUGUGUGCGCGCAUACAGAGCACCAUGGGAGUUGCUGCAAGUGCUUUUUUUAUCAAUAAAGACUUAACUAUCAGACGCGAGUCUUCCCUAGCUGGCGUCGGCCUGGACAAUACUCCAUGUCUUUAUUCCUUCAUUGUCCUGUGGGGCUCAUUCCAAGUUUAGCACUUACCUUGUCUACACAGGAGUGAGAAGCAACCAUACUCCCGUGUGGGAGAAAAAAAAUAAAAGGGAACACCCAGGAACAUCAAUGUAGGAGGUAGCUAACCUGCUCCCUGCCCUGGUUACCUGCCCUUGUUAUUUCAAGCCUUCCACUAUCAAUAAACAGCAUAGCCCAAUCCUAGAUUCUUUUUCUUUAUCAUGCUAAAAAACUGUUACAUAAUGCAGAUGCCAGCUGUUCAAAGGUGGAAAAGUCAAAAAUAGAACUAUGUAUGCCUGAUGGCUAGGCUUGCCUAAAGUAGCCUUGCUUUGCAAUGAUUCUGCACACUAAAAUUACUAAUCAAACUAUAUACCGUAAAUGGUUUUUAGAUGAUAUAUUAAGAUAGCAGUCUCACUUGUCUCUUUCCAAUAUAUUCUUAAAGCUUUGGUUAAGCUUUGGUUAAGUUGUAUCUUAUUGCAGUAGGCAGGCUUUCACAUUUUUACUUGCCCACUCAACAUGGAAAAUGCCAGUUUGGCUCCCAACCUUGCAGCUGCAGGUGAUUGGUCCUAAAUUUGUGCAGUGAUCCCCGCCUUCCCCCCAGCUCCGAGUUUGGGAGGAAGGUUGGUAGUUGCUUAGCCAUGCAAGGCCAACCAGGCAAGCUUGCUGCAUUAGGGUUAGGGUCUGAAAAAACUCUUCUGUUGUAAAGAGAAUUAUAUCUAGAUAGCUGAAAUUAAUGUAAAGUAAUAAUAAUCUGCCUACACAGAUGGAGAAGGGACAGUAAUGCAAGACUACUGUAAUUGGAGGUAUAUGUGCCUGACAUUUCUAGCACGUUUCCUCACUAUGCUAGGUGCCUUAAUUUGUUUUCAGAGUUAAUAUGAUGAACUAUGACUAAUAAGUGGAAAAAUUAUCUUUAGCAGGCUUGCUAUGAAGCAGAUUUCUAUGAUAGACACUUUUGAACUCCUGAAGGCAAUAAGUCUUUAAAGCAGAUUAGUUACAAUAUAAAAAUACUAGAUAUUUUUGUAACCUUAUGUCUGAGCUGAAGAGUCUUGCCUUCUACAAAUGUCCUUGAUUGUUUUCUCAUGUAAACCAUGUCACCUAGUCCACAUAUCCAGUAGUCCUGUACACCAAAUGUUGGCUUGGGUCUCUUCACUGGGUUGCAGCCUGAUGGUAAGAGCUGUUAGACAGUGGAGUAGAUGCUCCUUCAUCGAGUUGGAUGGCAAUCUGUAAUGGAUGUUUUAGUUGAGAUUCCUGCCUUGGUUGAACUCGAUGAUCCUCAGGUUCCCUUCCAAUUCUACAGUUCUAUAGAAAUUAAGAAAAUGCUAAAGAAUACCUACCCCUGCCAAUUGCAGUUCUCUAGUAUAUAUCUAAUAUCCACUUCAAAAAAAUUAUUGAGUCUCUACAACAGGGUUGCAAUUACUGAUGCCUAUUUUAAUUCUGUGGCAUGGAAAUGGUCACAAAUAUAACAAGUAAAUGAAAUACUGAACCACUUCAUACAUAAUGCUAAGCCAAACAGUGGCUUAACCUGUGUGGGUUCGUGGAGAGGAACAGGAACACUCCUCUUCUGCCCCUUUUGCUGUUGUGCUACUUGGGGUUGGCCCAUUGUUUGGCCUAGCAUGUUAUCCACAUCUGGGCUUGUGAUUUGUCUUACUCCAGGCAAAUCAAUAACUAUAAAAAGUUUUUGUUUGUUUGUUUGUUUACGGCUUAUGGUUUGUCUUGAGGAGACAAACUGGGGGCCUGUGAUUUGGACAGCAUGCCAAGUUGAACCAUGGCUUAGCUUUGGGUAGCUUGGCAGCAGGAGGACUGGGCAAGGAGUGCUUGGCUGCAGCCUCGUCUCUGGGAUCCUGCCUUCUUGCAAGUUAGCACCAAGGCACUAUUCUGUUUAACAGUAUGUGAUGUGAGCCAUUGCUGGAUCACUUGAAAAUUAUUAAUGUUACAUUUUUUCUCUGAAAGAUAGACAUCUUGUAAAUUCAGCUUUUGCUUGUACUUGCAGAAUUGAACUGUCUCAUUCUAAUGGCAACACAAACAUUUGUGAGCUGUAAAAAUGAAAGAUGGUGUGGGAAAAGAAAGAAUGCUUUUCCUGCACUUGGAAAAAAUUCCACAAGGGGGAAACAUUGACUUGAAUUUGGCUUAGCAGUUCAGUCAUCUGGUGAUGCAGCUCCUAAAUUUUGUAUGUGCAUGAUAUUUAUAUCUAUUUCCUCAGAGAGGAUUUCCCCCUCUAGUAAUAGUUACUAGUUUCUUUUUCUUUGGAAUAUAGAAAUAAAAUAUAACAACUUUGUAUUUUAAAAAUGUGCAUUACUGUGUCUACUGUAAUAAGAAUACAGUAUCAAACCAAAAGCUCAUCUAGGUCAGAUUUCUGUUCUUACAAUGGCCAACUAGAUCUCUGUGGGAAGUUCACAAGCAGCAUGUGAGCACAAGACACUCUUUUGUUUGUGUUCCCCAGCAUCUGGGAUUCACAGGUAUACUGCUUCUGAUACUGAAAGCAAUUUAGCCAUUGUGACUAGUAUACAUUGGUGACCUAAAUCCCCUUUAAAGCCAUGCCACAUUUUGUGGCAUUAAAUUCCACAGUUUUUAGCUACGCAUUGUGUUAGGCCCAGCCCACCCAUGAAGCGGGGUGAAGCUCCCACCUGGCACCAGUGCCAAUUUCCACCAAAAUCUUAGGCAAUUUCAGUGAUUUCUUGCCAGAAAUCAGUCCUGAUACUGGCACUGCUUCCCUGCUAGUGGCCGGGGCAGCAGGGUGGGUGGUGUAGCGGGACGGCAAAGUAUUAAAGUCAGUAUACCAAAUGAGAGCAUGAGAAGUUACAGAGUUGGCCAGGUUGAAUAGUGAAUAGGCUCCAGGGUUAAUAAAGCAAAUACAUUUUAUAAUUUAUUCUAGGAUGACAUAGCAUCCUAUAAACGCCCAUCCUGCCUUGUUAAGGGGGACUUCUGUUUGGCGUUUGAUUGUAAGAUGAGAUGUGUUUCUGUGAUGAUUUCUCUAGGUGCUUGCAGCCUCUGUAUUGUUUGACCUUAGAAAUCUCUACAGAUGCUAUAGCAACUUAAGAUAGAUAGCUUGAAUAUUCAUUACUUUUAAAAAAUUGUAUUCCAGUGCAGUUGCUGCUCUAUGUUCUGUGCUUUAGGCCUGGAAAGUACAACUUGCAUGAUAAGAUACCGAAGGGCAAAAUGCUUUUUUUUUUUUUUUAAAGAAGUUAUUUACAGUAAACUCACCACUGAGGAAAGUAGUUCUGGGCAUAAGUUCUGUACCUUCUUCCUACAUGUAGUCAAUUGACUUCUCUCACUAUUAUAAUUUUUCAAAACAAAACCAACUUGUUCUGUUUGUUUGCUUAAAUUGCUAUUUGUUUAUUCAUUUAGGUGGGUUUUCAAGCAGCUUUAUGACAAAGGACUGGUAUACCGAGGAGUUAAAGUCAUGCCUUUUUCAACAGCAUGUAACACACCCCUUUCUAACUUCGAGUCUCACCAGAAUUAUAAGGUAUGUAGGCUUGUUAUGUUAUUGUAUUUCUUUUUUUAACUGCCAGCCUGAUCUACAGCUGAAUAAAUAUUUUAGAUUCCUGUGUGGUGCUGCUGUUACCACUGGACCAAGUGGCAUAAGUCCAUCUGCCACCCUACAUAUGUCUAGGACGCCAUAGGCCAGGGGCCUCCUAAUGACUGUUAGCAGCAGCAGGCUAUAGUGUGCUAGAAAGCAUUGCUCCAAAUACCUGAGGUGGUACCCUGUAGCUGCUCUGAUGCCCCCCGUGGCUCUGCAGCCGAACAGGUAGCAUCUGAGUGGCUCAGCUCCUUGCCAUUCUUUUUUCACUCUGAGGAAGUUAUAGAGUUAAAGCUAAGCAGUGGUAGGCAGCUUUAGGCUUCCACAAACACCCUGGCCUGGCCAAGCUGGCUGCCGUGCCAACUAUGCCUGAAAUGGUGGUGGUGGUAAGGCUGGGCAGCAAGUGCAGGUACGAGAGUGGAGGGAUAGAUAACAACAAGAAGGCAGGCAGGGUGCAUAUGUAUGCAAAGGUUGGGGCAGCCACAGCACUAAGGUUGCAGAGAGCAGCGUCUGGGUUGGGGAGAGCUGCACAAUACAGUUAGUUUGGUGCCCCCUUAAACCUGGAACUGCCUGUGCUGCUCUGUCUCAUAUUAUUGGGUGGGUAGGCAGGUAUGGGCCUAGGAUCUGUUUAGUCUACAGUAAUGUGCUCUGUGUGGGCUAAGGGAGCAGGUGACGCUGUGGUCUAAACAACUGAGCCUUUUAGGUUUGCUGAUUGGAAGGUUGGCAGUUCAAAUCCGUGCGAGGGGGUAAGCUCCCGUUGCUCCAUCCCAGCUUCCGCCAGGCUAGCAGUUCAAAAGCAUGCCAGUGCAAGUAGGUAAAUAGGUACUGCUGCGGUGGGAAGGUAAAUGGCAUUUCCAUGCGUUCUGCCUUCCUUCAUGGUCCUCCGUGUACUAGUAGCGGUUUAGUCAUGUUGGUCACAUGACCCAGAAAGCUGUCUGUAGACAAACGCCAGCUUUCUUGGCCUGAAAGCGAGAUGAGCGCCACACUGUAUAGUGUUGUUGUUGACGAGUAGUAUAAAAAAUAUCAAUUAUGGGUUAGAAGCAGCAGCUCAAGUUGAUAUUUUUUAUACUACUCAUCAACAAAUAGUUCUUAGAGUGGCUUACUAAAAAAUCCAACACUAUAGCAAACAAUAAACUGGCAGAUUAAAAAGGUCUCAGUCAAAACUCAAACUUUUUAUUUUGGCCAGUUUUUAGAAAAUUAAGGUUACUGGCAUCCUGUUUGUAUGUGUGUGUAGUUGGAAUUUUGAAGCUGCUGCUGUUUAGAUUUUGAAUAGUUGCUUUUUUCUAAACAGCUGAUUAUUUUUAAAUGUCAGCGCCUACCCCCAAAAUGUGAUGUUUUUAGGAUUUUGUAAUGCUGUAACAAAUCCUGAACCUGAAGGAUAGUGUAGACUAAACAACGUAAAUCUGCAAAAUGGUAUUAAUUUCUCUUCCAUAUAGUGAACAGUACAUUAUGUGAGCUUCCAAGUAAACAUAAGAAUUGAGAAUUCUCUGUUACACUCUGCUGAAUAAAAUGUGUUAUACUAUCACUGGUUCUCCUGCAAAGUGUUCUGGAGUGUUUCAGUUUUUUGGAGUGUACACUGUCAAAACUCAGAAUUCUGAAAACAGGCUUCAGCUAACUUUUAAGAGAACAAAAAAUAACCUUGGUGGUUCUUUUCUUUAAAAAGUUUUUCCCCAUUCUGUAUGUGAAUUCAAGAACUACAAAAACAAGUUAUUUAACAACAAAAAAGAGUGAUGUUCUUAAGCUUCCUGGGGUCCUCUGAAAUGCGUAUUAAACUGAACACAAAGUCCACAAAUGGCUUUUCCCUUGUUCUAACACAAAGCUUGUAUUCCUGAGAAGUAAGCUUAUUUUAGAAGGUAGUGGAAAAAGAAAAAUAGCUCACCAGUAUUCUGCAGCUGAAGUGUUGUUCAUCCUGCAAAAUGCCAAUAAAUGUUCAGUGAAAAUUGUUCAACUAUAUUUAGUAUUUGUUGAAACCGUGAAGGUGGCUGGCAGCAUACAACAUUGCUCAGAGACUGAACAGAAUUGCUAGCAGUUAUAUAAUAACAACGGGAAAAGCAUGCUUAUGUUUUGGCUGCUGAGUGAGCUUCAUGCUCAGUGAGUGAACUCCCUCUGGAGUAAUUCCUAGUUCUAACAUAAAUAGUGGCAAACACUAAUGGAAUUACCAGAGUUUACUCAGGGUGUGAAGAAGGAACCAGGGAGAGCUGGCAGUGCAAAAAUUAAUAUACUGCAAGGUCUUCUGAUGCUGUACCUUUGAAGAUCGCUAUCCAGACUGUCAAAAGUGCUAGAAGAAUGGGAGGCAGGGAUGGAAUAUUCUCCAGCUUAACAGUUUUUAAUCUGGGACUCAAACAAAUCAUUGACACUCACUUUAUCCUAACCUUACCUGAGUCAUGUGAGCCUGAACACUGUAUAACUUGGCAAACAACUGAAUAUUGGAAAUGAAAAUGCUGUAAAAAAACCAAGAGGCAGAUGGGGAUAGACUGUGCUGUUUUAUUGUAAUCAUGUGAAUACCCUAGUAGGUUAUAGGUAAAAGUACAGGACAGUGCUCUUGGAUUCAUGUCAACCCUAAACUCGACGUGUAGAAUUUGAAGCAGCGCCAUACAAAUAAACAAAAAUAGUUGUUUAAUUUGAAGCUUCAAAUUAGCUCCAUGCCUAUCUGGAGUGUACCUCUGCUGUACCUCUCAGUACAAUAGCCACAUUGUUUAUAUCCAGCUAUAUUGCUUGUUUUGGUUAACCUAGGUAAUGGUGUUUUGCUUCUGAUCUCCAUUUAAAUAGUUAAUUACAUAAAAAUCUGAAUAGGUUGGUUUUUUUAAAAAACGGGGCUAUUUCUUUUCUUUCUUUUUUUUAAUGAUAUUUAUUGAAAAUUUUUUAAAUUACAGAGAAAAAACAAAGCAGAAAAAGAAAAAAGAAGAAACAAGAAAAAACAAACCACAUCAAACAAUAGAAAUUCAAAAAACAAAAAUACACCGCAAACAGACAAAAAUAACUCCAUCAUUCUCAAAUCCUCAACUCUCAUUACCUUCUUUCUUUGACCUCCACCUCCUCUCUUUUUUUGUAUCCUAGUUAAUAAUUAUCGCAGCAAAUCCUUUCCAUAUUUCAUAAUAUUCUGUCAUUACAUUACCUUAAUCUAUUUUCAUCUUAUCUUAUAGAAAACCUUAAAGACUUAAAACUUAAAUCUUAUUUCUACCGACUUCUCACAACCAUAAUAUUCUUACCUAAUUCUUUAAACAUUUUUACUAGAGCCAAGUAAUUUCGUUCCAGCAUUUUUCUAACAUUCAUCAAUUUUAUAAAACAAUCCUGGUAAUAAAAAAAAAGAAAUAAAAAUAAUCGAGUCUUCCUCCAGCGUCCCUUCCUCCUGGUCCCGGGUUUUGUCAGUCCUUUUAUCCCAUCGAUCUAGCGCAUUAACCUGGUAACCUUAUAUCCGAGGCCCUUAAAUCUCUUCCAUGUCCCUUCCGCAGCUCUUCUUCAUAUUCUCCUUUCACUCGUGGGAACUCCAGCUUGGUGAUGUUUUUGACCCUUUUCAACAAAUCAGCCCCUUUUCCAUAGUCCAGACUCAACUCCAUGUGGUAUUUAAAAACAUGUUUCAGAAUCCCUCCAAAAUUGAGAGCCCCCACAGCUCCAAACAUCUCACGGCCCAUUGCCAGACUUGGAAAGUCCAAACAUCCCUGCAUAGGGGGGUCUAUCCAACCCCCCAUUUCCAAACCAAACCAAACUUUAUCUUUCCAAAUCUGGCUUUUUCCAAGUUCAUUUGUCAAAUCCAAAAGCUCAUGUUCCUGCUGGGCCGCAGCUCCCUCCAUCUCUGGUGCCCAAGAUUCAGCAACAUCCUCUUCUCUCAUCUGCUCUGUCAGGACGCACUCCUGAUCUGAUUCCUGGGUGGGCUCCACAUAGUUUCCCACUGCCUGUUCAAAAGUUCUGGCCACAUUAGUCAUCAAAUCCAUCUUCUCAUUUAAGUGUUCCAGUAGGGCACUUGUUUUCCAGAGAGCACACAACAGAGCCUCUGAAUACAUUGUCCUACAAGGUCACAAGUCCAUUCCCACGAUUGUAAUCUGUGACAGCUGCAAGCUCCCUGAAAUUAGUUACAGUUUCACAGUCUCCCUCUAGGGGGAGAACUUCUAUUUGUUCUUGCAACAAAGUAUCCUUUUUGAGAUAUUUUGUCAAUAUUUGUUCCUUUAAAAUGCGAAAGGAAACAGUGGAAUCACUAUGUUUCUCUUCCUUUAACUAUCUGUCAAAAACGUUUGUCUCUGGUCAAUGAGCUUCAAACGUCUGUCCUGACACCCCGCUCCAGGAUCAGGACGGUGGAAAGUUACUUUACUUCAAACUCACUUCUGCAGGUUUAAACAGUCCAAAAAAGAUCCCCCUUCUUCUCCUGCUGUCGAAGGGGGGUUCCACAAUUUUAAAUGAUGAAAUCCAAUCCUUUAGAGGCGAUUUUCUGAGCUCUAGUUUACGUUGUCUUUGCUUUAUUCUGUCUACAAAUAAACGGAAGGCUGACUUCCUGUGUAGACCUUCCCGUUUCAGUACCAAAUUGAAGUAAAUUUUUAAGUCCAAUUCCUUUCUGCACGCAAGUCCUUAUUUAAAGUCCGGUUGUUCAAAUUUUAAGUACUCACGGGUGCUUAUUUUAGAAGCCAAAUUGUCCCAGGAAAAAGGCAGCGCUCUCCGGCAACGGCUAUGCGGCUUCGCUCCACGGAAAUAGCAGUUGACUCACAGCACCGCACCACUUCCCCCUCUUCACUUCGGAGCCCGUUAGUGGGUUCCUUAGCGGGUUGGGGGGGCGCUAAGGGUGCCCGCCGAGUCCCAUGGUCACAGGCUUCAUCCGCCUGUGAUUUUUAGCAGGGUCCCCGCUUCGCCGUAGCGGAAAAGACCCGUUUCACGCAGAGCUAGUCCCUCCAGUUCAGAGGGAGUCCGCCAUUGCCGAUGGCGCCACCCCGGAAGUCCUUAAAAACGGGGCUAUUUCUUAACAAUCCAGUAGCCUAUGGAGAAGAUUCUUUUAAGAAAGAUACAUGUUGCCAUAGCCUUUGAUAAAUGAAUCAUGCUCUGUAAUAAGUAUUAAGAAUAUUGUUGGCCAUAACAGUUUGCUUUCAUUAUUUGCUUCUUUGUGCAUAAAAAGGUUAACUUUUUCCACGUCGCUUCUAACUUUUCUAAUCCUGUAUUUGAGGAUGUCCAAGACCCUUCGGUCAUUGUUACCUUUCCAUUGGAAGAAGAUGAAGGCAUCUCUCUAGUUGCUUGGACGACAACUCCUUGGACUCUGCCUAGCAACCUGGCCCUCUGCGUCAACCCAGACUUGCAAUAUGUGAAGGUGGAAGGCAAGUGCAAAAUAUGCUAUGCCGUACAAUUAGUGCUUUCUUUGAGUGGUUUCACGUGCAUGCUUACUUGCAAUUAUGUCCCAGUUGGUUCCGUGGGGCUUAAUCGCAGGUGAGCAUGCAUAGGAUUGUAGUCAUGGUUUUGCAAAUGGCAACUUUUGUAACCAACCCAUACAAAAUGUUUCUCCAUAUCCUGUCCACCUGCAUGUACUGCUCUAUUCUAGAACAGCAUGUACAUUGACUUGACUUGCCUGGCAGCAGCAGGAGUUGUUUCCUUCAGUCAAAUACGCAAGUGGCUUAUUGCAAAGCUGAUGUAACUUUUCACUUUUGUUCUGUCAUCUUAAUAAAAACAAAAAACCUGAAAGUAACUUCAUGCUGUUGUCAUAAUAAAUCUCAGGAAGGCAGCAUAAUGGGGGAGAGUACAAUGGUUACAUAAAGUGCUUCACUCCAAACUCCUGUAGCUUUUGUUUAAUUUAUUAUGAUUUAUCUAAUUGGUUUGCCCUCUGAUUUACCUACCCAUGAUGAUUCAAGCUGCCUUCUGAUGCUAAAAGGAUAAUUGGAAAAUUUCCUUGUAAGGGAAUCUCUGGUGCGUCUUCUGCUGAGCUCCGUGCUGCAGGCUAGGCCAGUCCCCUUCCAAUAAAGAUAUCCUUUCCAGUCACAGCUAAGCAUGGGGAGCAACAAGAGUGGUGCAGCUUCUUUUCAAGCAUGGGUCUCUCUUGGCCCACAAAAUAAGCAAAAAUAUGCCUGAGAUGAACUCUGCACAUUCAACAGCCAUUAUCUAACUUGGUACAUCAGUUUGCCUGGGCUGAACCCUGUAAUCUGUUUUCAGUGCCCAGGCUGUUCCCUGGAAAGCAUGGAUUAAGAAUAUGUGAGAUGCUCUUGAGGAGGUGCAGAGUGCAUUCCCCUCACCAAGGAUGGCUCUGGCCCAUGGGGCUAAUUAGGCCUGAUACUGGUUUCAGUUCGCCCCACCAGGCUGUUUUCCCCAAACUGUGCCUAUCUGGCCAACAUCUGACUUCAUACGCCGAUGCCAGGUGGAGGUGUGCCUGCCAAGAAUCUGGAGUCUUAAGUUGCACAUACAUAUGCAUAUCAUGUAGAGCUGUAUUGAUUCCUUCACAGAGUUGCAAAUGAAACAUUCAGAGCUAUCUCCUCAGCUCAGAUGAAGCAGUUUCUGAAAUUACUAUCUCCCACUCUUUGUUGCUCAUCAAUUACGUCCUCUGCAAAUUUGGCCUCAGUAGUAAAUUGGGCCUGGCCCAGUCACUCCUUAGAAAUUUUGAAUUGAUAGUUCUCGAGUUCUAAAGCAAUCUUCUGAACAAAGCCAUAAUGGCUGAAAGAUUUGCUUCCUCCCAAAUUAGCACACAUCUAUUCUUUGCUACUGCUACACUGCUUUGCUCAAGGCUUUUUGAAAGCCUUUGCAAGAUUUUCUCAGUCUUGCGGCUCAUUCCACCAGGUGUCUGAAUUGCAGUGAUCCACAAAGAUGGGAGGAGUUUUAUCUGCAUGAAAUACAGGGCUCAUCCCUUGUCUCUACAGCUCUAGCAAUUGUUUCAUUAAAAAAAAAUUCUCAAAGUUUAUUAAACUUAUAGCAAUACUAAAAAUAUUUGAUACAAAAGGAAAAGAAAUGUUAGAAAAAUACAUAAACCAGCCUUGUAAAUAAGCCCAUAAAAGUUGCUAGUGUACAUAUUUUCAGGAGGACCUAAGAGUGCCACCCUCCUACAGCAGGCAACUGUAUUUCUAUAUUGGGUGUAGAGGAGGGCUUUUUACUCCUCCUGACAGCCUGCUUGGUUUCUCUGCUGCACACAGAGAAGGGAUGGAACACUGCUGUGGUCUUCUGCCAGCCUGCUCCUUGCCUGCCUGCAAUCCCUUGUUGCUCUAGUUACCAGGUGAAUGCUGAAAUACAAGGCUGAUACAAAUUUAUAUAACAAAUUGCAAGAUAGCAGUUGAAGGCAUAUUUUUUUCAACUACGUAAGGUCGUUAGAACCUUCCACCUAAUUUUUUACCAUUAAAAUAAUUUUAAUUUUAUUAUUGCACAUAUCUGACCUGUCCUUCAUGGAGCUAAGGCAUUCAUGGUUCUUCAACAUUUUAUCUUUGCAAGAGCUGCACAAGGACGGUUUGGUUGACAGUUUGGAAUAGCUAAAUCCUCAACUUCAGUUUGUAAAUCAACAAGAAUUAUGUAAACAUAUUCAUAUUUUUGCAACAAUUAAUACUUGUAUUCAGAGAAAAAAGGUUGCCUCUUAUAAAUCUGUAUUUUGCCUUCCACACAAUUCCCAGUUGUUUCAGGAUAUUUUUCUUGGGCACUCAUAGCCAAAGUGUCCGUCAUGAAAAGUUGUUGCUUGGUAGCUUUCCUUCUUUCCAAUCCAAAGGUCAUUCAUACCCUUAAUGACAUGAACUUUUUUUAUAUUUAUGCAUACUUCUGCUUUGCAACACAGCAUGCAUCCUGUCUUGGGGGAACCAGUAAUAGAAGUGUGUCAUAGAGAAAUCUGGGGAGUAAUUCUGUCCCUUCAACCUUUCCCCAGAAUCUCUGGGUCUUGCUGUUGCCCAAGCAUCAGAAUCUGAGUAAUAUAUUCAGUUCUUAUUAGUUUGCUAUAUGUUGCUUUCUGGAAGCAGAAUUCUCAUCCUCACAAUGUAACCUUUUUAGAUUUUGGAAACUGAAUAUGGCCUUCGUAUCCACAGAGCAUCUUCAUCCUGGAAAAGCUUGCUCCUCUUAUUAAUCUCGUAUUGUGAAAGUAGGCAAUGCUUGCUGUCUAUGAGGCAAUGGAUACAGAGGACACUGCAAGACCAACAAUCAGCUUGGGUUGUUGUCAUGUUCAAAACUUAAGGCAUGCUCUUCACGUCAGAGUUGGGUGGCAGAGCUGGAGCAUUGAGAGAAGCUUGGGGCAAGAACAGUGGGGCUUCAGGCAGAUCAGAACUCAGUUUGGUUUGAAGGGAAGGGUCACGUCUUAUUGGCGUGUGCUGUGCCGACAAUUGUGCUUUAAUACUUCCAAUCAUUUGUCUCAUUUAAAUAACUGAAAACCUCUUUGAGAGAGCUGUGCUGUUGCGCUAUAAAAACUGACUGACCAGCUUGCCUAACUGAAAGUUCUGCUUUUGAAGGAACCACCAAGAAAUGGGCCCUGGGUAGGGAGAGCUGGACUGUUGGUUUCAGAUUCUAGCUUCCUUAACCAUGGUUUUGGUGUGAUGCCUGUGCUGAGUCCGAUAGUACAGAUUUGGAUUUUGGAAGUGAUUUUUUAAAAAGUGUGUAAUAGCCUAUGUCUUUAUUUGGUCUUGAGAGCCAGUGUGGUGUAGUGGUUAAGAGCGGUAGUCUCGUAAUCUGAUGAACCGGGUUCACUUCCCUGCUCCUCCACAUGCAGCUGCUGGGUGACCUUGGGCCAGUCACACUUCUUUGAAGUCUCUCAGCCCCACUCACCUCACAGAGUGUUUGUUGUGGGGGAGGAAGGGAAAGGAGAAUGUUAGCCGCUUUGAGACUCCUUCGGGUAGUGAUAAAGCGGGAUAUCAAAUCCAAACACCACUUCUUCUUCUUCUUCUUCUUCUUCUUCUUCGCCCUGGUAAUAAUAGCGUAAGACAUAUUUUAAUUAGCAGAAAUGAGCCUGGCAUCUUCAUACUUAUGCUGUUUUUCAUAUAUCUUUUUGUAAGAGUUCAGUAAUUGAAUAUUAACAUCCAUGGAUUUCCUCCUCAGAUAAAAAUACAGGGAAGAUUUUCAUUUUGAUGGAAGCUCGACUGGCAUCCCUGUACAAAUCUGAAAGUGAAUAUGCAAUACUUGACAGGCAAGUAGAUAAAUUAGUACAUACAUUCUAAAUUCUACAUUCUAUAAAUAAUUGCCUUGCAAGGUAAGAGAAUGGAAGAAUUGUUGUUUUUUCUUAGUCUGAUGCCAUAAUAUAUGAAAUUGCUUGUAUGUACGGCAGUCUCUCAAAAGAUCUGGUAUCUGCCACUGAAGAUUGCAUUGGAUUUGAAGUUUCAUCUGUAGUAAGCGGUGACUUUAUUUUUAUGCAGCUUUUUAUCGAUAAUGUUAGAGUGUGAACUUGGUUUUGAAAAGUAGGGUUCUCCAAGUCUCAAUCUGACUCAGACAAUAGCAUUCUGGAUCUCCUUUAUGGUCUUAUUGGCAUAAUUGUUUUAAAAUCAAGGCUUUUAAAGUGCUAUCCACAAAACCAUCGAAGUCACUGGCAAAGCUCCCAUUUGUUUUAAAGAACUAGGAUUGCACAAUUUUGUGUCUGCCCCAAUUCUGUUAAGGCCAUCGAAUAUAAAAAAAAACACCAUACAUCAAAUGACCAAAGAUGAUAGAAUUUUGUUAAGAAUUGCAACUGUCACAAACUCUGAAGAAUAGUUUCCUAAGAGUGUUCUUUUGUCAUUCACUGCCUUUCCUGCUGCAAUUUUCUCAAGCAUCUACAAUGCGAAGCUGAUUUCAUUUUCCAGAUAUAAGAAAAAAGUCUUAACUGAAAUAAAUAGAACAUCAGAGAUUUAUCACAGAAUUAUAGACUUCAAAGGGAUCCCGAGGGUCAUCUAGUCCAACCUCCUUCCAGACAGUUUAUAGGAGGUUGAGGAAUGCUUUGCUGGAAUGUAAACCACCACCACACACACAAAACUAUGUAGAUUUUCAGCUUCUAGUCCAUGAAAGCUUAUACUGUAAUAAAUUUGUUGGUUGUUAAGGUACCACAAAACUUAGUUGUAUUUGCUGCAACACAGACAUGUGGCUUUCCCUCUUUUAAAAAGUGUAGGUGGGCCAAGUAUUCCUAUUCAUCAGGUCCAUUGGCUGAAGAGGCUUAGCUUCCAGUGCCUUGCUGCUGAUGGAGAAAGGUUUAGCUAGCAGGGUGGGCACUUCACUGUGGAGGCCCCUGUGGAAAAUGCAGUAGGCUUAGCACUUCUGCCAGUAGAGUUCCUGUGAGCAGUAGCCCUGAAAUAGGGCAUUUGAGGUGAAGGUAGGACAGAGAGGAUUGGAUCCAAGUCCCAUUCAUUCUUUGAGGAGGCCUGUGAAGUGGGCCCUCAGUUCUCACCAACACAGAGCAGUUCCCAGCCACUGAAACCAAUGGGGGGAAUUUUGAAGAAAAGAUGUAGGAGGAAAGGUCCAACAUCCCCGCCUCCUGCUGCGUUGCCACAAACUAGUAGGACUUAGGAAGUGGAGUAGAUCUGCCACUUUGCACUCUCUAGGCCCCCUAGGCUUGCUCAGUUAUUGUCUUUCUUGCAAUUCCAAGAAGUUUUUAUAUGAUUGUAACUUGCUGAUGGAGAUUCUUUUGCUUGUUGCUUUGAUAUUUAUGCAGUAGUUCCAUGCAGUUUUAUUUUAAUGUCUUGUUUUAUUAUGUUGCAUAUUGCUCCUAUAGCAGAAAAGCUAUUUGUAAAUAUUGUACAUAAACAAAACUUCUUAACUGCUGCUAAUUUUUUUUUGGGGGGGAAUGUGUUUCAGGUUUCCUGGUGUUACCCUUAAAGGGAAGAAAUAUAAACCUCUUUUCAAGUAUUUUAUCAAGGUGAGCAGUAUGUGUCUUUAUUAUAAUACUUAUUUAUCUCCUACCUUUUUCCUGGGACUCAAGGUAGCUUACACAAAUUAAAAGAACACAGAUAAAAUAAAGAAAAUAGAAACAGAAAAUAUAAUAGUUAAAAAGUAAUUUUAACUUAAGAGUAAUUCGCAAAUGGUGUUAGUAUUGUUCAGGAUUAUAAAAAGUAAUAGAAAAAUCAAUCCUUUUGAUCCAUGAAGGAUCAAUUUAUGCAGUUGCGUUUGGGGAGGGAAUGUGGGAUCUUAUGACCCAGUCUCUUAAUUAAUGAGUCUCAAAUUUACUGUGUUUUGCAAUAGAACAGUGUUGUACUGGGAAUAUCAGUCUUUGCCCAGGGCUUCCCCUGAUGGGACUCAUUAGUUGAAUACCAUCCAAAUUGGCUUCAUUAAGAUACGAAGGUUGUAAUCCUAUACACAUUUGCUUGGGAGUAAGUUCCAUUCAACUCUGCAUAAUUUACUUUUGAGUAGAUAUGUAUAGGCUUGCAGUGUAAAAUACAUUUAGGGUAGCUUUAUGUGCUUUGCUUCCCUUUGUGGAACAACAGAGGGCUGCGUCCAACUAAUAAUUGGAGCAGAUCCAUUGAAAUCUGUGAACAGUGACUAACUUAAGUGUAUUGAUUUCAGUGGAACUACUCAGUUUAGAACAAUCCAUAGUGCACAGUGACCUUCGCCUUGACAGCUUUAGAACCUUUUUAAUCAUCCUGAGUCCUUACCGCAUCUUCUCAUGAAUAUUCCCAUGCCUUGUUUGAGAUGAAGGAUUAGGGAAAUUGUGGGUGUAUCAUAUGCAAAUGUAUGGAUGCCACCUUUGCAUGUCGGUUCUGUGUGCUCUGUCAUGUGUGCAUGCAAAGACCCACAUUCCACCCUGAUUAGAAAAUGGCUAUUUUUUUAUUUUUAUUUUUGAAUUGUCCCUCAGUUCUGGAGGGUGUCUCAUAGAUAUCUAAUAGAAUAAUAGAGUUGGAAGGGACCCUGAGGAUCAUCUAGUCCAACCCCCUGCAAUACAGGAAUAUGCAGUUGUCCCUUAUGGGGAUCGAAACUGCAACCUUGGCAUUGUCAGCACUACACUCUAACCAACUGAGCUAUCCAGGAAGCUUUUGUUUGGUAUUCAUACUGCUGAUCUCUCUCUAUGUCAGUUUAUGUAACUCAUGUUUGUAGCAGUGGUUUUAAUGAACAAAUUCAUAUGUAACCAUUACUAGAAUGUUUGAACAAUGUUUCUGGCUUGUCAUAUUUUCCAUGCCAAUGUUUUGUACAUUUUUUUUAAAAAAAACUAUCUCUUUUGUGCUAGUGCAAAGAAAAUGGUGCUUUUACUGUAGUGACUGACAACUAUGUGAAGGAAGAAGAAGGUACCGGGGUUGUACAUCAAGCUCCUUACUUUGGCGCUGUAAGUUUAAAGUCACUUAUGUGCUUUUAUGUCAAACAUGUUUUCAUCUUGUCUUAACUCUUUUAAUUGAGAAAUUCAGAUUCUUUUUUGAUCCAGUAACUUGUCAGGAGCACACUGUACACAUAUUCUAAUGACAACGAGUACAUUCUUGUUACCUACCAAUUUCCAUUUGCUCCUGACGCAAUACAGAAACAGCAUUAUAAUUUGUAUUGGAACUCUUUUGUGCAGUACAUCUUUUUUGAAAAGAAGAUAGCCUAAUUGUAAGCAGGCUAUGUGUCCACUACAUUUCAAAAAUGAACUCUCAAGGGGACUGCUGCCUUAGUUCAGCCAUGGUUUGUCUUAGCAUGUUGUCUGAAUUUGGGCUCAUGAUUUAGCUCUUUCCAAACUUUUAUAGCACACACACAGACACACAGCUUACUCAUAGUUACUCCAAACCAACUAUGAACUUUGUCCAUUUUAUGGUUUAUGGAUUGCAUUUUGUUUGGUAGAAUUAAACCACAAGCCUGGGCUUGGACAGUGUGUUAAUCCAAACCAUGGCUUAACUCACCACAGCAGCAGAACAAGAACUGGGGCAGAGCGAAGUGACUGCAUGUUCUUCUCUGCAAAUCUGGAUGGUACUGAUCCAUAGUUUGACGUAGUGCAAUGUGCAAACCAUGAGAGAGCAUUCUGGAAACAUUAAAAGAGGAAGAAAACAUUCAAACCUGAGAUUUAUUCAAUGCUCAUUCACAGAAUGCUGAACCAUGGUUUGCUCUCAACAGAUGCCAACAAAAAGACACGUGUUGAAGCUCUCUAGACUAUUUGAGAACUUGAGAUGAUAUUAUUAUUAUUAUUAUUAUUAUUUGCAAUUUCUCCAAGAAUGGCAAAAUGCUCAGGCAGUUUGAUGUGAUCAUGGGCCCAGUGUGUGGGAAGCUGCCUCCUACCAAGUCAAAUCAUCUAGCUCUGUAUUGUCUACACUGCCUUGUAGUGGCUUUCCAGGGUUUCAGAUGGGAGUCUUUCUUCCAGGCCUAUCUGGAAAUGCCUAAGAUGGAACUUGGUACAGUCAGACCUCGGUUCCCAAACGGCUCCAUUUUGGAAUGUUUCUGCCCCCAAACGCCAAAAACGCGGAAGUAAAUGUUCCGGUUUUUGAACAUUUUUCAGAAGUCAAAUUUUUUUGGAAGCUGAACAUCCGAUGCGGCUUCCGCUUGAGUGCAGGAAGCUCUUGCAGCUAAUUGGAAGCCACACCUCAGUUGUCGAAUGUUUCGGAAGCUGAACAGGCUUCCAGAAUGGAUUACGUUCGACAACCAAGGUUUGAGCGUACUUUCUGUGAACAAUCACAGGCUCUACCAUUGAUCUACAACCCUGCCCUAGUCAUCAUUACCUCCCACACCCACUCCAAAACAUGGGAAACUGCAAAUUAAGGUGACUAAAUCCUACAAGUCUUGGGAUUGGCUCAUAUCAUGUAAAAUCUAUUGAUUACUCAUUAUUUGAUUUGCAACUAUCUGCAUUUGAUUGGAAAGUAUUUGUCUCCUGAGGUAGUAUGCAGAAAUGUGGUACUUCUUUCUGUGGCGUUUGAUCAUUUGCACAUGUGGGUAACCGGUUGAUGCUGCAACCAUGAAGAGAAAAACAUGCAUGAAUGAACUCAUCCUCAGUGUGACAAGAUACUUUAUAACACAAGAAGCAAAGUAUUUCACAGUGUGAAGAAAGAACUUAUCAGGUUCCUGUUGAAGUUGGGGAAUCUAGAAAAUCCAGCAGAAUUUUGAAAUUCAGAAUGCUGCCUUAGAAAUCAAAAGACACACAUUUGAAUAUUUAACUUUGUUUUUCUCACAUAGGAUGACUACAGAGUCUGUAUGGAUUUUAAUAUCAUUCGGAAAGAUUCAGUACCAGUUUGUCCUGUUGAUGCCUCGGGCUGUUUCACAGCAGAAGUGACAGACUUUGCUGGACAAUAUGUGAAGGUUGGUUGUGAAGGAAGGAAGCUAGAAAAACAUUAUUCAGAGACUGAAGAGAUGUGUGUGCUUUGUUUCCUACUGCUGCUUUUUGCCAUAAAUUUUGUCAGUGGUAUUGUUUGUGAAAAUGGUGAAAAAUCCAGAUGAACCAUUUCCACUCCAGCACUUCUUCAUUCAGACCUUUGCUCACUUCUGUCUAAACAAGCUAUAAUCAGAAGCCUGGGUCUGUUCUUGGCGUACCACUCAUCCUCUGUCAGGAGGGAGAAACAAUGAGCCCAGUUUCAAACAUCAUAGCAAGUCAGUCUCUAGCUUGUUUCCUGGCAGAACAGCAGGAGUGUGGGACGAGCAAAGUCAGCACUGUACUAGCUGCUCUUUCACAUUAAACCAUAGUUUUAUCUUUAACUAUGGUUUUAAGAAAGGUAAAGGACCCCUGACAGUUAAGUCCAGUUGCGAACAACUCUGGGGUUGCGGUACUCAUCUGCUUUACUGGCCGAGGAAGCUGAUGUUUCUCCACAGACAGUUUUUCCAGGUCAUGUGGCCAGCAUGACUAAGCCACUUCUGGCGAACCAGAGCAGCGCACGGAAACACUGUUUACCUUCCUGCCAGAGUGGUACCUAUUUAUCUACUUGCACUUUGAUGUGCUUUCGAACUGCUAGGUUGGCAGGAGCUGGGACUGAGCAAUGGGAGCUCACCCCGUCGCGGGGAUUUGAACUGCCGACCUUCUGAUCGGCAAGCCCUAGGCUCAGUGGUUUAGACCACAGUGCCACCCACAUCCCAACUAUGGUUUAAUAUUACAUAAAAACCAGCUCAGCAUCUGUGCUAAAUACUAGAUACAUUAUUAAUCUCACCCUGCAUCGGAACUGGCUGUUAGCUUGUAACUUCUCUCUUUUUUUCUUUCCUGAAGCUACCACCCACCUGGAGAAAUUCUUUGUAUGGGUUAUCAUUAUUCUAAAAUAAUAUUUUGCUUUACUCAGGAUGCAGAUAAGAACAUCGUCAGAUUCCUAAAAGAACAAGGAAGACUGGUCCAUACCAGCUCUUAUAAGCACAGCUAUCCUUUUUGUUGGAGGUACGGAGAAGAAUUAACAUACUAUUUAAAGGAAGCAUUUUGACUGGUAACUUAUUUGUGAAAAAUAUGUUCGGUUUAGAAUGUCUUUUAUUUACUAGACACUAAGACAUAUCUAUGCAGUUAAAUCAGUUGUAUUCAAAGCUCUCUUCGUAUCUGUAAGUAGAUCUCACCUCUGGCACAGUGUGUGUAUAAUUUCUCACAACUAUCAGUGAAAGACUAACUACCAUAUUUUUCGCUCUAUAGGACGCACCCGACCAUAGGACACACCUUGUUUUAGAGGGGGAGAACAAGAAAAAAAAAUUCUCCCCCUCUCUGCGCAGCGCCCCUUCCAUUUCUCCUCCCGCUUCGCGGGAGGGGCGCUGUGCAGCUCUCCCUCUCCCACAUUGCCUUCGCCUUCAGUGAAAGCAACCCGAAGCCUCCGGAGUGCAGCGGGGGUUCCCGCUGCGCUCUGGAGGCUUCAGGCGGCUACCUUGGAAGCCUGGAGAGCGAGAGGGGUCGGUGCGCACUGACCCCUCUCGCUCUCCAGGCUUCAGUGAAGGCAACCCGAAGCUUCCGGAGUGCGGCGGGAGUUCCCACUGCGCUCCGGAGGCUUUGGGUUCCUUUCGCUGAAGCCAGGAGAGCAGGACUCUCCUGGCUUCAGCGAAAGGCUUCAGCGAAAGGAAAGGCUUCAGCGAAAGGAGCAGCCUUCCCGCUGCUUCCCGAGCUUGUGGGGCUAGCAGUUGGGGAAGCCUGGCUUUCCCCCACCGCCAGCACCAAAGAGCAGGUCGGGGCUGGCGGGGGAAGCCUGGUUCCCCCCCCCUCCAGCCCCAGGGACCACACAUUCACUCCAUAAGACGCACAGACAUUUCCCCUUAGAUUUUAAGAGGAAAAAAGUGUGUCUUAUGGAGCGAAAAAUACGGUAUAUGUCAAAUUGGGCAGAGGCCGCUUUUUAGAAUGGAAGCUGUCUUUGCCGACUUUCCCGAGUCACCCAUGCCCAUUGCAGUCUCCCUCUUUUACAGACCAGACGUUUGGUGAGGGUCCCACUCAGUGGGGAGGAGGGAGGCAGGUGUUUCCUUUUCUUCUUGUUCUUUUUUAAUUGCACUGUAUUGGAUAUGACCCAUAGUGACACCAUUUAUUCACUAAUAACUGCAGAAGGUUCUUGUUUCAGUUGGCUGGCCACAGUUGUUUAUGCCUUUAUAAUCUCGUGGCUGGACCGUCGUAAUGUGUUCUAUGUUAGGUGCACUCUUGAAGAUGGUUCAGAACAUGAGUGUCUACAGGGGCAGGGGAGAUACAGUUGCCUCCCCUGAGUGAGCAAAAAUCCUGUUUCCUAGCUUUUUUUUUUUUAAAAAAAGUUCUAUAACACUUGUAGAACCUGAAAUAUGAGAAACUAGCUUGCUCCCCUCUUUCAGUAUUUUACCUUGUCUCCCACUCCCCGUAAGAAAAAGAUUCUGCAAAUGCCAUGGUUCAGAAACUGCAUGCAAUGCAAAAGUCAGCUGCAGAAGUUAAAUAGUGUGUGUGCCAGAUUGUUCUCCCACUGCAGCAAUUCUGCGAGAGCUACACUGGCUGCUGUUAUAACUGGACUUUCGUUAAUAUUUCCAGUGUUGGCAUAGGUUUCAGAAAAAUCAAAGUUUUGGCUCAGAGGAAUUUAGCAGUGGGUGUAUAAAUAUAAGCUGUGUUAUAUAGUUCAAACCAAUUAAAUCUCAUGUAUCAAUUUAUUUUGCCCUUUGAAAUUGCAAAAAGAGUAUGAAAAUUCUUUCUGUGAAGUUAUAUAUCUUUUAAAGCUAGUUUGAAUUUGUAUUCAAGUGUAAUCUGUCUAUAUUCUCUAAGACCUUUAAAAAGAAGAAUUAAUCAAUCUUGUUGAAUCUCCCUUAUUCCCAAAAUUCUAUAAUUGGCUAGGCCUGGGAGACAUUUUUCAUAGCAAAAGGCUAGCUUUGUGUGUGUGUGCAAUCCUUUAAAUUUCUAAACUUUUAGGGAGAGCUGUAGAAAGUGAAAUAAUUGCCCCAAACUGGUUUGGCAUAGUAGUAUUGGAUCAAUCACUUUUGCUCAGUUUUAAUUCUGUUUUCCAUGUGCUGAACUGAACAGAGUGAUAUUUAUUAAUAGCAAAAUGUUUUGAGAGAUGAUGACAGUUGGUACAUUGGGAUCUGGCCCAUAUGUAAUGCUUGCUUCCUGCAAACUAUGGUUUGGAUAUUAGAGGCAUACCUUUGGAAUGUAUGUAUAUGCUCUUCCUUUUCCCUUCCAUAUCUAGCACACAUUUUUCCUUUGUCAGCCCUAGCUGCAGUUUAGUAUUUGUUCUACACUGCUAAAAACAAGGCUCUCUCUUAAUCAGGCUAUUCAAUUCUUCAUGCCCUGGUUUCAAAUCCUGGUUGAUAUUGACUCUGCUUAGCAUUUGCAGGGAGCCAGUAUUAUGCCUGUACAAGGCAGGGGAUAAAUGAUGAAACUAAGCUUCUUUACAUAUAUAGCUUUGGUACUUUUGUUCUGUUUAGGAUUUCAAUAUGCUGACAAGAGAGAUUGCCAGCCUUCUUGAAAAUCAUUAGCUUUAGAUUACGUAGAAUUACAUGUUUGGAUUGAAAGGAGGCAGAUAAUAUUUUCGCUUUUGUUGUAUGGGGUUUCAAAAGCAAGUUGUCUCUUUCUCCUCUUCAUUCAGUUUAGUAUGCGCUAUACAUUGAAUUUAAAUUCUUUCUUGGUGUUGAGAAAUGCAUUUUAGCUUUCCAGCAGCUUAUGUCUGGACAGAUUAGCAAAUAGCCCAUGGCAUCUUAAAAUAUUGCAGAGUCUGAAUGCAGGCACAGUCCCUGUGUUGUCUUUAAUAUAAGAAGUUAAUAGUGAAAACUGAGUUUAGGAACAGGAAGCUGCUUUAUACCGGGUCAGAGGAUUUCUCCAUCUAGCCCAGUACAGCAGGCAUAGGCAAACUUAGCCCUCCAGAUGUUUUGAGACUACAGUUCCCAUCAUCCCUGACCACUGGUCCUGUUAGCUAGGGAUGAUGGGAGUUGUAGUCCCAAAACAUCUGGAGGGCCAAGUUUGCCUAUGCCUGGUUUACAGGGACCGGCAGCAGCUCUGUGGGGGGGUUCAGGCAGGGUUCCUUUCCAACCCUCCCUGGAGAUGCCAAGGAUCCCAAAAGAUAACUAGGGAUCUUUUGCACACAAAGCAUGUUCUCUGCCACUGAGCUAUGGCCCUUCUUCUUAAAUGUAUUAUUAAACCUUUCUAAUUUUAUGCUUGUAUGGGGCAAAGGAAACCUUUCAGAAGCUUUACGGAAGAAUCUUUAAAGGAAGAUGAAUCUAUACUUUUGCAAGGUGUCCUCUACGAUUCUCCUUGAUGCAUGAUUCAGUAACUGUAUUCUUAAGUUCCUUGCCAGGUGGGUUUUAAAUAAAAGACUUCCCACUUCUUAUGGACUAAAUUGGUAUCCUCAUGUAUUCAUGUACUCAGAUAGCUUUCCUUUUUCCCUGGGUGAUAUAUUGGAGUUCUAUAUUAGUUGCCAUUUCAGUGAGACUCUGGAGGCAAGGGGCACAGUCACGCUGUGUGUGGAAAUCAAUGGGAAUUUUGCUACUGAAUUUUAGAGGGGUGACUUGUGAAGCUGGCGCAACAAGUAUUGCAGAAUACCUAAAGAGCGUGCCUAAUUUUCUUUUCAUAUCAUUUAUUUUAGGUCAGAUACUCCUCUAAUAUACAAAGCUGUGCCAAGCUGGUUUGUCCGUGUGGAGCACAUGGUGGAGAAGUUGCUGGAAAAUAAUGCCCAGUGCUACUGGUAAUCUCCUCAGUUACCGUUUUACUUCAUAGUUUCAUUAUUGUCCUGCAGCUAUUUCUCCCCCACUUCUAUUUUAAUAAGGAACUCUGUUGCUGUGUGGCUGACAUCCCCUACUUGAAUUUAAGCUGGAAAAAGGUUUCUUGAGCUUAAGCCAGGCUGUAAAGAAAAAUUGCUGCAGUCGAUCCCACUGAAUUUUACCACAGUUUGUUUUCACCUAUGGCUUAAGGUGAUGUGUGAACUGAUCCAGUAGCCAAGUACACUUGGACGGGAAGAUUACUUUUAAUUUCUCUGAGGACCAUACUAGAAACUGCUGUUGCAUUGAGUCCAUUAGUAUUGUUGCAUGAAGCUAUUGAUGUUCACAUAGCUACUAUCCAUGCAGAAUUCCUGUAUUUUCUCUAAUAUUUGGUUGUCUGUUUUUCUAAUGAGGUGUAGACAUUUGCCAGUAAAGUCUUGAUCUUUUCUGACAUUUGCUUUGAUUGAACAAGGAGUCUGAAUUCCAACUAUUGUGUCAGUAGAUGGAGAUCUCUUGCUCCAAAUGCUGCUUCUUUCUUUUGAUGUCUCUACCUAUCGGCCAAGGGCACGUGUCUGCUGCCAGGUGAACUUGGUCUUUGGUCUUAGUCUUACUGGGCUUCAGUUUCGAGUCAAUCUUUGGCAGCCCUUUUGUGUUGGAAUAAUCUUUUCCACCUCUUCUACAACUCAUGGUGCAAUGGAAAUAAAGACGUGUACCAUUUAUCAAGGGUGACAGAAAGUAAUGUAUACAAUUGGGCGUUUUAACAGAUAGAUAUUCUUGCAGUCUACAACUUACAUAAUAGGGUAAACAUCUGAGUGUGUCAGAGUUCUCUUCCCUUAGGAUUUGGGAGCCUGAUAAAUAUAGUAGUAUUUCAGGGGCAAAUUGCUUUUUUGCUGUUAUUGUUUCUUGGGAAAAAUCUAAAAGAAAGAGACUAAAAAUGUAUGUGUUGGUUUCUCUGCAAUACUGUUAACAUGAAUAAUUUUUCGUAGUCAUAUUCUUUUCAUGGAAGCUAAAUUUAAGUAGGGCCUUUAUGUAAGUUUCCAUAAAUGAUUCCAGUGUGACUUUCUGGCUUGAUGUAGGCAAAUGCAUGGUUCACAUUUUUAUAAAGGCUCCAUAGCAAGCAAGUGCAAUCUUUGGUAUUCAGUCCUGAGAGCUGCUAAUGACCUUACGGGAAAAAUAGUUGUAAGCUUGAAGCAUUUGCCUUCUAUGUUAAUUGUUGUCUGCUGCAAGCUUUUACUGUCUUGAAAGUAUACACUGAAAAUAUGCAAAUGACAGUGCAUUAUUCUGUGAAAGAAAAUUAUGUCUCUGUGGAAAAGGUGGCAAUUGAGCUUUUAAUUAACUGACUUCUAGGGUUUCGUUCUUACGGGAUUGUAUUAGGCAAUAAACAUUUCAACUGCGUUUCCCAAAAUGGUGCACUUCAGAUGUUAUUGGACUCAAACUCUCCUUAGGAAAUGCUCAAGAGUCCAACUACAUUGGAGAAGGCUGGUUUAUAGUGCACCUUUUUCAUUUAUUUUUACUGUCAUUUGAUUUUUGCUUAUUCCUUUUAGUACACAUUUAAAGUCACAUAACAGGUGGUACAGCGCUGAUAGUCAUACUAGCAAUAGAUUUGUGAGAAGUGUACAAAGAUUUAAGUUGUCUGCAGCUGGGUUUUUCCAAAAGAGCUUAAUUAAAUCCAUACAUGUCAGAAUGAAAAAGGAACCUUUUCACUAGAAAGUUGUUGAUGUUUUUGGGGUUGGACAGAAUUUUUAGCUGGGUAGUUCCUUUGUCCUCUUUGAAGGUGUCUUAGAUUUUUGUCUGCUAGCCCUCGAGAGAGGAAUGUCCAACGUAGGACAGUUUGGAAUUUAGCUGUCAUUAUUAGUAUGGUUAACAAAUCUUGUCUAAUUGUUGGGAUAUCUUCAUUAUUCAAGCAGUUUAGUGAUGCUAAACUCUCACCUUGAUUUUGAAUAUAAUAUUUUUUAAUAUGAGCCCAAAUAUCUAGCAAGAAAGAGCUUGGUGCUCAACAUCAUUCCCCAGCAUUCCCUGGCAUUGUUUGGACAGUUUUGUUGAUAGUUUAUUCCACCUUGCACACAGCAUGAACAAUGUUUUCUGGAAUUGAGAGAGGACUAUAUUUGAUAUUAGGCCCGUUAUUUGCUAUCAGGUUUUCAAAGCCCGUUUUAGUAGCCUGCUGAGCUGCUCUCCUUUGAAGUUGAAGCUAUAUGAUAAAUUUGCAUGUGUAGGUAUCAGAGUACGGCGCCAUGUUAUAUGUAAAUGCUUUGGGUCAGCAUUGGUACUUAAUGAAAGUGUGCAAAAAUGUCUGCAGAUCUGUCUGAUUUAGUGCCAUGAAAAGGUCCAGUGAUAUUCUCUAUUUUUCCCCAAUGGGGUUGUUGAGGGAUUUACAGAAUUUUUAAACUAGGGUUGAUAAAAGAGGGGAUGCCUUUAUAGCAUCCUUUGGAAUUGGUAUGAUGCCUGCACUGCCUUUAGAAUCCUUGCUGGCUGCUAGGACUAGAUUUCUCAUAGGAAUACUUUCUACUCCACAUAGGCACUGCUUCUGAUGAACUAGAUUAAAUGUGGUUUGACUAAUUUUAUAACCUAAUUGAAUUUCUAAUUUGUUUUUAAUGAGAGAACUUAAUACUAAUGUAUUUUGGAACUGGCAUAUUUUAAGAACCUAGCAACAGUUUAUCUUAAUUUUGACAAAUGAUCCUGCUGUAUCUUCCAAGGAACGAAUAAACAAAAGGAAGUGGUUGUAACUGAUAAUAAAACAGCACCGUGGUGCACUGUAAAACCUUUCUGGAGAAACCCUAUUUUAAAUGUGUCAAUUUACUAUCUAAAAUCCGGAAGGUUUUGGAAGUGGGAGAGGUGUGGGAAAUCAGAAUACAGGACCAAAGAUAUCUUUUGAAAUCACUAUGCUCACUUCACUUGUUAGUUUGUAUCGUGUGAAAACUCGUCUUCAAGCUGGAUGUUGUGGUAAACCAAAACCGCAGGGAGGUGGGAGUGCUUUGGAGCAUGGUUGAAAAGUCCCACUGUGGGGCAUUUUGUAAGUUCAGCAAUGCAGAAAAUGUAAUUUCAGAAUUAAAACAGGAACUUUUAUUUCAUGACUCAAGAAAUUGUAUGUAUGGGAUAGAUAUGUUUGGGGGAGGAGGCCAGUGAUACAAGUUUGUGUUGGGUCUAAAAGACUGCGCUUGGGCCUUGAGCUGUAUCCCCUCUCCCCUUGAUUUAGAAUAAAGCAACUGUUCUGGAAGACUAGUUAAGUCAUGUGUAAGGGUGACUUUGUUUAUUUCAUACAGCCAACCGAGUUUUGCAUUCAUUUUUUUUAUAUAAUAUUUGUGAUGGUUAAAUAACAAAUGACCUUGUUCAAUGUACGCCAUUGUGCAAAAGAAUAACUUGCUUGAAGAAAACUCCAUCAUGUCUUAUUAAAGUUGAGCGUUUGUAAAAGUGCACACUCAGAUUUGAGGCCUAAUUUAACUCUGUUACUGUAUCAGUAAAAUGUCUUGUCAUUUUAAUGAGGGACAAAAGGAACCUUUAUCAUCUCUCUGCUUACCCAAAGGCAAGCAGCCUUCCCUUGGUGCCUUUGCUGCACCAGCAAAUGGAGGGGCAGGAAAAGGAAAAGUCUGACCUGUGACUCUCUCUGUAGUAACAAAGCUGGCAGGCCCACUGCAGGUUGGGAAUGCUGUUGAUGUAACUGUUACAGCAAGUAAGAGAGGCAAAUCUGGAGAGUGCAGGGGUCAGCUUACCUCUGUUCUGCCUCACCUCAGCUCUUAGUAAUAAUGAAAAAUGUUCCCAGAUGCUCAGUUUCUCAAUUAAAGGAAAAAUAUAUCUGUGUCCAUAAGCUACAUUGCCUGCAUUGUUGCACUUUUGGAUCUCUUGUUAGCAUCUAUUCACAGUUUAAGUAGCUUUUAUCUGUUUUAAGCUACAGGUGCCACCUGCCAGCGUCUUGUAGUUGAAAGCUAUUGUAAAGGUUGCAAAGUUCAUUUUUCACAUUAGCGAAUUGUUCAAAUGCUCUUCUUUUAUCUUAAUUCAGUUUUCCACUUGUGCUUAGACUGGGUCUCUUUAGGUCAGUACAAAGUGUAUAACUGUAAUAAACUGAGGCUCUAGCACUUUCAAAGGCACUUAGAUUCUUUCAAAGCAAGGAAAUUCAUGCGAUUGGAAAGCUAAAUAGUUGUGGUGGAAAUUUGACUUAUACUUCCUGCAACCAAAAAAUAACUUAAAACAUCAUAGAAAAGUCACAGAAUGAGACCUGUUGCCCAAAUAUUAAGCAGCAAGCACAAAACAUACUCGCUUGGGUUUAUAUACAGUGACAAUCAGCAGAAGUCUUUUAUGUAUAUUUAGGGUGUUCAUUUUGGGGGAUAACUUAGGGACCAAGUUAUUUCCUGGCAUCCUAUUAUUGUGAGAUAGCAUGUGGGAAAUAAGAAACAAGGAUGAAAAAGGUGCAAAUGCCCAAGGUUGUGGAAGCCUAGGUUGUAGGAUGAUAUAGCAGCAACAUGGUGUAAAGAACCUGAAUCUCUUUUUUUUUUUAAAUGAUAUUUAUUGAGAAUUUUAAGGUUACAAGGAAAAAAGAAGGAAAAAACAAGAGAGAGAGAAAAAGAAAGAAGAAGGUAGAUAAAAGUAACAAUUAAACCAUACAAAUCAGUAAAAACCAAAGUCAAAAAGAAAAAACAAAACACACAAUACAUCAAAAUCAAAAAGAAAAAAUAAAAUAAAAAUAAAAUAAAAACAAAUCCAAUAUUCCCAGAUCCUUAACUGUCAUUAACUUAUUUCAUCGACCUCCUCACACCUCCCUUUUUUGUAUUCUAGUUGAUAAUUAUCUCAGCAAAUCCUUUCCAUCUUUCACAAUAUUCUGUCAUUAAAUUACCUUAAUCUACUUUAACCUUAUCUUACCAUAAGAAACCCAAAAACUUAAAACUUAAAUCUUAUUUAUACUAAAUUCUCUUAACCAUAACAUAUUCUUACAUAAUUCUUUUUAACAUUUCUGCUAAAGCCAAAUAAUUUCAUUCCAACAUUUUUCUAAUACUCAUUAAUUUUACAAUACUUUUCUAAAUAAAUUUUUAAAACUUUCUUCCAAUCUUCAUCCAUCGUCUCUUCUUCCUGGUCUCGGGUUUUGUCAGUCCUUUCUAUCCCAUCCAUCUAGUUCAUCAACCUGGUGACCUUAUAUCCGAGGCUCUUAAGUCUUUUCCAUGUCCCUCCCUCAGGUCUUCUUCAUGUUUAUACCUGUACUUUACUUUGUCUUCUGCUCCUUUCACUCGGAGAGACUCCAGCUUGACAAUAUUUUUGUCCCAUCUCGACAAGUCAGCCCCUUUUCCAUAGUCAACACUGAAAUCCAUGUGAUAUUUAAAGGCAUGUUUCAAGGUCCCUCCAAAGUUAAAGGCCCCCACAACUCCGAGCUCCCCCCGGCCCAAAGCCAGACUUGAAAGGUCAAAACAUCCCUGCAUAGGGCGGUCUAUCCAGCCCCCCAUCUCCAAGCCAAAUUGGACUCCAUCUCUCCAAAUCUGACUUUUUCCAGGUUCAUUCGUCAAAUCCAACAACUCAUGUUCCUGCUGGGCCACAGCUCCCUCCAUCUCUGCCACCCGAGGUCCAGCAACAACCUCCUCCCUCAUCUGAUCUGUCAAAGCACAUUCCUGGAUUAAUUCCUGAGUGGGUUCUAUAUAGGUACCCACUGCCUGUCCAAAAUUUCCGAUCGCAACAGUCAUCAAAUCCAUCUUCUCAUGUAACUGUUCCAAUAAAGCACUUGUCAAAUCCAUCUUCUCAUGUAACUGUUCCAAUAGAGCACUUGUCUUGCAAAAAGCAAGCACCAGAGCCUCGGAGCACAUUCUUGUUCAAGGUCGAAGUCUGGUCCCACAAUCUUAAUCUAUUACAGCUGCAAAGCUCCCCAGUUCGGCUUUAAUAACAGUUUCACAAGCUCCUUCUAGGGGAAACAAUUUCUAUUUGUAUCCAUUUUUUUUUUAAGCAGAUCUAGCAACAAAAGUUUUCCUUUUUCGGAUAUUUUGUCAAUAUUUUGUUCCUUUUAAAUGCGAAGGGGAACAAUGGAAUCAAUAUGUUUCUCUUCUUUUAACUAUCUGUCAUAAAACGUUUGUCCAUAGUCAAUGAACUUUCUCAAAACGUCUGUCCUGACACCCCGCUCCCAGGUUCAAGACGGUGGAAAAUUGCCUUUCUUUACUCUCUCUUCUGCAGGUUUAAACAGUCUAAAAAAAGGUUUCCCCCUCUUCUCCUGCUUCCAAGGGGGGUUCAGUAAUUUUAAAUGAUGGAAAUUUGAUCCUUUAUAGACGACUUUCUAAACUCUAGCUUGCCGUGUCUUUGCUUCAAACUGUCUACAAAAGCGGAAGGCGGACUUCCUGUUUAGACCUUCCCGCUUCAAUGCCAAAUUAAAAAGUUUCUUAAUCCAAUUUUCCGUUCUACUCACGGGCAGUUGUUUAAAAUCCAAUUGUCCACAGGAAAAAAAGUCAGUGCUCUCCGGCAACAGCAAUGCGGCUUCACUCCGUGAAAGAAGCAGUCGAUUCAAAGCACCACGCCACUCACCCCACGUCGCUCCGGAUCCCCGAAACCGGGUUUCCCCGCGAGUAGGGGAGGCGCAAAGGGUGCCAGCCGAAUCCCAAGUCCACAGGCUUCUCCCGCCUGUGGUUUUUAGUGGGUCUCCCCCUCGCCGUGGCAGUUCAGACCCUGUUUUCCACGGAGCGGAUUCCUCCCGAUCGGAGGAAAUCUGCCAUUGCCAGAGGCGCCAACCCAAAGUCUCUAAAGAACCUGAAUCCCAUAUCUCUUCUGAAAGUGCAUUGCAAUUUGGUGAACCAAAGGAGGCACAUGAAAUAACCCUCUCCAAAACACUAGAUCAGCAUAAACCUGUUUGCAUCUAAAAUUAUUUUAAGUGUAGGUAAUACCUUGGUUUCACAUGUUAUAGAAAAGCAUGGUUUACUGCUACAUGAGUGAGCCACAGUGACCUUCAGUCUCCUCUUUUCCAUACAUGAGGGGUGAUCCAGAAACAUUUACUUUUAUAGCAAACCACAAAAUUGGAAAUUGGAGAAAAGUGUGUUGAUUUCUGAUCACUGUUGUGACCCUUUAUUCAUGACUAAAUGAACGAGAGAAGUAAAUAAAGUACACGCUAUCAAAGUUAUAAUAUUCCAACAUAGGGUGUCCACAUAUGCCUAACAAGUUCUCUUGAUUUUUGUUUAUUGUAAGUAAGGUUUUCUUUUUAAAACUUAGGGUUCCUGACUUUGUGAGAGAGAAGCGUUUUGGAAAUUGGUUGAGAGAGGCACGUGAUUGGGCAAUUUCACGAAAUCGAUACUGGGGGACGCCAAUCCCAUUGUGGGUCAGUGAUGAUUUUGAAGAGGUGAGUAAAAAUAAUUUAAGUCAAGAUUGCUACAUUUUAUUUACUAUGAUUGUGCUUAGAGUGCAAUUGUAGAUCAGAUCAACGAGAGAAAAGGUGUGAUCCUCAAGGGCUUAAGGUUUCCAUUGCCAUUUUGGGCAGAUUACUAAUUGACUACUUCAUGCUUCGGCUGCUUUCCCCUGCCACUGCUAAAAUGGAGGUAUUGCUGGAUUUUACUACUAUUCAGAAUGGUGACAUGUCUUAAUGAUGCUCAGUUAGCUAGGCACCACAAAACCUGCAAAAAGUAUAUUGUGAAUGAACAGAGUAGGUAUCAGGCACUUCUCUGGGGUACAUCUGUUUCUGGAAUGCAUGCGAUCCUGCUGUCAUGGUAAUUCGGGGAGACAGUUUUACUUUCUAGAUUGCUGGUGUGUCAAAAGCAUUAAAUGAUUCUUCCAUCAAUAUCUGCAGCUUGUUUUUAAAAAAGCAUUUUUUCCAUAUUUAGAGUUGGCAUACUUAUUUAAAACUUGCUAGUUAAAACUUUUUCCAUCUUUUUUCCAUUUGCUAUUGUCAAAAACAAUCAAUCUGCUGAUGAAAUCCAAUGGACACCUUUUUAAAAGGUCUAACUAGGGAAGGAAAAGUUUUGUUUGAUUUCAAACUGUUAUUACUAUUUUAAUCUGCUGUUUUGGAUAACAACAAAAACUAUAAUUAGGUCUCUUGUUGCAUUACUAAAACCUUAAGUAAAAUCACAAUUUGGUUUGAGGCCUUGCUCAGAUGCCUAAGUUGCAUUCAACUCCACCUAGUAUAAGGAGUUGACUGGGAAAAUUAAAAUCCAAAAGGUUAAAGGGCUAUUUAGUGGAGUCAUGGGGAGGCGGGGAAAGAUAACCGCUUGGUGACAGUGGUGAAGUUGAGAAAGUGUGUUGGUUUGGGUAGUUUGUUUGCCUCCAUUUUUUCUUACAGUGCAUGCCAUUGCCUAUGCUAUCACAAGGUUAGCACCUGUGAUGUUUACAAACAUGUGGAAAUAUGAAGUGAUUCAGCUUUGCUAAAACCAAUUUACAAAUAUUUCAAACAGCUGCUGGGCUUCAUAGCAAUCAAUUAGUAUAAGAGGUUUAGAAGUGUAGUAUCAGCUGACUUUUCCAGUUGCAUGCUUCAGCUAUGAACUAUGUUCAUUAACAAAUCCUAUUUGACAUACAGUGGUACCUCUAGUUAAGAACUUAAUUCAUUCUCGAGGUCCGUUCUUAACCUGAAACCAUUCUUAACCUGAGGUACCACUUUAGCUAAUGGGGCCUCCCGCUGCUGCCGUGCCGCCAGUGCGUGAUUUCUGUUCUCAUUCUGAGGUAAAGUUCUUAACCCGAGGUACUACUAGCAGUUUAGCGGAGUCUGUAACCCGAAGUGUCUGUAAUCCAAGGUGUUUGUAACCCAAAGUACCACUGUAUUGGAUUUAACAGGUGGUCUGUAUUGGAUCUGUAGCAGAACUGGAAGAGCUGUCAGGAGUGAAAGUGACUGAUCUCCACAGAGAAAGGUAAGUGAUUGUAACAAAAGCAAGCCAGGGUCUGUUGUAGCUCAGAAAUAUCUCUGCUCUCAUUUGUGGAUGUUGAAUCCAUUUCAGAAUACCAUCCUGAUAUUAGAGUCUAAAAACUGGUUGUUUGUCCAAACCAGAAAGGGACUAUCAGGCAAUUCUCUGGAGAUAGCCCUGCUGCUGUGCAACACCUUAAAUUACAGAAUAUCAUUUUUUGCUACUUUCCCACCUUCUCAGUUUCCCCUAACUUCUGAAUGAGAGCAAAUCCAAGAGUUUAAUUUUCAACCUGGUGGGGAGACACUACCAACUAGCUUAUGUCACUGUUUAGAGCAGGGAUGGAUAAUUUGUGAAUCUUUAAAAUAUUGAUUAAUAGCCAGCAUACCUAAUGGACAGGGAUGGUGAGUUACAGUACAACCUUAUCUGGAGAACAACAGGUUUCCCACCACUGGCUUAUUGAGUUCAGUCUGGUUCCCUUCAGUUCAGUCUGGUUCCCUGUGUGAACCCAUACACAUAAGUUAUGGGGUUUCUCCCAACCCUUCUGUAGCUGCAGCUUAAGCAGAGAUUGACACAGGCUGGAGUGCCAUCAUUUUGGCCAUUUAUCUGUACAACCCCCACAAAAAACUCCUGUAUGAUAACAGUUUAUUAAUGGAACCCCAUAAUAUGUUGCUUUAGCUGACAGAUUCAGACUCUGGACUGAUGUGGAUUGUAUAAGGAUCUUCUGCAAAAGCAUUUCUGACGUGGUUUGAAAUGCAGUGUUUUAUUGGGAAGCAUAGGCUAUUUCUAGUGUUAGCUAGCUAGUUAUCUGUCAACUAUCAUUCUUUGGAAACUGACCUGGAGAGAUAUGUGGGACAUUAGGGUAGCUUUCAGCAAUUUGUAUUCAUUAGCAAUAAUUUAAGUAUAUUGUAUUUGUGCUAAAUUAGUGAAACCCUUUCAGUUCUGAAUUAUUUUGGAAAAUCUAUGCAAGCAAUUUGAAUAUGUUAGAUAUAGAAGUUUGGGAUUGGCAUCAGUUUCUGUAAUUGGGUUCCUUCAGUGUCUAAACUGUUGCUGGAUUAUUUUCCCUUUAGCGUUGAUUAUAUAACCAUCCCCUCGCGCUGCGGCAAAGGUGUAUUACAUCGUGUUUCAGAAGUGUUUGACUGCUGGUUUGAGAGUGGGAGCAUGCCUUAUGCCCAAGUCCAUUACCCAUUUGAGAACAAAAGAGAAUUUGAAGAUGCGUUUCCUGCUGACUUCAUUGCUGAAGGCAUUGACCAAACCAGAGGAUGGUAAUUCUUUGUUAUUAGUCUGUACAGGGUUUUACAACUGCAGAGCACUGGGAAAUCUGGAUAACUUUAAAAGAGUACUUGAAAUAUAAUUUGGCUCAUGUUUGUAUAGUGAGCACUGAACUAACAAAGUUUCAUGGACAGAGAUUUUUAAAGGAAGAAAGAAAGUAGUUGUUAUUGAAUGAUUUCAAUAACCUUACCUGUGAAAUGUGUGUUGGGACCCACUAGCUGGUUGCAGUCUGAUCCAAGGUGGGUUGCAAACAGGAGCACUACUGCCAUGCAGAUAUAUGGUAAAAGAUUAAGAAAAGGGUCCCUAAAUGCAUGUUUGGGUUUAAAGUGGUUCCUGGGUCUGAAAGGGUUGAAGAUACCUGCACUAGCUGAUUGAAUAGGUAGGUGGCUACAGAAGACCCAUGGCAAAAGGCAGCAAUAUGGAAAUUAAAAUUGCUUCACCGUCUACCUAACAAAAAAUCCAGAGAGCAAAGUACUUAACUAACAAUACUUGAUGAAAGACUUGGCCAUAGGAAACCUGGCUACAAAACUUGUAAUAAGCGAAUAACUUUUAGGUAUCAUUUCCUGGCCAAGGUAAGCCUGAAGGUAUUUUGUGGGAUGGGGGCGGGGGGAAUCAGCAAAUGGUAUCUACAUAGUACCUUGCUCUUUACAAAAUGAGACAAGUUGACCCAUUCAGAUACAGCCCAACAGAGAAUUACAUGGUGGUCUAACUCACUGUAAUUCAUGAACACUAGACAGAAAAGCUCAGAGAAAUUUGCAUUUGAUUUUCAGGUAGCCUCAAAUCAAGGCAACUUUCAGGGCCACAUCUGCUUAGUUUCAGCAGUAGAACUGCAUUGUAUACUUUCAUAACCUUACACCCCCAUUUUAGCUGAUAAAAACAGUAAGGAAAAGCUGGAUUAUUUCAGUUGUUGAUUUCUCUCACUGAGGGUAAAGAGCUAGAUGUCACUUCUUUUACUUUUGGCUUUCCUUUUUCCAAAGAUUGUAUUUGGUUAGCUAGUUUGUUCUUAAAUGUCUGGAUCUGUGCCCCCAGCCCCCAGGACAUCCCCGACCAUUGCUUGAUUACCAGAGUAGUGGAACUCUGGCAGUGGCGGGCAUCCCAAAAAGCCACAGAACACAGAAAAAUCUUUAGCAGAGAUUUACUAAGGCUUACAGCUUACAGUUCACUGCUAGAUCACUAGCAAGGUACAACUUGGCUCCUAUUAGAGCAAAAAUCCAGUUUCAGCAUAAAAAGUACACCACACAAAUAUAAAAUGAAAGCAAAGAAUAGAAGUCAGUAGAAGAAAUGAGAGUGAGAAACUGUACACUGACUAGCUGAUAUACCCUUCCCAGUGGCCUUGGCACUAAGGUAAGACUCAGCCUGUAAGCAUACAGCUGUGCUGUGAGAAGAAUGGAAAAUUACAGAUGCGCUAGAAUAUUCUAGCAUGUUCCGGCUUUUACUGGCAACUUCUGCACACACAAAACUUCACUCCAUGACAUGGAGUUAAUUUUCCAGUGAUGUAGAUAACUUCUUUUAGGAACUAUUAUACAUGGGAAAACAAAAUUUAAAUUUCUAACGAGCCUUGUAAUCCCAGUGCAAUUCUGUUCCUUUACUGAGUAUUAUAAUCAAGUCCCAAGUGAAAGAUGAAGGUUUGUGUAUGUAUAUAUAUAUUUUUUUAUAUAUUUGUGUUCACAGGCUUACACACCUCUACCCUGAAGUGACUGUAGGACUGUGUUAAGCAACAUUUACAAAUGUGAUGUACACACAAUGCUACAAAGUCACAUUAUGAAAGGAAGGUUCUGCAUCAUUAUGUCACUCAGUUUUCUUGAACGCAGGACACUGUAGCUUUGGAAGGAGGACUGUUUUGUAUGAUAAUGUAGUUUGUUACAAGAUUAGAAGCUAGCAAUAGGGGGGAAAUAAUAUGUGAAGAUUUUCCAGAAGAUCUGCAUAAUAAAAUGACACUUUUGGAUAACUAUCACCAUGUAUUUCUUAUUAAUAUCCCUGGGGUUUGAAAUCUGCUAAAAGGAGUCAAUUAAAAUUUGAAGGCAUACAAGGGCUUGAAAGUGUGAUAUUUUAGCAUUAACCUAGAAUCAGCUGCUAACUAUCAAUUUGUUUUUCAGGUUUUACACAUUGCUCGUGUUGUCCACAGCUCUUUUUGGGAAGCCCCCUUUCAAGAAUGUAAUUGUAAAUGGCCUAGUUCUUGCCAGGCAAGUAAUAUUGUUAAUAUCUUGCUCUUUCCUGAGGUUCUGCUUGAAAUGUAGUUCUAAGCUGUGUAAUCCUUCAUUGAAUAACCAACCUUAGCUGAAUGACAAUUACUUUACACUGAAAGCCCAAUCCCUUCCAAAAUGAUACAAGUUUAUAUAUCGUUGGGAGUGGGUAGAAUAAAGUAAAAAAGCUCAUUAUCACCCAAGACAUAAAUAUGGCUAGAAAGAACUAUGGUCGUUUCUCCACCUGUUCCAUUGUUCUUCACUUUGCAAUAAGGCUGUUGUGAAAGUAAAUAUAAUCUGCUCUUGAGGGGACUGGCACUUUCUAUCAUAAAAAUAGUAGACUGAUUUCCCAAGAGUAUUUGUAUUAAUUUUGAGAACUUUAUCAGCAAUGCAUACUUUGUCAUAGUUUCCAUCUUUAAUCUUUUCUAGUGAUGGGCAAAAGAUGAGCAAAAGGAAGAAGAAUUACCCGGAUCCAGCAAACAUUGUAAAUUCUUAUGGGGCUGAUGCUCUAAGGUAGGAUCCUGCUAUUGUUUCUCCCCCCCCCCCCGUUUCUAUUAAUGUUUGUGGGUCCUCUGCUUAGGUAUAGCCAGUCAAAAUUUGGCUUUUGCUCCUUGCUUUGGCUGGUGCAGCUACUGCUGUUCAUGCAGUAGCAAUGUGUGUGUGUGUGCUUCUUCUCAGAACUUCGUACAAGAAGGUAGAUACAACCGCAGAACAACUGUAUACAUCUUGAACAAAAAUACUUUUAUAAUAUGCAAAAGGGGGGAGGGAGUGCUGUGAGGCAUCACAAUGGAAUGGUGAAGUUGUCCAGAUUGUAAAAGCUUCCAAAAAGCAUUUGGUUCACCACUGGUAUAAACAGAGUGCUAGACUGAAUGAAGAAUAAUGGAUUGUCCAGUACUGCAAACAAAGUACAAGGCAGGCCUCGCAUCACUGCCAGCUCCUUUUAAUUUCCACAUUGAAAUAUCUGUGUGAAUGUGUGGAUGCAUGCAAAAUCAUCUUAAAAAUACUGAAAAAACAUUAUAGCAAGGACAAUUGGGUUGGUGGUGUGGGACAUUAGGCUGGUUCAUAUGCGCUUACCAGCAUGUUGUGUCUCCGGGGCUCCUGAUUAUACACGUGUGGGUGUCUUCUUGUGCAUAGUCCUUAAGCCUGGGGAUUGUAUUGUAAGUGCCAAAUUGAUUGCACAGCUUAGGUGUCUAUGUGUGGGAAUUUUCAUUCCUAGGCUGUAUAUCCCAUCUCUAGGCUUUCCAGGUCUACACAGCAUUAUAUGGUUAAUUUUUUUCCAGAAGUUGGUAGGCUCUAAACCAAAUAUAUAGCUGAUUGUAUUCUGGAAGCCUUGAAGAACUUGAGCACUUUUUGGUGUGUAUAUGGUUUGAAUUAUUAGCUGUAUUUGUUCACCUUAAAGAACACUGUCUUUCUAAAAUAUAUUUCUGGCAAGAUAAAAUAUUGUAUGUCAGACUUCAGUAAAUUUUAUUUUCUUUACCUAAAUGAAAAUGCCCAGCUCUCAAGAGUAUUCAUUGCUGUCCUCAUUUUUCCAGCAAGAUAAAUCUGUUUUUGCUUUCUGCCUGCCUGCUAUGUGUACACUAAAGUCUUAUUUAUACUUACUCCCACACACAAUGCAAAGUAGUGCUUGCUAGGUUCAUUUAAGGAGAGAGCUCCAGUUCAGAUGUCUGAACUUAUUUGAAGUGCUUGAUGUCAAGCACUUGUGUUCUGUUUAUAGAAUAAACUACUUCUGACUUUCUCGUGGGUUUUUUCUUUUUUACUGAGCUAAUUUAGCUUCUGUGGAAGAAGUUUUUCCCUUUCCCCAUAUGCAAAUUUUGAUUCAGUACUGCAGAAAUAUCCUCUGCAGCUUACUGAUAAAUGUGGUAUUUUUGAACAGCUGCACAUUUAUACUCCUUAAGGAAGUGAAGAACUCUAAAGGAGAGUAACAAGUACUGAGUGAGUUUAUUAGUGGCCUUCUUUUGUCUUUUGGUUCCUUGGCUAAAACUUUGCCUAUUAGGGAUGAGGAAUCUGGUUCUCCAGGUGACAUUGGACUACAGUUCCCGUCAACCCAUCCAUUGGGUGGGCCACCUGAGACUGAUUAGAGUGGGAGUUCAACAGCAUCUGAGGGUAGCGAUAGGUUGGUGAAGAGCAACCAUUUAAUACUCAAUAUUUUAAGAGUUUGGGAUUGUUUUAAAAGGCUAUUUAACUCAAGCCUUUCCCCAUUCAAUUCUGUGCUAUACAACUAAAGUAUAGAUACAGUUAAUGGUUUUGAAAUUUGGAAAACUGACCAUCUCCAUUGGAUUUAAUGAUUGAAGAAGAAGAAGAGUUUGGAUUUGAUAUCCCGCCUUUCACUCCCUUUAAGGAGUCUCAAAGCGGCUAACAUUCUCCUUUCCCUUCCUCCCCCACAACAAACACUCUGUGAGGUGAGUGGGGCUGAGAGACUUCAAAGAAGUGUGACUGGCCCAAGGUCACCCAGCAGCUGCAUGUGGAGGAGCGGAGACGCGAACCCGGUUCCCCAGAUUAGGAGACUACCGCUCUUAACCACUACACCACACUGGCUUGGUAUAUUCUGAGAUCAAAACAAAAUUGAAUGGGGAAAUCUCUCUUCGUUUGAAUAUUUUCUAGUUUGAUAUUUUUGGAGGAUUAUCUCAGAGUUGGAAAAAUGAAUUAUGCACAUUAGCGGACAUGUACUUUCAAAAAUAUAUAUAGCUGAAAUGUGACGUGGAAUCAGAACAUGAAAAAGAGUAGAAGGUUAGAUGAACUCAGGACAUAGGUAAAAAUAUUCCAGUGGAUGUCUGGGAAGAAUUGUGGAACAGUCUCUUGAAGCCCAUUCUUUUGGAAUACAGCUGCAUGGGGAAAAACAACAUUAUAAAAAUGUGUAGCUGGUAAACAAAAUAAGCAGCUACAUGUUCGAAAUCUCGCGGCAGAAAAUGACAACUUUCAUUACAUGUGAUAGGAAAAUUAAGAAACAGCCUUGGCUUUGUUCAGUGUGGUGCAAGAGCAAAAUGGAGCAAAGUGCCUGCAAACUCCUCUCAAAAGAACUGCACACUUAUAGCCCUGGCAAGCCAUAGUUUGGCUUACCAUGUCAUUUAAACUAGGCCACUAACUACAAACCCUGUAUCCCUGUUGUAGGUAGUUUUAACCAUAUUCUUUAGCUUUGGCUGCAAUCUUAUGCAUGCUUUCCUGGGAAUUAGCCCAGUGGGACUUCUAUCCAACUAUACAUACAUAGGGUUGCAUUGUUAAAAUACCAAGGCUCUUGUACAUUAUGCAGAAAAAAAUCAGUUUGUCCAAAAGCCAUCUUGUCAUAUGGAAAUGUGAAAUGAUGGGUGAUGGUAAUUUGAGCACAGUUCUUUAGAAAUGUUUGCUUUCUGAAGAUCUAUUCAGCAGCCUAAUAGAGUAAGAAGAAAGACAGAAAAUAUCCAGCUAAAUUGGACUAAUGCAAGAAAUGGAAAUGCCUUUUUAUGUAGUUGCAGAAUUUUGGGGGUGGGGUGGGGGUUACACCUCUGUUAAUACUGCCAAUUAGAAUUGCCAUUUCAGCAGUGUGAGUUGUAUCUUAGCAACAUCUACAGAUUUCCUGGCACUGAACAAAGUAUUAGGACGUCAACAUUAUUUUGGGUCCUGGGUGGAGGAUUGUUGAAAUUUUAAUUUGUGUGUAUUAAAAAGGGAUCUGGUGUGUUUUCUUUAAAGCCAUGUCCAAAUUUUCAUUACUCUGCUCUGUUUGUGUGUGCUGCUGUAGGCUGUACCUUAUCAAUUCCCCUGUUGUGAGAGCCGAAAACUUGAGGUUUAAAGAAGAAGGUGUGAGAGAUGUACUGAAGGAUGUCUUUUUGCCAUGGUACAAUGCAUAUCGCUUUCUCAUUCAGAACGUUGUCAUUCUGCAACUUAAGGUACAAAACUUUGCACUGUCGAAGAAAGUUGUUUCUCUGGUCAUUACUGUAUUUUGCUUAUCAAUAUGGGAUCUCUAGUCACACGGCAUGCUGCCAAUGUAUGUAGUUAUUCUUCAUGAUAUCUGUCCUGCUCAUCUGGUCAAAUGGGCUCUCAAGAUGGCUCAGGCAACAUGUGUUGGUGCAGUUCGUUGUGGUUGCAGUUUAUCAUUCUUGCAUUUUGUUGGAGCCAGAAAUGUAGUGCUUAUAGUGUCAGACCAUCACUGGGAAGACCCACUUUCAAAUCCCUACUCUGCCAUGAAGAUAAUGUGCUGACCUUGAGUCAGUCACUAUCAUUCUUAAUGCCAUCAUCUAUUUUAUUUUAAAUGUAAUGGGGAAAACUUUUUUUUUGGGGGGGGGAAGCAUCGGCCUUGCACACAGAAGCUUCCAGGUUCAAUACUUGGCAUCUCCAGGUAGGGCUGCGAAUGUCACCUGUCUGAAAAUUUAGAGAACCAAUUGUGUAGAUACACAAUUCUGACCUAAAUAGACUAAUGUUCUGAUUUGGUAUAAGGAAGCUUCCUGCUUUUCUGUGAAACUGAACUCUCUCUCAGCCUAACCUAAUUUACAUGAUUUUUUGGGAGGUCAAAUGUGAGCAGAGGUUCAGGAAGAGUUGUUUAUACCACCCUGAGCUUCUUAGAAGGUGAGGUUAAAAGUUUAAAAAUGUUAAAAAUUGAGGGAGGGGAGGGAAACUCAAACUCAAGUAGCCCGAGUCGGUAUUAAUUAUGCAGUUUGAGAGUGUAGUCGCAGACAAAAAAUUAUAGGCUGCAAUUUAUGCCCACUUGCAUUAUUGCAAUAAUGCAUUAUUGCAUUAUUAUGCCACUGGCAUUAUUCUAAGAAUCUGAUUUAGAGUUCACUUGUAUUGGGGAGCUGUUCAGUUUAUUGGUACACCAAUGGCUUCUGAAAUGCUAAUUUACAAGAGUAAUAGUAACUAAAGUUAAAAAAUUCUAAUGUCAGAAAUUUCUGAUUUGAUGGCACUGUAUCUCUCUGUAUGUCUUACACUUUUUAUGAAGCCCAGUUUAUAUUCCUAACACUUGCAAAAACUGCUAGUUUAAUGGCAUCCAUUACUAUUCUAGGUUGGAGGACAGUGCUCUGAGGAAAGCAGAAUGGGAAUGGAAAGGAAUAUUUGAUAAACAUUUUUUUUCCUCAUCCCUGUUUCAAAUGUGAAAUGUUUAGGUUAAGAAUGUGUAUUCUUCAUUUAACUUAUGUUCCAAAGUCUAUGGUCCUCAUUGUCAAGAAACAUUUCAUUUUAUCCAGUGGGAUUUAAUAAAUCUGUAAUCCUCCUGUAAUAUAUAUUCUACAUAAAAAGUGGUAAAAAAGGCAAUACAGUAUUUAGGAUUGCGUUUAAUUCGUUGGAUUCCAAGAACAGCAAUAUAUCUCUUCUAUAUGUAAUAAUCUCUAGUCAUUGAUACCAGCUUAUUUGAAGCGGUUCAUAACUUUUACAAAGUACACUUGGCAACCUGAGGGAAGACUUCUGACUUGUCAGCGAUACAAAUUUCAAAACUCUUCUGGUCAGUCAGUACUUAAAUCUUAAUCUGUUCUCUCAGCAACGGUUUCUAAAUGGUUGCCUUUCAAAUAAUUUACUUGAAGAGAGAACACGGGUCCUUUGAAGUUUGGUUCUUUGGUAAGGAAAGUCUCAACAGAUACAUUAUCUUAGUGAAUACACUAUGUUUCCGAUGGGAAAUUGAUAACUUGAAGAGCUUAUAAUUACUCACCUCUCAUGAUACAUGAGCUUUUCAAACCACCAUGGAGCCCUUGCUAUUAGAAGCAAUAAAGGCAGCAGACUUCAAUAAAUAGUAAUGGAAAUUGGUUUACAUUUUUAGCAGUCACCUCUGUAAGGAGCGCUUUGGAGCUGCAUAAUUAAUCAGCUAUUUCUGAGGGUCCCCAGACAAUGUUCCUAAUACUGUUCUUCAAACUGCCCUAAUAUUUUACAUACUCUGAACUUAGUUUUGGUGCCACUGUAUUGUUCUUGUGGUAUUGAGUUCCUGGGAGAUGUAUUUGCUGUUAUGGGCCCUGAGUGGGGAGGGCUGGUUGAGCCAACAGAGAGAAGAGGAGUUGCAGAUAGAUGACCUGGGAAGGAAUCUAGUGGGCUAGGAAGGUCUUUGCUCAGGUCAGGAGAACCCAAGGUAGAGGAUACUAGAGAGCAUUCUAGUGGUGGUGAGUUUCUCUCACCCUGUACCUGCAACUUGAGGCAUUGGCUCCUUUUUCUGAGUUGUAGGAAGCUGGUUCUGGCUUGUCCACUUAUCGUGCCACUAACUCUGCCUCUGAAGUUGCCAGAAACCACAUAUAGUGUUGCCUGUCCCAGGGAGGUUGCUGCCUUACCUGUCCCACGCGCCUCUUAUGAGGCAGUGGUGCCCCCUCCAUCGCCUAGACCAUGGAGAUGCCAGCACAAGCAAUGAACAGUUGGGGCAGGUUCAGCCUUUGCAGAGAAGUGCCAGGUUGCUUGCCCACUCUAAGGACUAGAACCGUUUGCUGCGCCAAGUUGUCCCCACCCCAUUCCCUGGCAUUUCAGUGGGGUAUUGUUGUUGGAUCCGUGUCUUUGCUUGUGUAGUUGUGGGCAGCACCUGCUGUGCCUUUGAACCACAUUACCUCAUUUUGUCCGUGCAUCGCACUGAUCAAAGCAUUAAAGGCUUUGGUGGAAACCACAACCUGAGUUAAGAGUUCUUCAUCAAAUGGGAGCCAGGACUUUUGCAUAACUAAGUUGUGCUGGCAACUGCACAAAUAGGAAGCUCUCCCCUCCCUUAAGUUAUAGCAAUGUGGCUCAACAUUGUUCAAGGGUCUCUGUGUAUAUAGCAUUAAGGUGAAUAGUGCCAUAAAGAGGGCUUCUGACCACUCCCUCAUUUCAUGCAAGGAGCAAGCAGUAAAUCCUGGCAAAUGUCUCUACAUUGCAUUUAACCUUUUAAGCUUGCUUUGAAAUUACCGUCUGCUAAACUAUUUAUAAAAUGUUAUUAUGUACCAUAGUACUAAAGUGAAGUGCUUUGUUCCCUGCUAAUGGGAGCAAAGUCCAAAUGAGAGGUCCUCAAAUGAGAACCCAGAAAGCAGCUAUUUUUUGACUGAAGCGCUUUUCAAAUUAUCCUACCUUAUUAAAGCAAUUGAAACUAUUGCUAUGUGAUACACUUGCCAAGAAAUUUGAACUGAUGGUAUCAUCCUGAAAACUACUACCCUCUCAGUGCAGCAUGAUAAGGUGAACAGACUCUCGGAGUGGCAUUCACCCCAGAUGGCUUUGUCACAGAAAGAGAAUAAAUCUGCAAAUAGCUGUUGUGUUUGCCUGCAUGAGAACAUGUCUAAUGAAUGAAUAACAUUUGCAACUGACUUCUUGAAUGACCCAUGAACUGCAGGAGUUCUCUUUUCACUUGACAUUGUUGCACAGUCAGAGGCAAUACUGGUCUGUACUACUGUAGUACACCAACUGAAAUUGGAAGAAUUAGGGUGUGAUCUUGCAGCUGACAUAAGUGCAGCUCUGCUGGUGAAGAGGAAAACCUGAUGGCAGGAUGGCACUUACAUCACUACAGUCCCUGGUAGGCAUGCGGAAAGCUCAGCAGGCAUGUUCGGCCUACUCGUUAUGUUCUGCCAGAUGUGUGAGCCAAGCAGAGUGUUCUUGGAUGGUGAGGCUGUGGACUUGUAAGAUCCUCAGUCACUACACUCCCCUGACAUGCACCUAAAUAGAUCCCAAAACUACAUCACCCCCUGAGCUGGCUUAGUUAAUAUCUUCCUUUUGCAGUAAAUAGAAGGGGAAGUGUGAGGAGAAAACAAGGGGAAAGAAAUAAAAAAAUUGCUCCCCAACCACCUAUAAUGUUGUUAUGGUUACCCCAACCACAGAUUCUUUCCCACCUCCACAACAUAUUGCUCUGGCUCAAGUUAAAUCUCUUUUUCCACCUCCAUAUUCAUAGGAAGAUGGAAAGGAAUUCCUUUACAAUGAGAAUACAGUUAAAGAAAGCAACAAUAUCAUGGAUAAAUGGAUUCUUUCCUUUGCACAGUCACUCAUUCAGUUCUUCAAAGCAGAAAUGGCAGGUGCGUAUGCUUCCUCCAAUUUCAGGAUUCUAAUUACAUUCAUGUUGGUGCUGCAAGAUUAUACAGUAGAAAUAUACUGAUUUCUGUAUCCGUGGUUUUAUUUACUUUUUGUGGGUUGUGUGAUGUGGAUUCAUUGAAAUAACUGGGUCCUAGUUAGUUAUGCCUAUUCAUUUCAGUGCAUCUACUUAGAGUAGGACUAACUUUGGAUAAAACCCAAUGUUUGUUUACAGAUUUGAACAUUUUUGCUCUCUUAGUAUGAGUUUGAAACUAGGGUUUGAAAAGGGAUUUCUUAACUAUGGAUAACAUGAAUAAGGGACUCAUAGUCAAAUCCAUUCUUUCUUUAUAGUGAUACAUUUUUAAUGUUGUUAAGGUAUUGUCACAGGCUCCAGGUGGUUCUUAUAUCUUCAAGAUUUUGAUAAGAAAAAGAGACUGAAGCCAAAAGGUUAAUGGGACAUUACAGCUUGCUAUUUCCUCUCUCAUUUUCAGCCUACAGACUGUACACGGUAGUUCCUCGUCUCGUUAAGUUUGUAGACAUUCUUACCAACUGGUAUGUCAGAAUGAAUCGCAGGAGGUUAAAGGUAUGUGACUUCUGUUUCCAGGGUGUAUUCAUGAGAGGUGGAAGUAGUUUGCUCCUGAGUUAAUUCAGGUUCCCUUUAAAGCUGAGUACUUUGUUGAUUUGUGUGUUGAAGAUCAAUACCAUUUUGUGUAAUUAUUGGUCUAAUCUCUCUUACAUCUAUGACUACUUCUUGAGUAGGGUGAAAAUGGAACAGAUGACUGCAUUAUGGCCUUAGAAACCUUAUUCAGCGUUCUUCACUCUAUGUGCAGACUUAUGGUAAGAAUUAACAACUGUACAGUUAUUCAUCUGGGAUGCGGGUAGCGCUGUGGCCUAUACCACUGAGCCUCUUGGGCUUGCUGAUUGGAAGGUCGGCAGUUCGAAUCUGGGUGAGCUUCUGUUGCUCUGUCCCACCUCCUGUCAACCUAGCAGUUUGAAAGCACAUCAGUGCGAGUAGAUAAAUAGGUACUGCUGUGGUGGGAAGGUAAACAUCGUUCCUCUGUGCUCUGGGUUCCAUCACGGUGUUCCGUUGCACCAGAAGCCGUUUAGUCAUGCUGACCACAUGACCCAUAAAGCUGUCUGUGGACCAACGCCGGCUCCCUUGGCCUGAAGCGAAAUGAGCGCUGCACCCAGUGCUAGAUUUACAUAUAAGCUAAACAAGCUAUAGCUUAGGGCCACACUCUCUUGGGGCCCCCCAAAAAAAUUAAAGGAAAAAAAACUGGAUGUACAUUUCCAAAAUAUAAGAUAAAAAACAAAUAAAAUAAAACCUACAUACAGCAACAGUGUUUUGUGUUGUGUAGACUCCUAUGAUGUAAGUAAUGGGCCCCGCCUGCUAGCCCGCUCCCUAAAAUAUCACAUAUAAAGGGCCCCAUUACCUUCAGUAGCUUAGGGCCUCAUCAAACCUAAAUUCGGCCCUGACCGCACCCCAUAGUUGCCUUUGACCAGACUUAACUGUCCAGGGGUCAUUUACCUUUUACCUUACCUUACAGUCAUCCUCUUACAGAUUUAGGUACAGAAGCGUUGCUUUUUGAUAUAGCCCCAUGAAGCUCCUGGCAGUCAGCUUGUAACACAGAGAGGGUUCUUGCUAGGGCUGCAUGUGGGUUAUGAUUCUGCAGGAGCACAUAAUGUGGGGCUGGGGCAGAAUCCAGCUCUCAGACAGUCUCUGAUUUAAUUAAGGGAAGGAGAGUGAGGGCAAGUUUCUUUAGUCAGGAAGAAAUGCCUGGCUGUGUCAGGACUGUGCCUGGUGAAAUCUCAGUAGUCAGAAGGCUUGGAAGGUUCACUGUCUCCUGGUGUGAAAGGACAAGGACUAAGACAGUGCAUGCUAAGAUGCACUUGACUUGAAUGCUAUUCACUUUCUUUCAUUCCUCUGUUCUCUGAGGGCGUCUAGAGAGCUUAAGAGAUAUAGGUUGCCUUCCUGGUCUCUGAGAUGAGCUAUUUUCUUUGUUUAAUACCUAUCUGUAAAAAGGCCAGGUAAGAAGUACAGUCAUCAGGUGGUAUUAGACCUUGUAAUUUUGUUAUUUUGAUUAGCCAGAGGAAGUUGUUCAACUGGAAACAGUUUCCUGAUUGAACUCUGUAGCUGGUACAUUUUUGACAGGAAACUGUGCAUGAAAACUUGCAUUAUAGUAACAGAGAAUAUCUUGGGCUAUAUCCAACAGAAUUCUGUGCAUACAACAAAACUUCUUGUUCUCUCUAGCCCUCUGCAUACUCUUAAGACUCCAACUCUGAAGAGUUGGAGGAUCCUCCGGAGCAGAUUUGCAGUGGCGUAGAGGAAGAGAGGGAACGGAAGUCUUCUUGUAUAAGUGAAACUUUGCUUGUGCAGUGUUGGAUACAACCUAAGAGUUUUAGCAAUUUAUAACGCAUUUGUAAUUACUUCAAAAUAUAGAAUAGCCAAGUAAUGAAAAAUUGUCAUUCCAGGCACCUUAUACUCCAUUUAUCACUGAACUGAUGUACCAGAAUUUGAAGACUCUUAUUGAUCCUGCCUGCAUUCAGGAGAAGAACACAGAUAGCAUUCACUACCUCAUGGUUCCUCAAGUUCGGUGAGCAACUCAGUCAAUUGUAGUGGAUGCCCAAGUUUAAGGUUUUAUGGGUCAAAGCCAGCACUUUGAAUUGGACUCUGAAACAAUUGGCAGCCAGUGCAGUCAGGUCAGGAUCGGUGUAGUAAGCUCAAACUGUCUUGUCCCAGUGAGUAACCUGGCUGGCAAAUUGCGCACUAGCUGUAGUUUCUGAACCGUAUUCUGAGGCAGCCCUCUCUCUUAUGCUUUACCUAUAAGGCAAAAUAUUAGAGUUCUUAAAACAUGUUUUUCCAAAUCCAGUUGUAAAACUGCUGUAGAAUCUGCAACUUUAUUAAAUACCCGUACCUGAUGCUGAAUUGUAGACUGAAGAGGGUGGUAAUUCUGUAUUGUGGUUCCAUAGAAAACCAGUUCUGAUAAAUACUGGAAAGGAGUAGAUGAAAACAUUUUACAAGGUGUAAGCAGCAGCCAGAGAAAAGGUUUUAGUGAUCAAUACAAUUGAAGGAAGAAAAUACGUUUAUAUAUUGGUUUUUUUGAUGUUCUGACCAUGUUGCAGUUUGCAGUUUAGCAGAAGCCCCAACAUUUGUUUUCUGGAUAUGGUUGGCUAAUAGGUUUGGAUAUGCUUUGAAUAUUUCUUGUUUUCACUUGGGGGAACUGUUUUUGGUAUCUCAAACAGUUUAGAGGUAUAUGAGUUAAAUCUCUUCUAUCAAAGCUGUGGAUUUUACAGGGUGUAAAGGUUCUUUUGUUUGUAGCACAGAAGGUACAUUGUCAUUACAAAUGCCCUUGAACUAGUAUUUUGAAAGGCACAUUAGAAAGAUGUUCAGUUAUUUAUAGGAAUCUAACUUAAUUUUUUUUAGUCCCAGGUGCCACCUUGUUCUGUCCAAUUAAUGAUGCCAAAGAUAAAUGUGAUUUGUGAAUGUAAAUUACAUUAAAAAAUACUGCAGAUUGACUUGCUUUGUUGGAGAGUUUAUUUGUUUUUAAUAGCCAGUCUCUAGUGAAGCAGUUUUUCCACCUCCCAAAAGCUUUGUAGUAAUUACUGAGGCGUUGGUAUACCAUUUCCCCCUGUUUCUGUACUGUAUGAUGGACUUGCCCAUGAUGGAAAGCAGUUAGGCUGCACAUGCCAUGGUUGUCAGGCUAAAGGUUUAAAUUUUAUUUUGCUUUCCUUUGGGCAGCUUUAAGUAGUUAAGUUUAUCAUUUUUACUGUCUCCAUUGUUGAAAUGAGAAUGUGUCAGGUUUCCUGAAUUCUCUUACAAACUAGCUGUUCAGUAUUUGCUUGAUGUGUGUACUGAGGGAAUUUCAGUGUGUUUCUAUCCUUCCUUACUGCACAUAGUUUCAAGGCUUUAAGGUUAAAUAAUUAAAUAUAAAAACUAUUAAAAUGUAUUUUUAAUAUAAAAUAAUAAGACGAUGGACCCAACAUAAGCAUGAGCAUCAGUUAAGUUAAUGCAUUAAAGCAGCACUAGAAUCUGUAGCAUUUAUCUUUCCACCCAGUGUCUAAAAGAGUGGAUCUUAGGUAUGUGGUCCAGGGGUUGAAGGUCCAAUCAUUGGCCCAUUCAUCUGGCUUCAGCAGAGAGUCUCCUCAGAUGGUCUCAAGGAAUGAGCAGGUUCUAGGUCCAUAUUUUGGUAACCUUACACCAGGGGUGGGGACUGUUGGACCCUAGGGCUGAAUAUGGCCCUCUAGGCCUCUCUGUCCAGUUCUCAGUACACUUCAUAGGCCACACCACCCUCCCCAUCAGCAGGUACGACUCCAUACCUUCCUCAUGUCUGGAAUGUGUUCUUGAACUUUGAAUUGUGGCAACGUUUCUUGCUUGCCAUGAUGGAGAGAUGUGUGUGGAUGUAGAAACCUCCUCCUUUCGUAUGGCUAGAAUGUAUUGCCUGCUGUACAAAGGGAAAGUGUUGCAUCCAUUGCACUAUAUCACUUUUUUUUACCUUUGGCCCAAUCCACCACUGGCAGGAAGGCGCUAGAGGUGAGGUUGCCUUUCAGACUGCAGAAUGUUCCUCACUCCUAUCUUACACUUUAAACACUGGGGAACAAAAGAUUAUCAAGCAAAUGAAGAUGGCUUUGUUGCCUCAUUGUGAAUUCUGAAAUAAGCCCUAUAGGUACCAGUUACUUUACAGAACUUGGCUUGGUUAGAAUCUCAUAAUUCUGUUUCCUGUUCAGCUGUGUGGAAUUUUGAAUAGCAAGCAAGUCCCAUUUUCAUACAUCCAAACUUUUAUUUUAAGGCUCGUCCAUAAUUUGUUUCUUUUGUAUGUGUAAGUCACCGUUCCAGUCUGCUUCUCAUCUUCAUUUUUGGAUAGUUUUAUUUGCUAGACAGAUCAAUAAUUUUCUAAUUUAAGUUAUGGUUAAUGAAUGAAAUAAGAGGCAUUGGACUCUCUCAUAAAUAUGAUGGAUUUUUUCCUGUAUUGUCUGGUGAGUGACCAAUAAAAGCAUUGAUUGCCAAUGAAAGGCUAUUCAUAUUUCAGUGGUCAGGCUUAACCUCCAGAAUUUUUACUGGUUGCAAUUCCUUUUAAUAUUUAGCAACUUAGUUACUAGAAUAUUACUUAUUUACCCUCCAUGUGACAUAAAGUUUUCUGAAAUAAGUAAAAAAUAAUAAUUGAAAUGCAAAAUAAAACAUAAAACCAUUAAAAAGCGGGGGAGGGGGAUGCUACAUAAAUAACGCAAACCAUAACUUGCCACACACUGAAAAUCCAAACAGAUUAAAAAGGAAAACACAGUCCCAAGGCCCAGAUUUUAUCAAUUUCAAAGGCAACCUAUCCUGGACAGGCUAUUCCAUAACUGGAGUGCCCGUGAUAAAAGGGCCCUCUUCCUGAUGACUGCCCACCUUGCUUCAUUUUAUGGGGUCACUCUGAGCAGGACUGCCAAAGAAGAUCAAGCUUUGGGUAGAUACAGAUGGGAGGAGGUGGUACCAAUCUGUCUAGGGAUUUUAAAAUUAAAACUCGCAUAGACUUGGGAGCCCAAUGCAGCUGAUAAAACCCUCUUGUAAUAUGGCCCAGUCCUGGCUUGCAGCCCUGUUCUGCACAAGCUGCUGUUUCUGAACUGCUUUUAACAAGAGUAUCAGAAGCAAAUUGGCAAUAAAGUGAUAAAACAACCAUUAAGCUAUGUCUUAAAAGCUUAAAAGUGAAAAAAAUAUUCACUUAGCACCUAAAAGCUAAUAAAGUAGAAGCUUCUGGUACAGUAGGGCAGAACCUUCCGCCUGACACCGACAUCAUUGCUGCUUACCAGAGUGGGAGCAGGGCAGCAGUGUAGGUGCCCUGGCAGGAUCACUGGAUUGGCACAGCUGCUGUGUUAGCAGAGCUCUAAUCUCAGCACUGCUCACACUGUCCUGGUAAGUGGCAGCGAUUACAUUUUCAGGAGGGCAGCUCUGUGGCAUCACCCCACCCCACCAGCUGCUCCUAGUUUGUCCUAAUAAUUUAAUGGAAUAUGUUAGGCAGAAAGAGAAUGUGACUUGCUCUUUGUUGUUGUUGUUUAGUUGUUGUGUCCGACCCCUCGUGACCCCAUGGACCAGAGCACGCCAGGCACUUCUGUCUUCCACUGCCUCCCGCAGUUUGAUCAAAAUCAUGCUGGUAGCUUUGAGAACACUGUCCAGCCAUCUCGUCCUCUGUCGUCCCCUUCUCCUUGUGCCCUCCAUCUUUCCCAACAUCAGGGUCUUUUCCAGGGAGUCUUCUCUUCUCAUGAGGUGGCCAAAGUACUGGAGCCUCAGCUUCAGGAUCUAUCCUUCCAGUGAGCACUCAGGGCUGAUUUCCUUAAGAAUGGAUAGGUUUGAUCUUCUUGCAGUUCAUGGGACUCUCAAGAGUCUCCUCCAGCACCAUAAUUCAAAAGCAUCAAUUCUUCGGCAAUCAGCCUUCUUUAUGGUCCAGCUCUCACUUCCAUACAUCACUACUGGGAAAACCAUAGCUUUAACUAUACGGACCUUUGUUGGCAAGGUGAUGUCUCUGCUUUUAAGAUGCUGUCUAGGUUUGUCAUUGCUUUUCUCCCAAGAAGCAGGCGUCUUUUAAUUUCAUGACUGCUGUCACCAUCUGCAGUGAUCAUGGAGCCCAAGAAAGUAAAAUCUCUCACUGCCUCCAUUUCUUCCCCUUCUAUUUGCCAGGAGGUGAUGGGACCAGUGGCCAUGAUCUUCAUUUUUUUGAUGCUGAGCUUCAGACCAUAUUUUGCGCUCUCCUCUUUCACCCUCAUUAAAAGGUUCUUUAAUUCCUCCUCACUUUCUGCCAUCAAGGUUGUGUCAUCUGCAUAUCUGAGGUUGUUGAUAUUUCUUCCGGCAUUCUUAAUUCCGGCUAGGGAUUCAUCCAGCCCAGCCUUUCGCAUGAUGAAUUCUGUAUGUAAGUUAAAUAAGCAGGGAGACAAUAUACAGCCUUGUCGUACUCCUUUCCCAAUUUUGAACCAAUCAGUUGUUCCAUAUCCGGUUCCAACUGUAGCUUCUUAUCCCACAUAGAGAUUUCUCGGGAGACAGAUGAGUUGAUCAGGCACUCCCAUUUCUUUAAGAACUUCCCAUAGUUUGCUGUGGUCGACACAGUCAAAGGCUUUUGCAUAGUCAAUGAAGCAGAAGUAGAUGUCUUUCUGGAACUCUCUAGCUUUCUCCAUAAUCCAUGUUUGCCAUUUGGUCUCUGGUUCCUCUGCCCCUUCGAUAUCCAGCUUGCACUUCUGGGAGUUCUCGGUCCACAUACUGCUUAAGCCUGCCUUGUAGAAUUUUAAGCAUAACCUUGCUAGCGUGUGAAAUGAGUGCAAUUGUGCGGUAGUUGGAGCAUUCUUUGGCACUGCCCUUCUUUGGGAUUGGGAUGUAGACUGAUCUUCUCCAAUCCUCUGGCCACUGCUGAGUUUUCCAAACUUGCUGGCAUAUUGAGUGUAGCACCUUAACAGCAUCAUCUUUUAAAAUUUUAAAUAGUUCAGCUGGAAUAUCAUCACUUCCACUGGCCUUGUUAUUAGCAGUGCUUUCUAAGGCCCAUUUGACUUCACUCUCCAGGAUGUCUGGCUCAAGGUCAGCAACCACACUACCUGGGGUGUACGACACAUCCAUUUCUUUCUGGUAUAAUUCCUCUGUGUAUUCUUGCCACCUCUUCUUGAUGUCUUCUGCUUCUGUUAGGUCCUUGCCACUUUUGUCCUUUAUUAUGGUAAUCUUUGUAUGAAAUGUUCCUUUCAUAUCUCCAGUUUUCUUGAACAGAUCUAGUUUACUCUAUAAGUUUCAUGGCUGAGCAUGAAGAUUCGAACCCAGGCUCCAUAGUCCCAAGUCCAUCACUCUAUCCACCACGGUGCACUGACUCUCAAAUUGGCAUUUGUGUUCGGUGCAAUCUUUAAGAUGGUAAAAAUGCUGUUUCUGGAAAUUCUGCCAUACAAGAGAGUCCCAGCAAAGGGCUUUUUCUUUUCAGGCUGGUUUUAAAUGUAGGUUAUUAUUUUAAAAGGGGUUAGCUUCAUAUGCAAAACAUACGAAGUUUCAUAGAAUCAUAGAGUUGGAAGAGACCACAAGGGCCAUCGAGUCCAACCCCCUGCCAAGCAGGAAACACCAUCAGAGCUCUGAAGUUUCCAUUUUUCCCCCCUUUGAAUCUAGAGAGGAUCUGAUUGACAAAAAUAUAGAAAGUGCCGUUUCCCGAAUGCAAUCUGUUGUUGAGCUUGGACGGGUAAUCAGAGACAGGAAAACCAUUCCAGUAAAGGUAAGAUGUUUUUUUAAUUUAUCUUACAUCAAUAUCCCAUAAGCACUUAUUGGUUGUGACAGAGAAAUGCAUAGGUAAAUCAAUGAAUUCCAGAAAAUGAACUAUAAGGAUAUCUGUUAAAUAGCCAUGGUUUAAAUAGCCAUUUUGCAAUAGAUCUUGGGUACCUUUUUCCAGACUGAUGAUGUUGAAUUUAAUUUCAGUAUCCACUGAAAGAGGUGGUGGUUAUUCAUCAGGAUCCCCAGGCGCUGGAAGAUAUCAAGUCCUUGGAAAAGUAUAUACUUGAGGUAAGAUAGAAGAGCAGAAGGCAUUGCUGCUAGAACUUAAGUUCUUAUUGGUUUUAAUUCACGUUGAUGCCACGUUUUUUGCCUUGCAAGUCUGUCAGCAUAACAGCACACCACAUGAUCCAGCCUGCACAAGAGAGUGGCAGAUGUGGACAUUGCCCUUGCAACUUCGUUGAGAACGUUUUUGCUUAAAAUGAGGUGCUGCUUUGCCACCCUGGGCUCCUUGGUGGUGGGAAUAUAAAUUCAGUUAAAAAUAAAACAGAGUGGGUUGUAUCCAACCAAGCUGCCCUGUUAGGAAAGGACUUCCACCCACUGGCAGAGGAAGGGGUGUGUGGUGGGUGCGGUCCACCCUGGGUGUCAUCCCUGAGGGGGAUGAAAUUGCCCCCCUGCCCCCCGGGAUGCUCACCCCACCCCUGGGGGCAGCUAGCCCCGCCCCUGGGUGUAUAGCAUGUGCACCGCUCCGGGUGCCGGAGUCGCUAGCUCCGCCUCUGCUUCCAUCCGCACAAGGGGACUGCUUCCCGAUCUGUUCUGGGGGGUUUUCUCAAUCCUCUGAAGCAGAUUUGGAGCAAGGAGUGGGAAGAAUAGAAGGAAGGAGAAGACCACCCAUUUGGCAGGUGGAAGUCCUUGUGUGUUGGGCUGAGUUUGUUGGAUAUCUCUUUCACACACAUACACAUACCUUCUGACUCAACCUUUGGAUUUCAUUUGACCCAGGACUACAGUUGUCUGCUGCUUGAUCUUGGCUUAGCUUUGGACUACCCUUGUUAUUGCUCAAUGCUGUCAUGUGUUGGACUUGAGCCUGCAGCGGACUUUUGUGUGUUGUCUUACUCCAGUCAAGCUCAGGCACAGAGACCUAACUCAGUUGGAGUAGGAGAAAGUAUCAAGAUCUAUGUGUAGGCAGGGGUUAAGCAAACACAUGCUUUCUUGAGAAAAAAGAUGUCAUUGCUGAGUACUCUUGCUUACAUAUGAAGACUGCAAGGACCAAACUAAGCAGAGGAUAAAGUGUGACAUCUGUAUAUUAUGUAUAAUACAGUUGACUUUUGACCACAAAUAUGUUUUGGAGAUAAAUACUUCAUGAUCAUUGAUCAUUCACAAAAUCAUGAAAAAGGAUUGUCUUGAAGCAUCGCAGUAUCAUUUUUCAUUAUGCCUUUCUGAAGAAGCUGCCCUCCUAAACCGUCUCAUUCCACUAAGCUAACUUCAAAAGGCAGUUUUGGAUUUUGGUGCAAAAUAAGUUUUUUUAAAAAAAGAAGCUGUUGGUAUGGAUGUGGUGGCUUUCCUUGAGUUUCCCGGUGAAAUGGGACAAGGUAGAGAACCUAAGUAACACUCCUGCUCCGUGGCUGCUUAUGGGUGUCUGUGGACCUGCUUCCACCUGCAUCCCUUUGGAGUGUGGCUGAUGGAACCGCAAGAGAAGCCACUCGCUUGUUGUGUAAAACCUUGUUGCUGUCAGUUGACAUUCUUUUUGAUUCCAAUACCAAUUGCGAAAGCACAGUUCAUUAAACAGUAAGUGGAAGGAAGAUUAGUAUGUGGACUUUCAUGUUGAAAAAAAGAAGAGAAAAAAAGAAAUGAGAUGGAAAGAAAGCACAUAAAAUGUUUUGAUUGUUUUGUACUAGUAAAUUGCUUUCAGCUAAGUGUUGCUUUAGAGAGCUGAUAGUGAACUGUUCUGCUCUGGAAAUGGAGCCAAUUUUAUCCUUUAUCUAUUUUAGAGAUUAAAGUGUGGCUUGCCAGACAAAGUGACCCCUUGUGUGGUUUCGUGUAUUGGAUUCUUAGAACUCAAUGCCUCGUAAAAGACAUGGAACUCUUUAUAAUAUUGUAUGUACAUUUGUUUGGCCAGACAAAAGGUCUCCCAGGCUUCCUACGAACAAGAGCAACACAGCAGAAGUAUGCUAGAAAAGCUUUCAGAUGCAAAAUAGGAAAGGUGGUUUAUUUUAUCAGACCAUCUCCUGUUUGGUUUGUACGAUUGUAUUUAACACCAACGUUGCAUUGGAUGGAAUUAAACAGUAGAUAGUUCUUAGUUACUGAAAAGUGUUCACUAUUUAGGAAAAUAUUAGUCUGGGGUUAGUUCAAGGAGGAAAAGAGGCCUGGCUUAAUAACAAGACAAAAGAGCCAAGGACAAGGGCUGAAUGGAAUAGGAGUGAUCUCAAAGGGUUUAUGGGUUGUGGAGUGAGGAAACCUUGAGUAGAGUAGGACUGGGGUCUUUAGAAGGUGUAUGGUGGAAACUCAGGGGUGGGAAUAGGUAAGGAUGUUUGGAUAAUACUUUGGUGGGAGAACUUUUUCUUAUUUAAUAGCAUGAAUGGGAGCUCUAUUUAACUUGCUCUUCUGUACAGCAAAGUAUUUUUGUAUAGCAUAACAAUCUAAAAUGACUUAAUCAUAGUACUGUUCAAACUUCAAGCGCACAUAUAUCAAAAUAGCAGACAGCUGUUUUUUGUUUGUCCUACUCUCUGUAAUAUUUUGCCAUUCAGCCUGUAAAAUGGUUUGUUAAUCAUGACUUCAAGUGAUGAUUAUUUUUUAAACUAUUUUUUUCCCCAUUUUAUUACUUUUUUGGGAAAUGCACAGGAACUGAAUGUCCGUCAAGUGACAUUAUCAACUGAGAAAGAUAAAUAUGGGAUCCGCCUAAGAGCAGAACCUGAUCACAUGGUGCUUGGGAAGCGUCUGAAAGGUGCCUUUAAAUCUGUUAUGGCUGCUGUGAAGGAAUUGAAAAGUGAGCAGUUGGAAGAAUUCCAGAAGACUGGUUAGUAUCAGUGGAGUAUGUGUAGUUUGUCAGAAAAGUGUGAUGACCUUGGAAACAGACACAAAAUAAUUUUUAUUUUAAAGUAUGGAAACCAAUCCAUUUAGCUGCUUGGUUUUCUUUUCUAGUCUAAAAGCAAAAAGGCAGAGAUUUAAAAGCUAUUUCUCUUGUUAGUAUAUUGUCAAAUGUUUAUAGGUUCCAUAAACAUAUUGGAAAAUAACUGCAAAGAGGAGAAAGGUUAAAUCAAUUCUGCAAAACGAGGAAAUGUUCAGGGAAGCGCUUAGUCAGGGGUCUAAACGUCUAUAAAAGAAUCCAAACUACCUUGAGUAGAAAAUGUUUUUAUACUUCUCAUAUUUUGCUUUGAAUGUUCUUUGGAUGGUCUAAGUUUUCAGAACCUGGAACACUUUGUUCCAGUUAUUCUGCCAGAGACUGAAGAGUUGGAAACUGGAUUUUCAAAGUUACUGAGGGAAUUUUGACAGGCGGGAGACCCCAUCCUCCUGUAAAUUUCUGAUAAACAUCUGGCCCAUGGAGCAAAAAUGUUUGUUCUAAACACAAGAAAGUCAGAGAAAUACAUUGAUAUGGAUGUUGUCAUUCAAACAAGAGACAGAAAACAUCAGUACAUUGAAAUGUUGAUUAAUUGCACGUUUUUGAAAGCUUGGAACACUUGCUUAAUAUAAAAUAGGUAAUUCUCUGGUUUAAAUGAAUCAGGCACCAUUGUUGUAGAAGGUCAUGAACUGCAUGAAGAAGAUCUCCGUCUGAUGUACACCUUUAACCAGGCUGAAGGAGGAUCUGCCCAGUUUGAAGCACAUUCUGAUUCUCAGGUAUCAAAUGUAGUGAUCAGUGACGAUGGUGGGAAAUCCAGAUGUUCAUGUUGCUAGCACUAGUUGCUGUGGAUCAGUGCCUCUGCAAUAUAGAACCUCUACCAUACCAUUUUGGCAUAUCUGCUCGAGAUGGCAGGAAACAGUGAUCCAAAGAGUUGCUUAGGCUCAUGCAAGGAUUUUGAACUAACCCAGGGGAAUGUUUGACAUAGAGCAGUUGGCUUCUGUUCCAUAUCAUAAAUGGACAUAAUCGUAUUAUAGCAGUUGCAGGAAGUGUAGAACUGAGCAGAUAAAUUAAAGAAGAGCAGAACAAAAAAUUGGCUGGAAUUUGGAGAAGGAGCUGUGCCAUUAGCAGCAAUAGCUUAAAUGAGGAGGAGCGCUUUGCAAGUCUAAGCAAUGACGUCCUCAGAGAAGUGUCCUCCAUAAUAACUGCAGGACGUUAACUGUUUUUUCUGAUCCUGUGGCUGGCUAUUUCACUUUCAAGUAGCUAUGCCCAGCUAAAAUCUAAAGACCUGCAGUGUGCCUAGCACCCCAUCACUACCACCACAACCUGUAUUGUCACUAUUGACAUCAGGGCAAAAAGUUAAGCACACCAUGCAUGGGGGUGUCCUAGUGUGCAUGUUUCUAGCAGUAUAUAUAUAUUUGAAACAAAAUAAAAAAAAUCCUUCCAGUAGCACCUUAGUAUAUAUAUUGUAACAGUUCAAAAGAACAACAAAGAUUGAGUUAAUAGUAACUAGCUCUAACUUGUAAAACACAGUUUCUCUUCUCUCAAUCCACAUGAACAUGUCUAUGAUUGUUGUUAUAAAACAAGAUCUAUAUAGCAUCUGCCUUUUUUCUGGCCAGGUUUUGGUUCUCCUGGAUGUUACUCCCGAUCAGUCUAUGGUUGAUGAAGGCGUUGCACGUGAAGUAAUAAAUCGCAUCCAGAAACUUCGGAAGAAGGUUAGUAAAUCUGGGAAAUGAAGCACAAGAGCAGCCUCCUCUCCUGUAGUUUCCAGCAGCUGGUAUUCAGAAGCAUGGUGCCUCUGACCAUGGAGGCAGAGCACAGCUGUUGUGGCUAGAACAGGAUAGCCUUUUCCACCAUGAAUUUGUCUAAUCCUCUUUUAAAGCCAUCCAAGUUGAUGGCCAUCACUGCCUCCUGUGGAAGCAAAUUCUAUAGUUUAAAUAUGUGCUGUGUUAUGACGUGCUUUCUUUUGUCUGUCUGGAAUCCUCUAGCAUUCAGCUUCACUGAAUGUCCACAAAUUUUAGUGUUACGAGAGAGGGAGAAAAACGUUUUUCUACUCACUUUGACUGAUAGCAUGUCCACUCACUGUUGGGCCUGGUGUCACUACCUACAAUGCUAGAGGAGUCUACCUCUUUGGGGAUUUCUAGCUUGUUGAAUUCAACACUUUCUUUGAUGUAUAGGGUGACACCACCUCCAGUCUGUUGUUCCCUGUCCUAUCAAAUUUAGAUCCAGAGAGACAGUUGUGUCCCACCAGUUCUCUCCAUUCCAUCAGAUUUUUGUUAUGCCCAGUAUAUGAAUGCCGUCCUCUUAAGACCAAGCACUCCAGUUUGCGCAUCUUGACUUGGAGGCUUUCUGGCAUUAGCGUAUAAACACUUAUAAACCGUGACUCUCUCAAAGUAUAUUUGGCAGUUGUGUGUUGGCCUGCGGUGUUUUGGCCUCUCUCAGUUGUUAUCCUGUGUGCCUGUACUCACAAUGUCUAGUUAUAUGCACGAAGAACAGAUGGCUAUAAAAGGAGACUAGAAAAGAUGAUUUAAAAAAUGAGCAUGACAAAGGUAAUUGUGUGUGAAGGUGACUUAUCAUUUUAUUAAGAUAACAAGAACUAUAGAUGCCAUUGCUCAAUCAACUGCAGACUCCUCCAGAACAGAAUUGUGUUCAUUUGGUUAAUAUUUUUAAAUCUGGGGACAGUAUUUGUUGGUCAGUUCUACUUUUUGUUUGCAUUCUUAAAUAUAAAAAGCAAUUGCUCAUUGCAGAAUACCUUUGUUUUUCUUGGUGAAAUCUUCUUUAUUUUGAAGAAAAAUGUUUUGUAGAGUGCCAUUGGACUUUGGCUAAGACAAACUAACAUGUGAUGUGCAGUUAGAUGCUUUUCUGCUUGCCAGAAUAUUUGCUAUAAUUAUGCUUGACUUUUUAAAUGUGUGUUUUGUUCUGAUUAUACCAAAAACAGAUUUUACUUUUUGGUUGCAAAUAUUUGGCUGUAGGUAAUCUUUAUUGCUCACUCAAUUGGGUUGCUGAUUUUGUUACAGCGCAAUCUUGUUCCAACUGAUGAGAUUACAGUGUAUUACCGUGCUCAUCCAGAAGGUGAUUAUCUUGAUACUGUUAUUAAGGAGCAUACAGAUUUCAUUUUUGCAACAAUAAAGGCUGCCUUGAAGCCAUACCCAGUGCCUACCUCAAUGGAAGUGCUUAUUCAAGAGAAAACCCAGGUAAAAACAAGCAAGAAUUUCUUUGGAAAAUAUUCACCUCACCCCAUUAUCUGAAUAAUGCAUUGCCUCACAUUAAAUGUUUAUUGGACCAGAGUCGGUAUAUCCAUUUCAGAUGUUCAUAUUAUAUGACAAGCUUUAAGUUCAGGAAGUCACAGAAAUCAUCCAAGUGGUUUCAGAACUGGUCAGCAUGGACUUACAUACCCAGCACUAAAAACCCUCUUGGUUUUCUGCAUUUCAGCUAAUCAUCUCUACCAUAUGAAAUUAAAACUCAGAAAUGCAUGUUGUAGGUUACCUUUUUGACUGUAUCUACUGAUUUCAAGUAAAGCAAAUUAAUUCUGAUGAUGCUCAGGAGUCUCUUUAAUGCAGACUUGAUAGACCUUAAUCCACAGGGGUAGUAUCUGUUCAAAUGUUUCUUAAGCGCUACAUUGUGCUUACUGUAGCCACUGCCGACAUAAAAAGUGCUUUCUCAACUCCCAGAGCCUACCUUUCACUUUUUAUCAUGUGGGUGUCACCUGUAAGCUGGGUAUUUCACAGGAACACCAUGUUUUGCAGAUGCCUCCUUUAUGUGGUCUAACUCCAUCCUUUAUAAGAGCAAAGAAUUGUGUAAAUGUAGCAAUAUGUAUUAUUGGGCAUAGGUUGUGGCUUAUAAAUAGCGCAUCUCCCCAUGCAGAAAGUGCCAGCUCCGUUACUCUCCCAAGUUAAGUCUUGCUGGGCCAGUGCAUGUGUUGGAUAUAUUUUACUCACCUGAAUAUAAAGUGAAUGCAUCUGGGUAGCACAGUAUAGAAGUGUGAAAAGACCAUACAUUAUUUUUUCUUUUAUAUCGAAUAGUAGAUUUUUUAAAAAUAGAACAAUGCAUGUCUUGAAAUUAUUUCAAAGACUUUUAAGCUGCACAACGAAUUUAAACUGCACAGCGUAACUGUUAUUUUGUGUAUCUUAAAGGACGCAGGUGGCGCUGUGGGUUAAAUCACAGAGCCUAGGGCAUGCCGAUCAGAAGGUCAGCGGUUCGUAUCCCUGCGACGGGGUGAACUCCCGUUGUUCGGUCCCAGCUCCUUCUAACCUAGCAGUUCAAAAGCACGUCAAAGUGCAAGUAGAUAAAUAGGUACCACUCCGGCGGGAAGGUAAACGGCAUUUCCGUGCGCUGCUCUGGUUUGCCCGAAGCGGCUUAGUCAUGCUGGCCACAUGACCCGAAAUCUGUACGCCGACUUCCUCGGCCAAUAAAGCGAGAUGAGCGCCACAACCCCAGAGUCGACCGUGACUGGACUUAACGGUCAGGGGUCCCUUUACCUUUUAAAGGAAGUAGUCAUUUACUUUUCUGGUAAUCUAUGAAGUUGCCUAACAGAAAUGUAAAUGUCUUUGUCUAUUGAUAUGACCUUGAUAGAUAGAAAACUAAUCUAAGCCCCCAGAAUAUAAUCCCUGUAUUACUUCAUUAGCAAAUAACUUGGAAACAUAUGAAAAUAGUAGUGUAUAGUCAUCUAAUAAUUUGUUCAUACAGUUAAAAUGAGGCAAAUCUGCAAGAUGUUGGUGACAGUCCCAUUCAUUGUGAUGAAUACAGAUUUAAAUGUAAUUUGGUGAGAAUAAUAGUUUAAUGCAAGAUACUGAGCAACAAUGUGUUGCAGUUCUGGGACAGCAAGAAAAAGCAAAUUCUAUGUUAAUUUUACUGGUGUAGGAACAGAUGGUUGAUCUAAAUGGAAUAGAUGAGUCUUGCAAUUUUUUCAUAUUUUCAUUUUAUCAGGUCAAAAGCCCUUUGGUUGCUUAGGCUGGAAUACUGUUUCAGUUAAGCCUAAAAACCUUAAAUCAGGCAUAGGCAAACUCGGCCCUCCAGAUGUUUUGGGACUAAACCUCCCAUCAUCCCUGACCACUGGUCCUGUUAGCUGGGGAUGAUGUGAGUUGUAGUCCCAAAAAAUAUGGAGGGCCGAGUUUGCCUAUGCCUGCCUUAAACAACCUACAGCCUUCUGGAAAAUAAAGCUAUAUAUGAAAAAGGCAAAAAGUCCAAAGCAGUACCAAAACCUUGCUUUAGACCAAAUACUGAUGCAAAUCAGGGUGCAAUGAAUAUUAAUGAAACUGCAAAAAUUCCAAGCAACUACCCCAUUUUUGAGUGACUUCCUCCUGUCCUUUCAGCCCCUCAUGCUUCAUUCCAUGCUGCUGAAAACAGGGUCCCCUGACUCUCUAUGAGACUGUGGGGGGAAAUAAGGGCAAGAAACCCUACUUCCAUUUAUUAAUGGAAUGGUAAUUUUUCUGUCAAAGGAUUCAAACUUAAAAAUUAAUUUCCUCUGGUUUUAGCAUCUUUAAAAUGCUAAUCUUCAGCAAAAUACUACCCAGUCUUUAAAGGCAUUUUUACAGGUUAAAGUCUACAGGUUCCAGUCCUAUGUGCACCCAGAUAAAUAAAAAUGAUAACGUUUUGGGGAAAAUGGGCCUUAACACUUGCAUGGUAGCUGUGAAGGUUUUUGUGUGUGUAGCUUUGCACCCACACUUUCUUACUAUUCAGAAUUCUUAAUUGAGCUUUGAAAUGUGACAGUUUCCUGGUGGCUAAUGGGUAGUAACAGUUGCCCCCUAGUGGCCAACAUUAGCAGACCCAGAAAUGGCAUUUCAUAAUGUUAUCUGCAUGUGCUGCUGUGACUUCUUUCUGUCUUCCUCUGAUUUUCUGCAUUUAACUUUUUUGCAGCCUUAAAAGUUUGUUUUCUGGCUUAUAAAUUGCAAAUAUUAUAUUUUUAAUGUCACCAGGGUUGCCUCUGCUAACAUACUGUAUUGCAGUCUUUUAUUAUGAAGCAGCGUUAAAUUACAACUAUUGUCACUAUCAUCCCUGCAGCAUAUCCAAGUUGUAAUAAUUCUGAGGGGAAAUAGUUUGAGUGUCUCCUCUUAGAAUAUUAAUUUUCAGAAAAUGUAACACUUGUUUAUUUAGCUGAAGGGAUCAGAACUGGAAAUUACACUAGCCAAAGGUGCUCUGAGUCAUCGCAUUGAGCCAGCAUGUGCUUAUGUCAAUCUGAACAUCUCUGUGAAUGGGAAAGAGCAAGGUAGGAAUUCCUUAAACUAUUUCUGAAAGGUACUUGUCAUUUGUCUUCUUUGAAACUGCUGCAUCAAAAAUCAAAAACUGCUUUUUAAAAAUGUUAUGGCAAGGACCCAAAGGGUAGCUCACACAAAGGGUUUGCAUAUCCUUAAUAAGACUUCUUCCUUUUGAAGGCUUGACCCCUGUGCCAGAUCGCAAGCAGCUUUUGGAAGCUAUUUCCAUUUCUCAUGUGCCUUGUUAUGUGCAGUGGAGAGCAACCGUUCAAGAAAAAUCAGUUUCAACCUCCUUUGGCUCCUUUGAAUUAGUUUUACAUAUGUUUGAAUUAGUUUUACAUAUGUUUGGCUCCUUUGAAUUGUUACAUAUGACAAUUUUCUUUUAAAAAAAUCAAUUUAAAUAUUUUUUAACAAAGUCAACCUUGAAAAUUGUGUUUAGGCAUCUUAACCAUUUGAACCAUUGUGCUUGGUUAUUUAGUGUCAAUUUUAGAGAAUAUAUUGAACUGAUAUAAUUGAAAUGAAGUUAUAAUUCCUGGAUGAGAUGAAAGAAUUGUGCAAUCCAAGUAACUUGCUUGGUAAAUGUAUUCACCCAGUAGGUGUGUAUUCACAGCGGGGGGUGGGGGUGGGGCUUUUUCACCCUGAGAGCCUUGUUCUUUUGUGGAAAGCCUCUGAGGGCCUCAUGCCAAGGAUGGGAGGCAACGGUGGGUGCAGCAAUGGAUGUGAUUUUUGCCUUUGUACAGUAACCUACAUUCCAGCCAGGCAAAAUCAGUUGAGGGACGUAUGGAGAAGGAAUGGGAUGGGGAAAUGGCCAGCGAGAGUCCCAAGAGCCACAUUUGUUCCCUGGGCCUGCCCCCUGCCCCUUACAUAUAGCUGUAACAGUAUUGACAACAAAUUGAUUAAACAAAAUUGGUUUCUUACAAUUGCUGCUUUGUGCUUCUCUUUCCAGCUGGUACGGUGUUGCUGGAAAAUCCCAAAGGAGAUAAUACAUUAGACUUCGCCAAACUUGUUAACACCAUUUCAUGCAUUUUUGGUCUUGAAAAUUCAAAGUUAGCGGUUUUCAAUGGAAAAACAGGUGGGUAGUGUGGUUAAGUGCGAUGAGGGCUCAUGUGCAAGCAGCACACACUUCUCACGGUCUCUGUGUGUUUGCAUGUUUUGGGGAAAUUAUUAUUACUGCAGUUUUAUAGCACAGGUGACACUUGCUUUAAAAUUAAAAUCUCCUUGGAAGUGUGCCUAGUCUUGGACCUGUGUUUUACUUUACUUUUUGACAAGAAGUUUAUACACUGUUGAAACUGGUUAUAAACAACUCCAGAAUUAUAUUUUAAAAAAUCCUCCUGAAGGCUGCUUCUGUGGUAAAUUUGCUCAAUUUCAGAUGGAAUAUUCAGGAGAGUGCUUUUUGACUCCUUAUUUGGCUACUUAAACCCAGAAGAACAAGUUGUGAUAGCAUUUCAAACUCUGAUAUAGUUAGAACGUAUGCGGUUUACAUUCUAAAGCUGUCAUAAAGCCAUUUCUCUGCUGUUGCCACUUUGAAGUGUUUUGUCAUACGGAGGUUUGAAGAUCUCCAGACUUGUAUAUACAGAACAAUUUUGUUAAAAUACACUUUAGGUUUUAACUUGUUCCUCUCUUAAACAGGUAGACAAUAAUUUUGACACAUAAAACUUUGCAGCGACAAGAAACAAAACAUGACUGAUGCAAUAAAAAGUAACAAAAGGAUCUGAGUAAAAAACUCACACUAUGUUCAUAUUGUGUUGUAUGGCCAUUGUUACCCUUUUAAAGGAUUUUUUUAAAAAAAGGAACUGCUGAUCCUGUAGCAACACAUGGAAAGCACAUAGACCCUAUGGAGGUUUCCUGAACCCCCUUGUUGCUGGUGUCCUAGCUGUCAACUUUUUCUUAAAAGAAUUUAAGAGAAAUUGAAUAUGCCAUAGCAAACAGUUUCACGCUAGUACUUUGCUUAAAGGCUUUCAUGUACAUUUCAGAAACAUAUUUUUGAGUAUACUUUGCAUAGCACAUGAGUAGUGUCACACUUUACGGAAGUUUUAUACCGCUCACACAUAGUUAUCUCAUCGGUUUUGUUUGGUAGCUUUUACCAUGGAUAUUCAGAAGAAGGUGAAACAGCAGUUAGGGGUGAGCCUGAGUGAGGGGAGCUAUUAACAAAAUCUUUCUCCACUGUAAAAAGUGCUUUCCUUCUCAGUGACGUAUGUAGGUGGCUGCUUCUUGGUAAGCCCUUUGUAUUCUGAUUGUGGUGGUAGAAAUACUCCAUUGUGAGCUUGUUCUCACAAGCCCAAUUGGCUGCAGCUUUCUCACCCUUCAAAUUGGCCUUCUUCCUAGCAACGGUAAUGAUGCAGCCAAUCAGAUUUGUCUAUGUGAUGACAGCCAAAGCUAACUCACAGUGAAAGCAGUGCCUAGUUGUGUUUUGGGAGAGAUCUAUUGAUUUUGCAAAAAACUGCCCAAUGUUUAGUUUAUCUCCUUCCUAUAUAAAACGAAAUUGUGGUCUACACCAGAUGUUGGCAGUUUUAGCUUAUACAUAUGCAUUGUAAAUAUAGGGUUUAGGAAUAUAGGGUUUAGGAAACAGGACAGAUAAUAGAAUGAUUCCACAUUUUUUUCUGCUUUGUGUUUAAUAUCCUAAUGUUGUAAACAGAGAAAGCUAUAUAUGAAAAAGAUGAAACGGUCAGGUAACAGGAAAGCACUUUUCAUUUUUUAAACUGUUAAUUAAAGUGAUUUCUUGUUUGCCCGGAUCAUCUUGAGCUGUAUUGUUCUCUCUGCUGUGUCAAGAUGCAUGGUGCCAUUAUCUUUGGAGUAAAAAACAAAAAACAAACCUGCACAAAGAGCAGUGUGCUCAUCAAGACACAUGAGCACAAAGCAAUACAGCUGAAUCUGCUGUAUCAUCACUUAGUGAUGAGGGUCAGUGGGAAGGUUUAUCUCUGGUCUACUCAGCAUUUUGAACCAAAUGUUCAGCUAUAGCACCUUUACUGAAUAUUGAGCUCAUAUUCCAAAUUAUGUAUCUGCUUAUGUGGUUUUGCUUGGCAGACACAGAGAGGCAGACUAAUUUGCAUGUCUUAGAAUGUGAUUUUUCUAAAUAUAAAAGUAUGGACAAAUAAAUUUUGCUCCACAUAAUUCCACACAGUUAUAGAAAUAUUUUUUUGUAAUUAAUGCACUUGCUUUAAAAUGCAGCUCUGUAAGAUUCUGUAACAUCUCUUAAUUUAUAUUUAUUCAAAUAAGUUGAAGAUCUAUUCAACUGAUUUGAACUUAAAAUUAUUCUUGCUGUAUUGUCACUCAUAUGUGUGUGUGCAUAUGUAUAUAUAUUAACAAGUUAAUUUCAGAGUGUUUGGAAGAUUUGUGAUUUAUGUUCACACAAGAUGGCACCAAUUCAUUGAUACACCUUCUCCAAAAUCUCAUAUCAGGCAUGAGAGGGUAAAAGGUGUGGGAAUUGCUUUUUGAGUGGUGUGUAUUGACAGAUCCCCACCCCAGUUUAUGGCACAUUCACAUAAUGUGUAGAUCCUAAUAUGGCAUUUCUUGCAAUUCAUUGACUGAUGAUGAUUGGGUGUGCCAUCCUUAUUUGCUGGUAAAUUUAUUCAAGCACUAGACUUUUAGUCUGAUGCUGUCAGAAAUUCUGCCUUCUGCAGAUGAAAGAAAUCAAAUAAAUCCUUUUGUGCAAUACUUCUUAAUGCAAUAAAUGCAUUAAUAAAUGCCUUCUCCAUUGUUAGCAGUCUUCGUUGUCCUUCUAGACAGCACACUUUAAAAAAAAAAAAGGGGGCAAAAUAAGCAAGAAGGCUCCUUUGGGAGGAAGGGUGAAAGAUAACUUUAAUAAAUAAUAAACUUUAAAAAAGUGGUUUCUAGAAGGAUUUCAGGACAGCAUGCAUGGGGACCCCCCUCCCAGAAUCUUGCAUGGUAGGUUAGGCUGGACAGUAAUGAUAGACUUAAAUGGAAAUCUUACGUUUUGUUUUAACUCACCUGAACAAUUUGGUGUCCUCAGCAAACCCAACUGCCUCACUGCUCACCCCUAUUUCUAGAUAAUUCAUGAACAUUUCUGAAACCACAGGUCCUAAUAUGGAUCUUUGGAAAACUUCACUUUCUAUACCCUCCAUUAAAAGAACUGUCCAUUUAUUCCUACCCUCUGCUUCCUGUUCCUUGUCCUAUGGAUCAGUAGCUCUUAACCCAUAACUUCCAAACUUACUCAGGAGUCUUGGGCGCGGUGCUUUAUCAAAAGCUUUUUGAAAGUCUUAAGGGCACAGUGUCAACUGGAUCACCUCUAUAUGCUUGUUGACCCUCUCACUAAGAUUUUAGAAUUCUUUCUAACAAGACUUCUCCUUGCAGAAAUAGGAUGCAACACUGAGAGUCUUGACACCCUGGUAACAUAAGAAUGGCCCAGACUUUGCAAUGUAGGACGUCCCGAUCCAGGCACAUCAAUCCAGUCCAAAGAUGCUUCCUAAUCUUUAUUCUCUUUAUGCCAUAUACAUUUGGGAUGGCAAAACUGUGGCUUUGCGGAUGUUUCUAGACUAGAAGUCUCAUCAUCCCUGAUCGUUGGCUACGCUGGCUGGGGCUGACAUGAGGUGGAGUUCAACAACACCUAAUGUCUACUGCACUAUAAGUAUUCACAGCAAGUGAAUACAAAUAAUCAAAAAUGUUUCCAGUUUAAGGAGGAGUAUCUGUGAACUCCAUACACACUGCCCAGGCUAGCACCCUGGAGAGGUCACUUUGGUGCUGCUAACACAGCAAAACAAUACAGGAGGUAGCUGUUACAAGUUAGUGGUAUCUGCAGCCACAGCAGGCGCUGUGAUUCUUCAGCAGUUUGACUUCACCCCCGGAGGUGCACUCCAUUGUCUCUCAAAACAGAUGGAUGCCAACAAUCUGUGAACUGCAUCUGAAACCAAACUUACUGUAAGCAGCUGACCAGUAUCAGGUGAUAACUGGGAGAGUUGUUGCUUGAUGGUUUGCUUAUAGCAGCUGGAUUUUUCUUUUCAGAACUGAAAAACCAAACAGACUUGCUGAGUCUCAGUGGAAAGAUGCUUCAUGUAACUGCGGGGUCAGUGCCAGCCUUGAACAGUCUUGAUGGCUUCCUCUGUCAGUAUAUCAAUUUACAACUAGUGAAUGCAAAACCACAAGGUAAUUAUACUGAUCAUAUGAUACGAGAUCAAAUUAUUUAUUGCAACUUAAAUCUUGGGCCCCGUUUGAAAUCUAGCUAAAGGCAUGGCUGCUUCCUGUUUCCAGUUGCUGUGGUUACAUGUGACCCCCCAUCACACAAUUAAACAGGCACAAGUCAUGAUCUUUCUGCCUCUCCCCAAACAGUAAUACUAUUAAGGUUUUGACAUGCUGGAGUUUCUUUUGAGGGAGGUAAGGUAAAGAACUGAAGUGAUAUUGCGGGGAAAGACAACAGUAAGUUGUAGCCUGGGGUUUUCAUAGGACAUAAGAAGACAAACCGAAAUUAUCUCUAGAGCUGAAAAUAGAAUUAACAAGACCAGCUCAAGGAUAUAUACUGGAGAGCAGCUGUUCUGGAUGUGUGCGAAACAGAGGCAUUUACUCGACAAUCCCAUUGCAUGUACUCUCAUGUCUUGGGCAAGUUCAGUUAUCACCUUGAUCUUGUUCUCCCAAAUUCUGUAGAUGUUGUACAUUUAUGCUAGACAAAUUGUAUUGGCAUAUCAUCGUAGAUUUAAUAUAAAAGCAUUGCAAAAUCCUUUCUUAACACUAGGCAGCCAACUUCCAGCCUUGCUCGGGGUGUGAAUUAUGAAUGAUAGUGCAUCCCCAUGCAAUCCCAUGUAUUUAAUGGGGCUUGCUCCUGGGUAAAUGCACAUGGGAUUACAGCCUGAGGCUGGCAUCAGAGUUCUAGGAGGGUGUAGAGAAAUGCAUGCCUGUGGGACGUAAGGAAACCUUUUGUUUCUUUUUCGCUGCUGAGAAUCAUCACAACUUGUUUCCUGCAGAGUGUCUGAAUGGAUUGGUGGGAACUCUUCUAAUGGAAAACCCGGUUGGUCAGAACGGACUCACAUAUCAAGGGCUUCUGCAUGAAACGGGGAAAGUGUUUGGACUCAGAAGCAGGCGGCUAAAAUUGUUCCUGGAUGAAGCGCUAACAGAAGGUAAGCAGAGGGAGCUGUCCUUAUGCAACUUUGCUUCAUGCUGUGAUAAGUCUCAUGCUGCUCUUAGUAUUUCUUGUUUUUUUUUAAAUAAAAAACCUCCUAGAUACUUUAAUAAAAUCUGUGUUAGAACAAAAAUAAAUAAAUAAAUAAAAAAUCCCAGCAUGGUAGAGAGAAGGCUCAGCUACAACCUUUUCUCAUUAUGUAAAUGUCCAAUGUGCACAGAAAGAUUUUGUGCAGAGGAGCAGUCAGUCAUGUCAGCCCCUGCUAGUGUUUCAAGCAGUACUGUCUUCACACAUCUUUUACGUACACUGGCCUAGUUCUCAUCGGGGUGAUAAACCAAUCUGUUAAGGCAGAGGUUUUCAGCCUUUUUGAGUGCAUGCCGCCUUUGACCAACUACAGUCUUUCUGCCGCUCUCCUGUGGGAUACCUGGUCAAACUUGUGUUGUUUCGUCAUUCCCUGCAAUCCUAACCAUGCUUGCUCGUAAGUAAGCCCUACUGAAUUCCUGCCCCCAGCAAAGUACGGGGCUGGGGUUGGAUCAAGUCACUUGUGGCCAAAGCAAGAAGUGACAAGUUCUUACCUAUUAACCUGCUCACUGGUAUCUCACCAUUAAAUGAAGUAUUUAACAGAAUCCCAGUUUGGAAAACUAGAACCUUAAGGCAGAGUUACCACCACAACAGCUGUUAAGACCAAGCACCAGCAGUGAAGCUUAGAAUUCUUCUUUAGCCUGUGGGAAGUGUGUCUUAUAAAUGUUCACAGUUGCCCAUUUGCAGUCCAAUCCUAUGUGGGUUUAUAAAAAUUAAGUCCCACUGAGCCCAACUAGACUUACUGCCUAGGAAGUUAUGGAUACACCAUUUAGAUUGGCAGCGUCCUCCCCUGCUUCCCCCACCAGCCCUUACAAACAGGUCACCUGUCUCUCUCUCAUGACAAGUGAAGGUUUGCUGAACUUCAGUGUCCCAACUCCAGGAGUGUGCCACUUUUUGGGUCCUUCCCCACCCCCUAACACCUUUCCCUUGAUGCCAGCAUUAGAAAUAGGUAGGAACCCUGCAAGGUCUCCCUGCCUAGGGAUCCAGAGCUAUUUCUCCGCAUGGUUCACUUCACCCUGCCCUGUGCCAACAUGUUUUCUCCCCAUUCACCACGGCUCCAUCACUGCCCCAUGAGGACUGGUCCUGAUUCCAAGCUAGAGCCACCCCAGAAAGUCAACAGACUAUAACCCUGAGUUCAAGGAGGGAGCCUGGCUUGCUGUGGCCACUGCAAACCAAUCAAGCCAUGCUAUUUUGACUUGACCAAUCCAUUUACUGCUUCUUACUUCCUCAAGUAAGUACUGCCCCGCAGCUGGUUUAACAGCUCCCUGCCCCAUAAUCAACCAGUCACCCCCUCUUCCUUUGCACAUGACAUGUAGAGAGCAAGGGGGCAGAACAAGGCGUGGCUCUGCAUGGGAGGGAAGAGUGUGAAAUGACAAGCCUUUUGACCAGUAAAUGACAAGUGCAGUUGCAUGGUAGGUGGUACCAACUGAGUAACAGCAGUGCCAACCAAUUGGAAAGAAGGAUAGUUUCCCUCCAAUAUCGUUCCCCAUUCCCCGGUGGCUGCCCGUGGCUUCCCCCACAACACCCAUGACCAUCAUUCAAGGUGCCACAGAUUGCCACAGUGCUUCGCUUGAAAACCACUGUGUUACGGGGAAAUAAUAAUAAUAAUAAUAAUAAUAAAUUUUAUUUAUAUCCCGCCCUCCCCAGCCAAAGCCAGGCUCAGGGCGGCUAACAACAAACAAAUAAUCAAACAAUCAAAUAAUCCAACAUUCUAAAACAUUUCAUUAUAAAAAUUAAUUAAAAUCAAAUUAAUGGCAACCGUUAAGCAAAGUUCUGUGCAGGUUGCCAGAGGAGGCUGGGCCCUGACCAAAGGCCUGGUGGAACAACUCUGUCUUGCAGGCCUUGCGGAAAGAUGUCAGGUCCCGCAGGGCCCUAGUCUCUUGUGACAGAGCGUUCCACCAGAUUGGAGCCGCAGCCGAGAAAGCCCUGGCUCUAGUUGAGGCCAGCCUAACCUCUCUGAGGCCUGGGACCUUCAGGAUGUUUUUAUUUGCAGACCGUAGGUUCCUCUAUGGGGCAUACCAGGAGAGGCGGUCCCGUAGGUACGAGGGUCCUAGGCCGUAUAGGGCUUUAAAGGUUAAAACCAGCACCUUAAACCUGAUCCUGUACUCCACCGGGAGCCAGUGCAGCUGGUAUAGUACCGGAUGAAUGUGAUCUCGCAGCGAAGACCCCAUAAGGAGUCUCGCCGUGGCAUUCUGCACCCGCUGGAGUUUCUGGGUCAGUCUCAAGGGCAGCCCCACGUAGAGCAAGUUACAAUAAUCCAGUCUGGAGGUGACCGUCGCGUGGAUCACAGUGGCUAGGUCAGGGCGAGAGAGAUAAGGGGCCAACUGCUUAGCUUGGCGGAGAUGAAAAAAUGCCGCCUUUGUUAUAGCUGUAAUCUGCGCCUCCAUAGAGAGGGAGGUAUCGAAGAUUACACCCAAACUCUUAACGGACGGUGCUGGCACUAACUGCACCUCGCAAGAGAUGGGAGUUGCCCCCAAUCCCAUAUCGUCCCGUCCCAGCCAGAGGACCUCUGUCUUCGAAGGAUUUAACUUCAACCGGCUUCCACGUAACCAUCCAGCCACAGCUUCCAAACAUCUGGUCAGUGUGUCUGGGGCCGAGUCAGGAUGGCCAUCCAUCAACAGAUAGAGUUGGGUGUCAUCGGCAUACUGAUGGCAACCCAGCCCAAAACUCCGGACAAGCUGGGCGAGGGCGCAUAAAGAUGUUAAAAAGCAUCGGGGAGAGUAUCGCACCCUGAGGCACUCCACACACCAAGGAGUGGCGGGAUGACAAUUCCCCCCCAAGCACCACCCUCUGUCCCCGACCGGAGAGAAACGAGCGCAGCCAUUGAAGGACUGUGCCCUGGAUCCCCACGUCGGCAAGGCGGUGGUCCAGGAGUUCGUGAUCAACCAUGUCGAAGGCUGCUGACAGGUCUAGAAGAAUCAGCAGCCCCGACCCGCCUCGAUCCAGCUGCCUGCGGAGAUCAUCUGUUAGGGCGACCAGAGCCGUCUCGGUCCCAUGACCAGCGCGGAAGCCAGACUGGAAUGGAUCCAGAGCCGAUGUUUCAUCCAGAAACCUACCAAAAACCUACCAAAAAAGUGCUGGGUUGUCAGGAUCCCAUGAUCGACCACGCCCCCCCCCCCCGGCGCGAUCGACCUGUUGGACAUCCCUGAUCUACAUACCGUAUUUUUCUCUCCAUAACACUCACUUUUUUUCUCCUAGAAAGUAAGGGGAAAUGUCUGUGCGUGUUAUGGAGCGAAUGCCUACGGAUGGCGGGGCGAUCUGCUGCAGUCGUGAGCAGAGGAUCCACAGUUCCCCUUCCUUCUCUCUUCUGUGGCUCGCUUUGAAACAGCAAAGCGGGAGAGGAGCCGCUUACACAGGUGUAAGCGGUUCCUGUCUGGUUGGCUGCUUUAAAUCAACCAUGCUCUCUGUCCCUCUCUCCUCCCCACUCAGCUCGCUAAAUAGCAACAAAGCUUUUCAGUGAGCCGAGCCGGGGAGGAGGGAGAGAAGCAGAGCCUGCUUCUUUUAAAGGAGCAAAGCGGGAGAGGAGAGGAGCCUUCUUCCCUUAUACCCCUCUUCUGCAUUAUUAGCAGCAUCCCUCUCCACACACCCCACGUGUGUUCCUUCUCCCCUUAAACCCCUCUCCUGCAUUAUUAGCAGCAUCCUUCUCCACACACCCCACGCGUGCUCCUUGUCCCUUGAGUGCUUUUCCUUCCCUCCCCACUUAAAACGUGGUUACAAAGCACAGAUCCACAUGGAUCCUCAGGAAUUUUGCACUGGGUCACCGCAAAUUCACCAUCAGAUCACAUAGCAUGUCCAUGGCUACAGCAUGCACCAAAAAACACACACGCACCCACUGUUUCAUGGCGCAAAAACGUGGUUACAAAGCAUGGAUCCACAUGGAUCCUCAGGAUUUUUGCAUUGGGCUACCCCAAACUCACCGCCAGAUCACAUGUCUGUGGCCACAGCAUGAACCACAAAAAUCAUACAUCCACUGUUUCGUUUAGAAUAUUUUUUUUCUUGUUUUCCUCCUCUAAAAACUAUGUGCGUGUUAUGGUCAGGUGCGUGUUAUAGAGCGAAAAAUACGGUAAUUACAAAGAAUAGCACAGUAGUCAUAAAAAUAAAUAAAACAUUUAAAACUACAUAACCAAACUGAACAAUUUACACAUAAAAAUACAAAAAGUUAAUAUCACUUAAUAUCAGUAACAACAGCAAAACUCCAAACAAAACUUUCCCCCAAAUACCCCAGUCCUUGCUGGGCAGCAGCCACAGCAGCAGUCCUUAUGAGGCCUGUCAGGCCCCUGUCCUAAUCAAAACAAAAUUAAGAUAUGAAAAUACAACAGGUGUCCCAGGGUCCCUUAGUGGUAUUGUGGAGACUGUUUUCUCAGAUAAAGUGGUUACUGUAUGCUUAUUUAAACACAUAAAAGCAUCUGAAAUUGAGACAUUUUAUCUCAUUAAACUUAAAGCAUUUGAGAAAGGCAUAAAACAAAACACAGCAACUUGUGUAAAUGGAAAAUGAGGCAGUACUUGAAAUCUUGAUGACCUGAGAAAACGUGAGAGGAAUUGAACAUUGCAUUUUAAUGCUAGAACAAAGUUGAUUUUCAUCUUCUGUCAGUGUUGCAGGGCAGAAAAAAGUUAUUACAGUAAAUGUUCCAUGAAGAUUGUCUGACAAUUAUCUCAGUAAAAUGACUGACUUGGUAAAAUAACUGACAAACACUAUGAUGUAUAGUAAUUAGAUAUUGUCCACUUGAAAUAUGUGUAUAUCUCAUUCAAGAAAAUAUCCUAUUCUUUUUUUAUUCCACUACUACUUGAGGAACUUUUGCUACAGUUAAGCAUGUCAGUUAAUUCAAUCAGGAACAUGACGUGAACUUUUUAAAAGUGUGCCGUACAUUUAGUAACAAGCACUUUAAAAAGUAAAAUGCAUUUGUCUUAACAGUAAGAGCUAGUGAUUUAUCAUAUUGAUGAGUGUGUGGAUAUUAAAAUCUAGCAUUAAAUUGGCAGUGGUUAUUUUGAGACUGCUGCCAGUGAUCUUGUUUGCAUGACGUGGGAAGCCAGACUGUGGCUUGGGAUUGUCCUUUGCUGCAGCUCAGUGUUAGGGAGCUGAGCCAUGAACCUGGGUUGGGACUACAUGCUAAGCCAAACCUUGGAGUAAAAAAGGCAGCGGGGAGGAGAAGCAAAGCAGUUGCAAGCUUAUCUUCAGGAAUCGGCAUAGUCAUGCCAUCGUUUGGUUUGCAAACCAGGCCAGUGUUAGACAUAACUUUUUAUUUACAUUGGUACCUCGGGUUACAUACGCUUCAGGUUACAGACUCCGCUAACCCAGAAAUAGUACCUCGGGUUAAGAACUUUGCUUCAGGAUGAGAAUAGAAAUUGUGCUCCGGCGGCGUGAUGGCAGCAGGAAGCCCCAUUAGCUAACGUGGUACUUCAGGUUAAGAACAGUUUCAGGUUAAGAAUGGACCUCCAGAAUGAAUUAAGUACUUAACCCGAGGUACCGUAAUGUAGUCCUCAGAAACUUAUGGAGGUGUCUAGGGGAGAAAUUGUUGUUGGCUUCAAGCGAGGUUUAUGGAUAAAAUGAAAUGGCAGAGCAUUUUGAGUGAUCCUUCACAAUGAUGGCACAGAUGGAUGUUGGCAACAAUAAUAACAACCAUAGAUUUAACUCGUAACUGCUGCUUGCCCCUACUUCAGCUGUCAAGCUGGAACAAGAGAUUACUUCCCCAUUUUCUUAUAUAUAAGGUAUGGUACUCUGCAGUCACAGAGAACCUGAGGCAGGGAUGAGGUGUUGUCUUGCUCUAUGUCAAGCAGCAUGAAUCUUGCUGCCUCUGUCAUUUCAGUUCCUGGCACAAACUAAGAGAGAAAGAAAGACUGUUGACACAUCAUGAUGUAUAUGCGUGAUCUGGGAUACUACUUUGUUAAAUGUGCAAGAGCUUCUGAAUGCACAGGUUAUGGGGUGGAGCCAAUAAGUGCAGUUUUGACUCGCUCUGUCUUCACUGUACAGAUGAUGUUUGUUUGAACAGAGCAUGUCAUUUUGCUCCAAGCAUCGAAGAAGGUUGGACCACUGAGUGAAAUUCCUGCUGUUUGUGCCUUUCUCCAAGGCCCAGCAUGAAAUGAGGCUUACCCCAUCUCAUCCCCUAUGUUCUUUGCAUAUAUUAGAAAAUUUAAGGGACUUUGGUGCUAAUUAUAGCCAGUCUUUCAUAGCAUCAUGUCUUUGGCAUUUUUUUCAUAGCAUCAGCAGUUGUGUUAACAGUUUGAGGUUUGACAGGAGAUUUACAACAAUUGCAGCAUCAUAUUUAAUGAAAACAGCAUAUCUCUUGAAAUUUGCAUUGCAAAAUAGAUUGGGGGGGAAUGAGUUGGGUGUGAAAUUCAGGCUCUUAUCACAACUACAUGGUUCCACUGAUUUUAUUUUUUAUUUUUUUCCAGUUUGUGCAGAGGCAUAAAUAGUCCAGUUCAACUGAGAGGCAAUAGUGCCUUAUCUAUCCUGGCAUAAGAUUUGUUGUAAAUUGAUAAAUAUCUGCAUACCAAAUGAGUGAGAUACGGACUUCUAUAGGUGGAGAGGAGGGUGUGAGACAGCAAACAUUUAUCAGCUCGGGAAUUUAAAUGCUAAUGGUAUUCAUGUGGCAGUCUGGUUGUAUGAAUCUUCUAUUACAGUCAGGUGGUGAUUUCUAAUCCUCUGAACAUGAUACUCCAGAGGCAGGUUUAAAAGAUGAUAAAUCUUAUCUGACACAAACUGUACACCACACUCUCAUUUCGGCAUGAGGCUAGCAAAUUAAUUUUUCAAAAAAGUGAGACUGCAGAAAUAACAAAAAGAAAGUGGCUCCACUUGUUUCUAGGGCCCAAAAGAGAGAGAGGGUUCUACCUGUUGGUCUAGUGCUGAGAAGGUCCAGGUUCUGACUUGUGGCCCUUAAGAAGGCAUGAACUCAUGAAAAGGGAUGAAUGGAAGCUUGCCCCAUACCUGGUAACAACAUUAACAUCUCUAGGAAGCUCUGGUGGUGCUGGAGGACUAGGUUUUCCUGUCUGUGACAUGCGAGUUGGAUCUAUAUGCUGUGUUGGACCUAAUAUGCUCUUCACCACAGAUAUCUUUCUGUGCUGCUGCUAUGAUAACAGGAGAAGCCGAGUGAUGUAAUUUAUCUGUUUAUAGAUGCUGUGUCUACCCAGGGUGACAGAACUCAUUAAAGCAUGCUGAAACCAAUGUCAGAAUGGCCAGCUUUGCUUUAUGAAGCAAUUGUGCACAUAUUGCAAUGGGAAUCAUUUACGGCUAUGAUUUGUUUGCUGCAGGCUUAUCUUGCGUACUGGCAUAUUGCUAACUACACUCUUUAAAUAAGUAAAUUCAGAGGCAGAUUUUAUGCUUCUACCUUCUGUAUCUUUCAGUUCAUUUUCUAUCAGUUUCAGCUGGACUGUUCUUUAGGGCUGGGCUAUAUCAGCUUUUCAACAUUGCAGUGUAUCACCAAGCCAAACAUCACGGUCUGGUGAUAUAUUGCAGGGUUGAAACAACAAGCUGCAUUGGCCUCAGCCCACCCCCCACCCCCAGCUGAGCAUUAAACUGCCCCUGCCCCCCAGUGGAGCAAGCCCCAUGCCUCUCUGGCUCCCGGGGCAGGUAUCAGGGCUCGCUCAGCUAGGGGAGCAGGAGCAGUUUAAAGAAGCCAAGGGAGGACUAAGCUGUAUCAGCCCUGCAAUACAGCUUGCUCCUCCCUCUGCGGUAUGAGAGGUAGAGCGAUGGCGGUUUCACCUGGCAGUAUAUCACAGGUGAAACAGUUGCUGCUCCUGAGUACCUCUGCUACCAGCAGCCCGAUGUUGAAAGCAGCGCUGGUAGCAGAGGGACUUGGGAGUGGGAGUGGUUUCACCUGCAAUAUACCACCGGCUGAAGCUGCCAUCACAAUACAUCGCCUAGGCCUACUGUUACUUGAGUCACCACCUGAAUUAUUUCCAUAACACAAAUUGAAAAACAUUAAAAGUAUAAUAUUUGAGCUAACAAGUGCUAUAUUUGAAGUGGCAUAUUCUUUAGCUUUUUAAGAGGAUUCCUAAUUUUGUUUUUUGGACUGCAAAAUGGAGAUGAGCUUUAGCUUAUAGAUCUCUUGUUUAAUUUUUCAGGUAAAUGAGCAGCCUACUGCAAAAUUUAGGUUGGGUCUUAAGCACACUGAGGUGCAACUCUACAGCUGGCCAAAGGCCAGGUGAGGCUCCAUAGGAAGUGCUGUGAGUGCCACAGCUGCCAUGAGGACUGACAACGUUGCCAUGGAAAGUAACCACAUCAGCCAGCCCAUUCACUCCACAUAAUCCCUUCUAUUCAGAGGUUACCAAUAAGGAAAGCAGACUCAAUGUUUCUGCUCAUAUGCCAUUAAGGUGACACAUAUAUCAGGCCUAUAACUGAUCCAGGUGGAUGCACCUGUUCGCUGUCUGGGUUUACCAGUACAUCUAUCUUGUAGAUUCCUGGUGACGCUUUCAGAGUAGCUUGAUGUCAAUGUUAAGAUAAAAAGGACUUGCUGUGACCCAGGCAUGUGUCUCUGACACCAUAGCAGAAUUGGAAAGGUAGGGAACAUUAAUAUAAAACCUGGUAAGGUACACAUAGAAGUCCUCAUUUUGAUUUUGAUUGACACCUAACAAAUAAAUUGUAACUCUUGUUCUAGAUGAUUGCAAAUCUAAUUCCAUAUUUUUCUUUGAUAUGAUCUUCAAUAUGAUAAAGCUUCAUUAAGAAAAAAACCGUUACUUUGUUGUAAUACAAAAACCUGAUUUAUUUUUAAAAAUGUAUGUUAUAUGAGAUGGAUUGUUUUUAUGCCCUGUGUAUGUUGCGACCCAGCCUGGCACCAUUAGGUCAUGAACGGUAGGAUGCAAAAUUUAAAAAUAAUGUUCAAUGUUCUCUUUUCUUUCAGAGAUUACAAGGAAUACCUCCAUGAAAACUUUAAAUACGAAGACGGUGUAUGUUCAUGCUGCACCAACAACAGCUGAAUGUUGAACAGUUUGGACUUUGUCAUGGAGAAACCUGAUUGGCAAUUGGGAUAGAAUCCCCAAAGUGUUUGAACAACAGGAGCGCUACAUGGAAUGUGUUUCUAUCAGUGCAUGUGUAAUAUGCUGCUUUAGGUUAAAAUACAGUGAUUUUUCAUUAUGUUAUGAGAUAUUUAAAAGCUAUGCAGAGUAAUACCCAGUCUCAAAUACUCAGAAGGAUCUAUGCAGUGGCCUGAAAGAAAUUGAGAUGAGUACCUCAGUAUUGCUGUUCUGUCUGUUCUUUAUAGAGAGGCUAUCUUCAGUUUUUCAAAUGUUUCUGUUUCUGCAACAUUCAUACUAUGCUAUGUUGGCUUGAACCCUAAUUAAAUAAGAGUAACCUGAUGUUUUUUCAUCAAUGCUGACAGGCUAUUCAUGAAGUAUGUAUUGACACACAUUCUCUAAUAUCCAUGAUUUUGAACAAUAAAUUGCUUUAUCUA
Podarcis lilfordi (Lilford's wall lizard) is the source of this 89219-nucleotide messenger RNA. NCBI's taxonomy places the organism in Eukaryota, Metazoa, Chordata, Lepidosauria, Squamata, Lacertidae. The record is from the annotation of a GenBank genome assembly.